Messenger RNA from Xyrichtys novacula (pearly razorfish), 92773 nucleotides. The record is from the annotation of a GenBank genome assembly. NCBI's taxonomy places the organism in Eukaryota, Metazoa, Chordata, Actinopteri, Labriformes, Labridae.
UAUUAAAACACUGACUACAUGAGAAAUGAUGCCUAUGUUCACACAACUAAAGAAUUACUGUUUCAUUACAAGGUGGAACACAUGGACAAAUGUGAUGAGAAGCCCAAACAAAUGUAAUACUGUAAAAAAACAGGUGAAAAUGAGCUUGACUGAUGUUUAGAGUUUUAUACAAGUAUGUCUGCAUUUCAAAACCAAACUUAACUUAUUAAAACCCUUACUUACUUAUAUAUUUUUAUUUAUUUUUUAUUAGUACUUUACUUAUUUAUCAGUAUAGUGCUGCAUAAGACUAUGCACAAAUUUGUCAGUGAUAUCUACUAAUCGGGUAGCUGUGGCUCAGUGGCAGAGUCAGUCAUCUUUCAAUCGCAGGUCCCAGAGUCAAUUCUUGAGUGUGCUGGGGCCCCAAGCAUAAAUUCUUGAGGGGCCCCUCUGACAAGCACUAAAUAUAUAUAUGAUAUGAAACCAACAAAGGAGGUCAGAAACAUAAACUUUUAAAAACAGUGAUCAGUAUUACUACAUAACUUGAAAAAUGUUGCUUUAAAAUAGCUACAGCUCUGGUAUGUUUUUACCACAAUAGCCGGCACCUCACCCUUGUUCUAAGAUUUGAUGUCUGAGAUAUACUUCAGUAUGUGAUAUGCUGCAAAAGAGCAGAAAGCACACCGUCUAACUUUAGUUCUAAAUUUCAAAGCAUCAAUAGUGUAAGAGUUAGACUAGUUAAGACUCAACCUUCAUUAAUAGCAUUUAAUUAACAGUGAAAGCUGUUGUCUGGGUUAGCCUUUUUUUUUCUCGUCCAAAUCACUCCCUUACCGGUGUUUCUAGUUACUCUGGUAAAAUUUCAGUAUUGUACCUUACAAGCGCACUUUCUCUCUGUCGGCUAACCUUGCAAGACAGUGCGGGUGUGUCAACACACGGUAAUAGCGAGUCAACGAAGCAGGAACCCCAGGCUAACGUCUCCCGCUCCACGAACACGGCGAACUAACUGUUAAACGAUAAAAGCCACCCUUAUACCUAACGCUAGUAAAAGUGUUUGCCACACUUUGCUAUCUGCUCUACUUACCGCUGUGUUGCGGUAAGUAGAGCAGAUAGCAUCCUUAUUUAUUUCUCUUUACUUUUCUUUUUUUCUCACUCCCUGAUACGUAGCUCCUUACGUAGUUACUUUGAUUGACACACAUCAGUAAAGAUGGACAUAAGUCAUGUAGCAGUGUGACAGGGAUGACAUGGAGCCCCUUUAGGGGGGUAUCCAUCUAAGAUGUCAUUGCAAAUUUGACCACUGGUUGUUUAAUGGGGUUGCAAUAUUUUAGGACAGGUUUGUGGAGUUGGGUUUGUCAGCCCUUGGGGACCCCCUAGUGGCCUGGGGCCCCAAGCAACUGCCUGUCUUGCCUGUUGACAAGCUCUGGCCCUGGCAGGUCCUGAUAUCCACAUCCUGAAGUUUCCUUGGGCAAGACACUUAACCUCACCUGCCCCCACUGGCUGAGUCCAGUGGUGUGUGAAUGGAAGUCAAAACCUGAUGGACUCUGCUGCCUCUGCCAUCAAUGAGUGACUGUGGUGUGAAUGGGUGAAUGAGACUUGCAAUGCCAAGAGCUUUGAGUGGAAAGAGAAAGCACAAAAUGAACACAAUCCAUUUAGCAUUCACUGAUGGUCACACUCAGGUCCAAACAUACUGUGUAAACUUUUCAUACACUGCUAACCUGUACCACCACCAGGCUGCUACAGCAUGAGUGCCAAUUUUACCUAAAAAAACACUUGGUCUGUUUCAAACAGCUGUUUUCCAAGGUUUGUUGUCUUUACUAAAAUCUAUGACGUCCUUCAGAAAAGUUAUUGAACUCGACAACUCUGAUCUGUUUGGAAACUACCUUGAUUAAAAAUGUAAAUGACCUUCAUGGAAAAAAGAAGCACUAGGAUGGCAGCAAUGCUAUUAAAGGCUAUAUGAAGUAUAAUGACAUACAACAACAGUUCUUGAAAUUACCUGUGUUACAGUAUAUUUUCAAAAUAUCUUUAUGAUAUAAAGUUAAAACUUAAAGUAUCUCAAACAAAUAAAUUCUAGAUAUGGUGCUUGAAACAGAAGAUAGAGGAAAGGUGUGAUAUAAAUCCAGUCUGAGGUUCCUCAUACCUCAGAGUCAAUAUUUAGAUAUUUAGAUUCGUUGCUCGAGCUCAUGAUAUGUUGCCAUGACAGAGAGACAGCAGGAAAUAGAGUAAUGGACAAAUGUACUGUGACCCAGGAGAGUAAACCACAUUUCUGAUCAUAUUUCACUUCCUCUGUGGGAAAGAGACCCUUCCUACUCCAGUUUGUAAAAACAUAAGGAUCCCAAUAUUCCUUAUAUAUACACCCCAAAUUUGAUAACCAUGGUGCAUUGUAUUUUACAGUAUAGUUUCAUAUAUCCUUGAAUGAGAUGAACAUCAUGUUACGUGCAGAGCUUGAAUUACUGAAACAACUACAGUUUGAGGUUAUUUAUGAAUGAAGCCGGUCAAAGAGGAGGAGUGAGGCUAAGGUAACAUUCACCCAAGACUCAGAGAGUCAUAAUAUUUUCAAACAUAGUGAAUAAUUCAUGAGAGAAAGACAAUUACUCCCUUACACUUGCCCGAGGUUUCAUGCUUUUUAUUAACCACCCGAUUUUUUGACCCAAUCCAGAGAGAUGUUAUAUUAAUUAAUAAAACAGCUGUGCUCUCUCUCUGCAUGAUGUGAUGUGCAUGUAUUACACUUUUGUUUUUAUACUUGCAAUUGGACUGUUUAAUUCAACAAGGAAAGUUUUCAUGGAAGGAUUGAAUUAACAGUCAUGGCUUCUUAUCAAACAAAGCACUCUUAUAAAAAUGAUAACAUUUUUAAAGGAUGAAAGAAAAAAACUGUUUGGGUUCAUAAGGGUCUGUGACUGGGAUCUUUCAAGUGUACACUGGCUUGAAUUAACUUAGCUGCCAUACAGACACAAACAGUGAAGUGCUGAGACGGGUUAUUUUAAAGGUUACAUGACAUAACUCUAGCUUUGAAUUUUGGAAUUGAGCCUUGCUUUAAUUGCUGUAAGUCUCAGGGAUGAGAAAUGAAGUGAAAGCUUGAAAAAGUAGUCCGUCACACAGAGACAUGUCUUCAUGAGCGACUUCAUUUCUAUUGAGUGCGGAAUGAAAAUGCCCUACUUUACAGAAGCUACAAACAAACCUGUCUGCAGUCCAAGAGAGGGUCUCCAAAGAUAGUUACUCUGUUCAUGACAGCUGUACUGUAAAUUGUGUAUAACUCCACUGCCUCCAGGUUAACAUGAAAAGCAGCAAGGUAGUUGUGGAUGAACGUUGCUUCUCUGAACUCAACCUCUCACCAGCAGAGCUUGUCGACUAACCCAGUCAUUUUUGGGAGGUGCCUGAAGCGACUCAUUUUAAUGGUCACAUUGAUGAAAAUUCAAAUUUUGGUCAACUAAAGGUAAAAAAAAAAAAAAAGAAAAAAGAAAAAAAAAAUAACACAAAAUGACAGGGCUAAGGGUCACAGAGUCUGCCAAAGUCUUGGUUAAUGUUAGCCUUUAAAAAAAUUCAUCUCUGUUUCUGAAUCAAGGGACAGUUUGCUCAUUUACUUGCUAAUGAAUUAGCAAUAACUGGAUUAGCAUUAGGUUAGACUUGCAUAAGUCAGAUGCUAAUAUCCAGCUCCUCUUUAACAAUCACAGUUGUGAGUGAUAAAUUAUUCUCUCAGCAUAUCUAAUUUGCUUCAAAUUUAUCAAUUCCAUUUUGUUUUUACACAAUUGUUACCGCUAAGGUGACUUUACAGGUGAUUUUAGUAGAGUGCAGUAUUAGCAAGCUUGGACAGCUUGGAUUUAGGAUAAAGACAUCCUGAAAUGGUGGUUAAUAGUUUGGGUGAACACUUCCUUCAUCCAUUUGGGGUUGACAUGAGCUCCACCUAAUAGCUUACUUUGAGUCUGAUUCACUGACCCUGGCGCAGUUAUACCCUUAUAAUGUCAGUAUCAUACUAGAAAACGUCUUCUUUUAAAUAUACACUGUGAGACAGUAAGGAGUUCCCAUUGUCCUUCCUGUGAAAAGUCAAUAACUGACCACCUGGCCCCGACGCCAACAGUCCUCAUCGCUGAUCCGGGCUCAGGCUCGCUGCUGUCCGUAAGAGGGCGGCACUGAGGCGUGGAGGGGCUGGGCAUUGAGGCAGUCCCAGGCAGGCUGUAGUGCUGCUGAGCCGGGCAGAGCAGAUAGACACUGUGAAGGUUUGCUGGAGGAAGGAAUGCCACCUCAUGCGGCCGGGGUGUUUUCACAAUUAACAAUCUGACGUCCAGUGCUCCGCGGCGGACUCUAUCCAUUCUGGAGGAAGGAAUAAUUACCCUACAAAAUGCAUCUAUUAGGGAUCUGGAUGCUGAUGGCGGCUCUGCAGGUAAAAAUAUUUCCAAUUUUACAUCGACUCAAUUCUGAUCGGCGGAGGCUGCAGUCGGAUAGGGGAGCGAACUGAAGCUGGUUUGUGUUUAGACCGGAGAGACUGACGAGCACUUUGCAUGGCAGGUGGAACAAUGCAAAUAUCGUAACUGUGCGUUUGCCUUUGGUUUUUCCAUUAUGACUCAGUUUUAUUCUCCUCUAGCUGUGUCUCUGUGACAAGAUAGAGGCCGACAAAGGCAGCCUCACAUCGUAACUAGCAGUAAAACGCUGCUGAUCCCAGACCUGCCGCGGGUCCACUGCACACUGACUAAAACAGUCAGGAGAAACGCAGUCCGAGUCUUAUGCUUCACCUGGGGAUAAAAGGCAUGUUUCAGCUGAAAUGGAGCUGUAGCCUAAUUGUGGAGGAGUCCUGGCAGAUAACCUCCAAACGUAGCGAGGUUUAUUCUCCCUCAUCCAUCCAUCCAUCCUUGGAUGACAGGCUCCUUCUGCUGUCGCCUCUAUCGGCACCUCUUCCACUGUUGUUGCUUUCUGUUAAAAUCAGAAGCUCGACUUUCGUUGGGCUAUAAUCCACUUGGGGUGGACCAGCAUCCUGAUAUGUGUCAUUUUUUUCCUUGUGGGGAGCAGACGCUGAUAUCCAUUUUAAAAGAUGGCAGUUUCGUCUGUCCUCCCUUUGCCGGACUCAGGUGGUGUAACGAGGUUUAAGACGGUUAAUAGGUUGUGUCUGCUCGUCUGCAUUGAUGAGCUGUAUUCAAAGGCUGCAUUUAGCUCCGAGGCUGUGGAUCCUCUUAUCUUGUUUCCCGGUGCAACAAUUCUGGAUAAAUUCGUUCAGUUGUCCCCUGCUACCGAACAUUUUGAUGUUUGAGGCUCAGCGCACAUGAAACUGUCCGGAAACAUCCCAAACCGUGGCCUAUUAUGCGAGAGGAACAGCCAGCCUACUGCAUACAGUUGAAUGAUCACUGUAUGCAGUAGGCUGUCUUUGGGCAACAGGAGACUGGACAGACCACGGAGGGGCUUAUAGAGUCCAGACUGUGAGGAUAAUGAUGUUGGGUCUCCUGCUGGUCUGCCAUUUCUUUAAUUGUGAAAGGCUCCUUUCACCGUCUUUGAUGGUUGAGUCAAUUCGUUUCAGACCCUGAUUUUGGGUCAGUAUAUGUAACCUAAACCCACAGGCCUACAUGAUUGCUGUAAUUUUCAAUUUACUGAAAAAGACACAGAUAGACUAAUCUUUUUUAUUUUUAGGCUCUGGUCAUUAUAUCUGUUUCCUUAUGAUGUCUUGUUAUUGGCUUAGUACUCUAAAGUAUUAGAGUAUGACAUGCUUUGAAUAGUGAGCAGCAGCAGCAGCAGCAGCAAUGUUUUGGCUGUGUUAUCUGUAUCACAGUAAAAGCACAAGCUCUACAUCAUAUAUUUUCCUGUGUGAGCCUCAGGGGUAUGUGGACCUUGUAAAUGCUUCUGGAGCAGGUUUUUAAGACCUUGGGGAAAGAAGGGCUUUACUAUGUGGGCAGAUCAAUAGAAAAGACAGUGCAGUGCCAAAGUGUCAAAGGUGAUGUCCCAAAAUAAAUCCAUCACCAAUGCCUAACCUCCCAAACAGCUGGGUCAGCGCUUUCAGAGGCUUAUCUUAAACCUUGGUAAUGCCUUUGCUUUUGUUACUUGGUAGCUAGAGUUUGGAGCCUGUGAUAGAGACUUUGAUUAUAUGAUCUCUCUUUGUACUUUAGGGCACAUUUAUUGUGUGGAUACAGCUGCAGGUUUAAAGUUAGAGGGUGUCUUUGAUGGUUAAUCAUAUUAUACAGAGGGAUUUACCCUUAAAAACAUACAGAUGGGUAAACAUCAACAAGCAGAACAUUGUUUGGUUUGUGGAGAUCAAAAUCAUGGUCUCCAGACCAUUAAAGUAAACUGCACGGAUAAAAUUGAUGUUGCAAGUUUAGUAUCUCAGACUGCUGCAGUGACUCAAAAUACUGUCUUCUGUUCAUGUCUCUGUUUGUUUGGGAUUUUCAAAGCCUUGGCCCUUUAGUACACUAAAACCAAACAACACAUCCCAUUGAAUUCUCUAUUACUUAUCAAUUUACAACCCCAUAAUAGACACAUUAAUUUAAUCAAUAUCGCUGCUUAGAUUUAAGAACUUGUCAGUGAUUUGAAGAACUAACUAAACACUUAAUCUACAAUGACAGCAAAUGAAAUAUCUUGGUGUGAUAUUACAUCAAGCUCUCUUUAGUCCUCCUGAUAUUUUCAUAUAAACUGUAAGCUAAAGUCUGAUUUCAGCACACUACUUUCUUACAACAUUUUUAGUCAAUAAGCCUUUCUUUAAAAAAGAAUCAGGUUGCAAGAUUACCCUAUAUGUUAAAAACAGUUUUACAUAAAGUUUAUUUUUAAAUAUUUUUAUUACAUGUAUCCACGACCUUGGUUUUGGUACAUCUCUCAAAGACUCGGCUCUGUUAAUAAAAACACAGUUCCUGAUUUUGCCCUCCAAAAGACAGGCCAGGUUUGCUUCCAGAAUAAAGCAUCAGAGAGUUUCAGUAUCUCAGAGAAAGCUUUACCUCAAGGCCACCCGUGACAUUUUUAUGUGGUAUGGUGCUGAAUUUGCUCAGUGAAUAACAAGUUUUAGCUGGAAAAGAUAAUUAGUCUGUUGGCUGCUAUUAGCUUCAAGGUUAAGUUUUAUUAUUUAAUAUUUCCUUGUAUAUUGGCAUCAUGAUUAACCUGCUGCAGCAAAACAUGAGACCAUCAGGGAAAUAUGGCUGAAAAAAAGCAGUGUUAUUGACAUGUGAAUCAUUGAGACAGUGUGAUGAAGGACUGCCUUUUACCUUCUUUGGCUGUGUGUAAUGAAGGAUUGACCCCACUACACUUGUUUUCUGUGUUAUUAGUGUAUUUGUCUUGAUAUGCAUCAGUAAACCAGUCUGUUAUUGGGCAAUGGAAAGAGUUCAGAUGAUUAAUUUGUAUUCAGUUUGAAAAGAGUGAAUUAAAACAGCAAAUGUUUUCAUGGUAAACAACUGUAAAAAUUCAGCAGUUGUAUCAAGUCUUUCAUAUUUCCAAUGUCCUUUCUUCUACGGCUGGCCGGGACUACUGAUCAGAAACCUCAUUACCAUUAUUAAACGUGAGAAAAAUUCUGCCUUUGCUUUGUAUCUACUUAAUGGACCUUACAUUGGAAUAUGUAUUGCUAUAUUUCAGAAUACAUAACCUCAACUUAUAUAUAAAGCAGUAUGUCUAGAAAUGUGUGUUAUAAUACACCACCAACCCUAAACUGACAUCAAAUUUGUCUCACUGACUGUUUGGCCUCUAAAUGUCACGACUGUAGUAUAACAGACACACAGCAUCACAACAGAGUCUGACUUUGUGUGUUUACCUCCUCCUCCUUUAUGCUAAUCAGGAGAGAGAGAUGAAAGUCCCCUACUAAAUACAUCAGGAUGGGCAACAAGGACGUGAGGGUUUUAAGAUUUUGGGUGAAGUGAAAACAAAUCACAACACCCCUCUUAGUUUUAUUACUCUAAUCACAGCAGAACAGCCCCACACAUUCACCCGAACACUAACAGACACACAAACAAACUGCGGAGGAGCACGAAUAUGUGCCACUGUGUGUGUGUGUGUGUGUGUGUGUGUGUGUGUGUGUGUGUGUGUGUGUGUGUGUGUGUGUGGUAGGAGUGGAGGGAAGUUUAAGCUGGGCCAGGGCUGAAACAACAAGAGAGACAAAAGUCUAGACGCUAAUUAUCAUCAAAAUUAAUUGACCCAGUUGUCUGCCCCCCUCCCCGUGGUGAUUAAUAAUGGUCUAUUGGUUAGGAAUGGAGCUGAACUGGAUUUCAUUUUCCCUGUAACUCAACAAUUUCCCUUCACAUUACUGUUGCAAGUUUGAAAAUGUGGAAUGCCAAAUCACUGACCAAUUAGCUCUCUGCUUGUUUCCUUUUACAUGUUUCUUUUCAACCUGAACAAUGGCAGAGGAUCACAUCUGUGGGACUCAGUUCUCACUGCUUCAUUCAGAGAACAUAGCUUUAGAAAAGGAAGUGUUGAAAUUUGCAUUUUCUAGUCUCAAGAAAUGGUGUUUGGAAAGGGGAUUUCAGUCUGAGUUAUGGCUUCUGAUGAAACACUUGUAAAGCAAACAGGCGAGAUUGCUUCAACCUUCUGUUGGAAGAAAAGUGAUCUGGAAGUUAUUUAAAAAAAUAGCCAUAAGGUUGCAAAAGCAUUGAGAUGUAAUGGAAGAUUUAUGCAAAUAUCUAAAUAUUUCUACACCCUUUCAUUGUUGUUUUUCCCCUCUCCAGGUUGUUAUUCUGGGCCAAGAGGCUGAUCGUCCGUUGUCAAGCAAACAGGGGUCGUUGCCAUGCAUGAGGGGCUUUACUCAGAAGGAAUACAUCAUCGAAAUGGACCAAGAGCUGGCAAAGGGACAGGCUGUCUUCAACGGUCAGCACACACACACACACACACACACACACACACACACACACACACACACACACACACACACACACACACACUUGAAGCUGGGGCAGCUCCAGCAAUAAUCCCCUGCUGUUGGGUGGGGGUUGUUUAAGAGUCCUGCUGAUAUUUGAACCAUAAUAAAGCUUCAAGAGGACUGACCUUUGCAAAGACUGAGCCUGGAGUAGAGUGUGUGUUCCUGUUUGUGUUAUUGUGAUGACCCUGGUUGAAAUGCAGUGAUGAAAAAUCACUGAGAUUUGUUUGUGGAGCAUCUUGUGAUUGCUUUGGAAAAGCUGUAAUAAUUACUUCCAUCCUCUCAUGUUGACAGGGUUAGACAUUGGAUGGAGACCUCAGUGCCAUUAAGUCACCAGUGUGGUAUUCUCAGUGAGUCUCUCCAUAUUUAAGCCACAGGGAAAAAUUGAGCAAUUAAAUAUUGAUUUCAGCAGAGUCUUAACUGCUCUGGAGAAACAGAGGAAACUGGUGAGCCGUAAGAGGAUCAUCUUUUUUUUAACUUUAAUUAAUUAAUUGAUCCCGUGCAGAGUGGCAGCGUCUCAGUGCCAAACUGCUGCCCUUACAGAGAAAGGAUGGGAGAGAGAAAUAUUAGAAUGUACCAGAGUUUCCAGACUGAUCAUCAUUCCCUGUACAUCUUUUUGUCAAUAUUAAGCAUAAGUUGUAGGUGUCCAUAAUUUUUCUUCUUUUAUUCCAAAUUUGACUGAAAGCCCUCAAACCCCAUGUAGGUCAAACCCUGAGUUAAAAAUACUUGAACAUUGGUUAUUAGGCUGCUGCCGUUUACUUGAUGGACCAGAAUUGAUGAGUGUGAUAUUUCCCGAUGCUGUGUGUCAUAGGGGGGAAGUUAUCAGUAUCAUUGAGCGGCAGGCUGAUCAAUGAGCAGUGUACAUUUGUAGAUAAAGUGUAGAUGGGGAGUGUGAGCUCUGCUGAGCACAGUCAGAUGUCAAGUAGGGGUCUCAGGUGAGGAGUAAUGAAUGUGUUUUCAUCUUUAUUUUACUCUUACAGUAACGAAUGACUUAGCCUGAAGAAGUCUUCCUCUGUGGGCCUUUACAGCCACAUACAAACAGAUGAAUGUCAUAUGAAUAUAUCAUCUAAAACAUGUCCUACACACUUAUCAGAUAUUGGUUAGACUUCAGUCUGCAUGUUUUUUUAUGUAAAUGUGUCUACAAUGGAAAAGGAUAAGCGGAUAUCCUGCUUCAUUACACAAAGAUCUGCACCGGUGCAGCCUGUGCUUCAAUUUUAAGCUCUGUACACCAGGAGGUGAACCCUGUGAUGCCCCUGAAUUAGCACAGUCUGCUGUUUCGUCAGUGAAUGGGUGCUGUAUGUGCUGUCUGUGAGCAGACUAGAUAACCAAACACAGACGGUAAAGCUUUCGUGCUCUCUGAUAAAGGUUGUGGCUGAGUUUUCUGACUGAAAAGUUGCUGUUUCAAACCCCUGGACGGUGACAUGUCCCUCUACAUCUCCUGCUGGGGUAUUAUUCAGUUCAAGAAAAAGCCUGAGGGUGUACAGGGACAUGUGAAACUGUAUGAAUAUAAAGUAUGGUUUGGCUGCCCAUUUCACCUCAAGAUGGAAGGAAAUGAAAUCAGCACUUUUGUUUUUGUGAUUUUGAACAGAGCUGUCCACCUUAACAGGCUUUGUCCAACCACAUCCAAGCACCAGGCAAGAAAGCCUACAAUAAUUCUGCGCUGAGAACGAGUGUGUGAGUGUGUGUGAUCACAUGUUUGUGUGCUUCAGUGGACUUGUAUGGGCUCUUUGAAGUGUAACAAGGCAACAGUGACUGAAGCUGACAGAGCGGCGAGAGGAACAAGAAAGGAGAGUGUUUCAGUGUGUUUGUCUGUGCUGAUGCUCGUGUUAUGGGCUUGUUUGGGAGUGUGUGUAGGUGAGAAAACAAAUUACGUUGUUUAUACAGGGGAACAAUAUUAUUUUCUCUAUCAUAUGCAGCCAGACUGCAGGUGAGAUGAAGACAGGUUGAUGUGUUGUCUUGGUUUACCAUCAAAACAUACAAACCUUUUCAAACCAAACUUUACAUUAAGAGUCAGAAGUUUAUAAUAAAGUAACCCGACUGGAAUCACUAUACAACUAUGAUACUGGACUUUUCUUUAUACAAGAUAUUUACAAUCGUCACAAUGAUACAAUUGAAUACUAUUAAUUAAAUAUAAAUUAAAAAAAAUAUUUAAAUGUAUUUAUUAUUCUAUUUUUUUAUCUACUGAGAUGUUAAUUAAUUGAUUUAUUUAAAUUUGUUUUAUUAUUAUUAUUUUCUUUCUUUGUUCUAUUAUUGUAAUUAUUAUUAUAAUUGUUUUAUUAUUGUAAUUAUUAUUAUGUCAUAUUGCGGACUUUUUCUUCUUUCAUUCUCUCUUCAACAAUUAUUACAAUUUUAAAGAGGGGAAAAUGAGGGACAAUCACACCCUCAAACACACACUCCUCAACACACAUACGAACACCCACCCACCCACCCACCCACCCUUAUUUAAACACAGCCUUGCAACACCUUCAAACUUUGACAAAAGGAAAAAAUAUAAAAAUAUCUAAAUGUUAUAUGUUUCUGCUUAACUUCAUAGUUUCUUCUCCAUUGUCUGUUUGUAUUACAUAUAUAUAAAAAAAAUAUAGUAAUAAUAAACUACUUUUUAUUAAUUGUAAUUAAAAAUGUCCCUUUGGGGAUUAUAAAUUCUUAUCUUAUAAAGUAAAACUGGCAAAUAUUCCUUUACAUUGUAGUUAAGUGGUUUCCAGUUGGCCUUGUCCUUUCAUUGAGAAACUGCUGGAGAGUCAGAAAGAAGCUAAGCUACAGUUUUCUGUUAACGAGAUCAAGACUGCCACACAGAUUCUUUCAGCACUUUGCUCUGCCUUUCAGAACGCUUUUUUUGCACCAUUUGUAGAUGCAAUACAGGGUCAUGGUCUUCAUACAGGUUCAUGGUCUUUGUAUAGGUACGUGGUCUUCCUGCAGGCUGCAUCACUGACCAUUCACAAGCUUAUCAGGAGGUCAAUCUAAAGACCCAGAUGACCAGCAUGAAAGCGCAUCUACUGUACAAAGUCUAUGUUCAGCUCUAAUUGUUUCUGUUUUUAUAAUAAUGACGCCCCCUAUUUUCCACAUGAUAUUUUUAUUACUUUUGUCAAUAUAUCAACGAUUUGUACAGAACUCACACCUCCACCAGGAGAGCUGUGGUCAGUCUCUCUGUUAGCUGGUUAUGGAGCAGACUUUGCCUCUUUUGCAGAAAAUUGUAGUGUAGCUUGAGACCGGUUCUUACAGCAAUUCCAGUGUUGCUAGUACACUUAGUAGGGACAUGAAACCAAAAUAACCUCAUUUAAAAAUACAAAACUCUUUCUGUAACAUACCAGGAAUGAUGACUAAACCAACAUGUCAGUAAUAGAUGUCUGCAGUUAGAACAGCAGCAGCUUAGUCUUGAGACCCGGGUUAUAAAACUCACUCUGUGUCAGGUCUUAUUCUUAUUUUAUUCUUGUUUGUAACACUUGGUUAUCUAUUUUGAAAAUUUUUAUGUUUUUGUGUCAAGAUGUGAGAGAUUCAUUUGAGGACCAGUGAAGGUGUCUUUGCGAGGUUAUGUUCUGAUGGCUCUGGGCACUGUUAAUUUUUUAAUUAGGGCGGCGGAAGAGUGAAUUAUUAAUGAGAGGACGGCAGAGAAGACAUAAUUAUAAACAGACAGAUAAACAGAGUAUCUGGGGGAUGGAAUGUGAGAGAAAGGAGGUUAGAGGUGGAGAUCAGCAGACGGGUCAGACUGAUAGAGACAGACAGAAAGAGAAAACAGGAAGCAGCAGUGACGGUUCAAUGAGCUCAUCCUUUGUUUUUUUUUAAGAAGAGCCCUCUCGUUGCUGGUCAACUGUUUCGGAUUUUUAUUCCAGUUAAAAUCACGACUGUAAGGAUCAGCUCUGCACUUUGAAUGAUCAUUCCAGAGGGACUGUAAAGUUCCUGAUCAAAAUCUUGUGACUAUUAUAAACAAUAUUUCAUCCCUUUUAGUUUUUUUACAGCUUCCCCAGAUAUGGGGAGGUUAAACUUGAUAGACAGAAACUUUGAAAUCAGUGAUAUUAGUGCUGAUGGUCUGAUAGUCUUGAUAUAACUUUGAAGAUCAUUCAAUCACACAAACUCUGCUUUUAACGCUGUGGUCUUGCUAAAUGACAAUAAAUUAGCAUUUAGGCUAACUCAGUCAUUUUAACAGGACUGCUAAAAUUCAGUUUUCAGCUCUUACAGGAAACAGUUACAUGAAGAAUUGGUCUGAGUCAGGUCUCUGUUUCUGCAAACAAAAAUAAAUUGGGGAAUUGGAAAGUUGAUUCAGCUGGUGCCAGACCAUUGUGUGUGUGUGUGUGUGUGUGUGUGUGUGUUUCAGCUAUCUAACUUAAACAAAAAAGUUAUAUGUGUGUGUGUGUGUGUAUUGCUUCUCUCUAGUGCUGUGUUUUUAUGUGUGUACAGUAUUUGUGUGUCCAUGAGUAUGUGUGAGUCAGGCCGAGGUCAGUGGCUAUCCUGCACUUCCUGUGGAGUGUAGCAGGACCAUAGACUGUAUAUAGAAUGGACAGCGUCUGCCUCCUCGCUGGGUGAAGCCACUCCGAGAACAGCACCCACUGUUGACGGGCUGCAGUACAGAUCAUAAAUCCCGCCUCCGCCAGCAAAGCUUAUGGGACUGUGGAAAACUUUAGAAAUUUAUUACACAGAACAUAAAUUUUUUCUCCCCCCUGGUUGUGAUGUUGACAUGUAGUAAUUGUAAGACUGGUUUGUGCUCAAGUCCUCUUUUUUCUGUACAGCUCCAUUUUUAAAAGUUAUUAGGGGAUUCAUGUUUUCUAUGAUUGACACCUGAUACAGCCUAUGGGCGUUCAGGGAUUGCAUCGAUCGCUCAUCCGGGGGGGAUACGCUGUUUGACUCGAGCGUCAUCACAGUGACUCUCGGCGACUGCGCGGCCAAAUGCGCGCAUCGCGCAUCUGACUUUCCUAUUUUCCCAUCCAUCCUUCCUAUUAAGGCAGUGUGUGUGUGUGUUGGGUGUGUGUGUGUGUGUGUGUGUGUGUGUGUGUGUGUGUGUGUGUUGGUCAGUGCUGUGGCCUCAUGUAGCCAAGUGCUGGUCAGCUCAGCCCUAAACAGGCGUGGAAACCCCCAUUUUGUGAACCAGACACUGACCACAUUCAUCUCCCCAUACCCUUCCUUUUAAUCCCCCUCUCUUUCUCACUUCACUCCCUCUCUCCCUUUCUGUUCCCAUUUCUCUUUUUUCUCUUGUCAUGCAGAGGAUUGCCCUACUUUAGUCCUGCCUCAUACAUCACUGUCUCCCCUCACAGUCGGAAUAGGGAAGGGGCAGCAGAGAUAUAGAACGAGACCUCUCUCCCUCUCUGUUGCUCUCUCUCUCCCUCUCUCCCUCUCUGUAUAUGAGUCAGCCCAGCAACUCUCUCUCCCUCUCAGCUGAUUUCCACUCAUGCCUUUUUUGUCUCUUAGGGGCUUGUUAACAUCUUUGCGAUGAGAUACUCAUUGCUCCUCUAUGUUUUAGAUUCUGAAUGCAGUGUGGUGUUUGUUACUUGAAUUUUGUAGUGGAAAGUACUCAAUUUGUACCACUUCAAGGUAUAAAUUAUUCAUUUCUUUUAAAGGGUAUCUGGAUGGAUGUCAGCUUUCUGUCAAAUACUGUGCCCUCUGCAUCAGCAGCACUUUCAAAUAGAGAUCUCGCUAACUAUACGUUUCCUCGUAGUUUGAAUAGAGACAGAUAUCUGAACCUCCUGAAAUGUAUUUGAGUACGAGAUCAAUUUGCUUGAUCAGAACUUUCUGCUCAGACAGUUCAGUCAAUAUCUCAUACAUCAGUAUGUCAGUCAUCACAUAUGAAGCUGCAGCAAUGUGUGAAAUCUGGCUCUUGAACAGGAAAAUUACUGCACUGUUUAGCUAACAGUAUGUAGGCAGAGCUUCAUUACAGCCCUGUAGCAGACUGUCAGUGUAAAAUGGGCUGAUGUUAUAUUGUAAGUGGCCAAAUGUAAUGGAUCCAUUAGAUUUCAGUGAGCAUGAAGACUUCUGCUAUCAGAUCAAAGUCUAAACCAAUCAACUGUCUGCUCUCCAAUUAACAGAUGGUAAUUAUCAGUAAUUAAAACUUUUUUCCUGUAAUUGACAGAAAGUUACAGGAAAAUCUCAUGGUCUGGUAAGGUUGUAGGGGUUCAUAUAAAAGUGCUUUAUGACACUGAGAUAAAUGUGCAGCACUUUGAUGAGAGUGUUGUGGCUGUGCUUAUUAUUAUAGUCAAGAUAAAGAUAUUGUAUUUGAAUUGUCGACAUUUGUACAUUUAUUUAAAAGAUAAAUUUGCUAAGCUGUAUUGUGGUUGUAAAGUUUGUAACACAAGCUUACAUGUGAGGAGUUUUAUCUGGGGUGCAGAAACUCUUCCUUGUGAGUAUUUCCUCCCUGAGUUUUAUCACAGGAAUACAGAGGGUUGAAAUUACAACUUUGCAGCUUUGACGACUGACAUCCCAGCACAGCCAACUUUUGUGUUGUGUCAUGCAGGUGUCUUUGCUGUUUCUUCUUCCCCUUCAAGUCACUGGGAUAGCCCAGUUAUUCCAGUGUAAGUGUGAGGCUUUAAAGUGGGUCAGUAAGUAGAGGUGUAAAUGAGUCAAGUCUUUCCCAUCCUGAUUUCUUUGGCUUAACUUGUCUGUGAACGCUUCAUCAUGAGGAGUGAAAGAGAGGUCUGCCAAGGUUAGUGGAGAUAGAUGUGUACCUGGCACACGAAGGAGUGCUAUCUGAGUGAGGCAUUAGAGCUGUUGCAAUGCAACCAUGAAGCAUACACAUACUUUGUUUAAUUUGUAAACAUGAGUAAAGCACUGUCCAAUGAACUGUGAUGGACAGACAGAGCAUCAACAAAAAAAAUGUCCAGAAUAGUUUCAUACUCGGGGUAUGUUAGAUCUGCCCCCUGCUUGAAGUAAUAUAACCGUCUGUCUGUGAGUGAACCAUCUGCCUCUAUAGAAAUCUGCUAAAUUGGAUUUAUUAUUGAGAUUUUUGAGAUUGAAAUGAAAGGGUGAUGAAGUUACAACUGGAUAUAAACUCAAAAGCAGGGAAGGAUGAAAGUUUUCCAAAGACAUUUGAAAUAAACACAAGAGUUAAAAACAUCUCAGCUUCAGCCUUGUCGACAUGACACACAAAGAUGUAAGUAGAUCAGUCAGAGGCCCAAGUUAAACUGCCGACAGACGCAGCCAAACUUUACUCACAGGCUGUUUCCUUUUUCUUAACAUACAGAAUUUCUUGGACAGCCCACCACCAGACAAACUAAACGCUUGGUUAAGAGGAAAGCUGAACAUGUUGAAAGUGUUUUCUCAGGAGUUAGUGGAGGCUGCAGCUUUAUUUAACACUGAGUGUAGCCUUCACAGUGCUAAUGUGUGAAGACUUUGAGUCAUGCACAUGUGACUUUCAACAGGUCUUGCAUUUUACAGACAUUUCAGACAGUCCUAAGAGUCCUUUAAAUUUUUUCCCAUGACCGAUUGUGGUGCGAGUCAGCUACCAGACGUUUACAGAUGUACUCGAUGAUAAGUCCAUUUUUUUCUCCCCAGAUUCAAACCAUUUCUGCUGACGCUAAAGAGAGACUAGACCCCCUCUGCUCCUCUAACUCUCUUCAUCAUAAGUCAUAUUAAAAAGCCAGCUAAAGACAUUUAUGGACCUCAGACUGACCACACUAUGUGGGCAGGAAAAGGCCCACUUUCUCCAAAGUGUGUUUAUGGACUGUAUUUUUGUGUGUGGAGGAGGAGAUUGUGGGUCUGCUUCUCGUUAUAACCUACGUAUGUUCAACUGACAAAAGCCAGGCACUGCCACUCUCUGCUUUACAGAUAUGGCUGGAAUGUGUGUGUGUUGGAUGUAUGUGUGUGUGUAUGUGUGUACUCCCACGGGUGCUCCUCCAGUUGUGGUUGUUCGUGUUCCACUAAAUCCUGUCCGCCCAUUUGUCUUUCUCUGCCUCACUCCCAUCAGCCUCUCCAUCCUUGUCUCUCAGCCAUUUUCUGUUAAAUGAAUGAUGGCUGUAUGCCUGACCUCACAUCUGACUAAUGUGUGUGUGUGUUUGAGUAAGUGUAUGUGCACAAGCGUGAGUGUGUGAGUGCAGAAGCUCAGGCCGGUGUGUGUAGGCACCCCAGUGUUAGUUAAAAACAGGAAAAUGCUGCUCAUCUGCCAUGUGCAGGAAAAAUAUCCUAUUCAGAGCUGAGAUACAGAACAGAAACAGAGGAGGAGAGUUUACUGAACUUUUUUAUUUAUAAAACCAUUAAAUCUGUAGAAAAAAAGAGGCACUUUUUUGAAAAAAAAAAACAAACAUUAUCUAAAGCAUGGACAGCCCAUGUUUAAAAUGAAGCUGUGACAGUGUCCUUAUCUUUCUGCUUUCUUUGUUUCCAAAGCUAACAGCACGUUCAUUGGACCCAAUUUGAACUUCAGACAAACCAGGCUCUUGUUUUUUCUUUUUUUUCCCAUGGACAAUAACUUAAGAUUUUGUUCAGAAAAACAUUUUAAUAACCACAAGUUCAGAGAACCUCCGGAUGGCGAAAUUAGGGACAAAGUGGAUGACUCUGUUCUGCAAAAAAAAUCUACAAAUUAUUCAGUAAAAUGGAAACAUAACCUUUUUGCAGUUCUGCCUUUUCACAACCUUUACUUAGCCAUUAAACAAGCAGACUACGGUUAAAACACAGCAGCCUGUUAAGGCUUUUAUACCAAAACUGUCAAAUGCUUUAUUUGGCUUUUGCACAACUUUAGCUGCUUUUCCAGUGGAGUUUAAACAAAACCUUAAAUUCUGAUAAGCUGAUUUAUCCAAAGUGAAGAAAACAGACAGAAGUCAGCCAAACACACAUCACUGUUUCUCUGUGCUGCUGACUGGGUCAAAUUGCUCUGUCAGUCUUUAGUCCUCCUGACAGGUAGACGCCCACCUGCCUGUGCAGGUUCAGUGCUCUGGUCAAGUGGUUAUAACCCAUAUACAACUCCACUCUCUAGAUCACCAGUCUGCCAUACUCUGCAGUAUCUUUGCCGUCAGUCAGCUACACUGGUUAACAUCCAGGUAAAAGAGCAUCAUGGUACUGUUAUCAAUGCAAAGUCCAAAAGCCAGCAUCUGUGAUGGUAUGGGGGUGCAUUAGUGCCCAAGGCAUGGGUAACUUACACAUCUGUGAAGACAACAUUAAUGUUGAAAGGUACAUACAGAUUUUGGAGCAACUUAUGCUGCCAUCAAAGCAACGUCUCUUUGAUUGGUGCCCCUGCUUAUUUCAGCAAGACAAUGCCAAGCCACAUUCUCCACAUGUUACAACAGCGUAGCUUCGUAGUAAAAGAGUGCGGGUACUCGACUGGCCUGCCUGCAGUCCAGACCUGUCUACCAUUGAAAAUGUGUGGCGCAUUUUGAUGCGUAAAAUACGACAACAGAGACCCAAGACUGUUGAACUGAAGCUGUACAUCAAGAAAGAAUGGGAAAGAAUUCCACCUUCAAAGCUUCAACAAUUAGUCUCCUCAGUUCCCAAACAUUUAUUGAGUGUUGUUAAAAGGAAUAGUGAUGUAACACAGUGGUGAACAUGCCCCUGUCCCAACUACUUUGGCACGUGUUGCAGCCUUGAAAUUCUGAGUAAAUUAUUAUUUGCAAAAAAAAAUAAAUAAAGUUUAUGAGUUUGAAAAUUGAAUAUCUUGUCUUUGUAGUGUAUUCAAUUGAAUAUAGGUUGAAAAGGAUUUGCAAAUCAUUGUAUUCUGUUUUUAUUUACGUUUAUCACGAUUUCCUUACUUCAAUGGAAUUGAGUUUUGUACAUGAACUCUCUAUGAGGGAAAGUCAGCUAUGCUUAUGUCGGGUGAUAAUGUGGAAAAAUGACCUUCAAUGACUUCAAAUGGGAUUAACUGUUUAUAUCUUUUUGUGUGUUGAUAUAUGUUCAUUUGGUCAGGCAACAUUGAAAGAGUAAGAAAAUCAGAACAAAGGUGAAUAUAUCCUUUAGCCCCUGAAUGCCUCUGAGAAAGAGCGCUGUCACCUCAAAGAGCACUGUCACCUCCUCUUGCUGGGUUUAUUCAGAUGGAGUUAGACACUGUGACUGACUGACUGAUAGCCCCUCUGUCUAUCUUAGCCCACUGGACUCCAGGCUCCUACUAACAUUCACCUGUGUGUGUUUUUUGUGUGUGUGCGUGCGUGCAUGUGUGGUUGUGUAUAUGCUCUGAAGUAUGUUCUUCUGUAAAUGUGUCAGUAAAUGGUGGGCUAAUACAGUCAAACUUGUCAUAGUCUCUCAGGGCUUUGCUGCCAUUGUUCUUAUCAUCGUCCCGCCUAAUACUAACAUCAGGAAUGACACACACACUCCAACUCUGCCUUACACAGUACAGCUGUCUACAAACAAUUAUGGUAAUGAAUCAUUCACUGGUGCACAGAUACAGUAAAUCAGCUGAUAACAGCAGACUGAGUUCUGGUGAAUCCAGCUCCUAGAGGACAUGGCUACAAUUGUUUCUGUUAGGUGAUUGAUAUGGACGGUGUGCUUGAAGUGAUCAUGUGUGGAUGAGUAUUGGAAAACCCAUAGUCAGGUCUUUUUCAUAGAUUCGAGGUCAUGGUGGCAACAACUCUUUAGUUAUCACAUGAGCUUCUUCAUCAUCAUCUUAAUUGGAACAUGAAAUAUAUAUUUAUUUCAACUAAUAAACAUCCUGAUGUUGUUAAAAAAAACACUGAAUGACAGCAAAUUCUUCAGUUUGUGUGAAAGUUACUUACUUCUCAGUUCAAUUACCAAAUCAGUGAAGAAUUAACUGAACUAUUCUCUUAUCAUCGCCCCCUGCUGCCUGUUAGAUAUGAUGCAGAUCUUUGGACAUCUCACUUUGGUUCUGACAAAUAACACUUUCUAUAAUCUAAUGAUUAUAGAACUGAUGAAGUAGACAUGGAAAAUGAGUCAAAAAAUAAUCUUGUUAACAGCAUCAAACAUGUAUCUAAAAUACCUUUGAUGUCAUUUUGUGUGCGUCAAAAUGUCUGUCUGUACUGACCAUAGACUGUAUAUAGAAUGGACGCCGUCUGCCUCCUUGCGGGGUGAAGCCACUCCGAGAACAGCACCCUCUGUUGAUGGGCUGCAGUAUAGGUCAUAAAUCCCGCCUCCGCCAGCAAAGCUUAUGGGGCUGUGGACCAACUUUAGAAAUUUAUUACACAGAACAUACAUUUUUCUCCCCCCUGCUUGUGAUGUUGACAUGUAGUAAUUGUAAGACUGGUUUGUGCUCAAGUCCUCUUUUUUCAGUGAAGCUGCGUUUUCAAAAGUUAUUAGGGGGUUCAUGUUUGCUAUGAUUGACACCUGAUACAGCCUAUGGGCGUUCAGGGAUUGCAUAGCUCUCCCAGGGGAUACGCUGUUUGAGCCGAGCGUCAUCACAGUGACUCUCUGCGAAUGCGCGGCCGAAUGCACACAACGCUACUGCACAGCGCUGGUUUCAGGAAAUGAAGAAAAAUCCCGGAAAUACCAAGAGCUUUUUGGCUUCAAAUCUGUAUACAGGCGGAAGGCGGAACUAGGUUGUCCAUAGUAUAUACAGUCUAUGGUACUGACAGGUCAGAUCAGACCUCCUGAAGGACAUUAGUCACACUGUGGUGUUCCUGAUUGUACCCCAAUGAACAUCCUGCAGUUUGCAAAAACACUUAUUUGGUAGGCACAAAACCUCUGGUGACCAAGGACGAGGGAAAAGUUAUCAUGCAUUUCAGGGUAAAAGCCAAAAAUUGAACUCCUCUCUCCAUCUGUUCACUUAUUUCUGUAACCCUCUGAUUUGUGACUUGUCCUGCGGGUCAUUUUUAUCAAAACUCUGUUUCUUCCUUGAAACUGAGCAUAAAAAUAAGAACUAAGAAUAGAUACUUUCUUAUGACUGUGGUGGAUCAUGUGUCUGUGGUUAGCAGUGGGGUACUUGGACUGUUCCAAGAAGCUUUAUAAAAUCUUCUCGCUCACUCGUGGAGAAAGUGUAGGAGUAGGUGAGAGUUCAGAAUUACAACUAGAGCUGAUCAUUUCUUUAAUCUGACAGCUCACCCCUGCUUAAAACCCAAAUAACCCCUCCACCUGUUUGAGACCAGCUGUUUCUUUAAGUGUGUAUAUGUGUGUGUGUGUUUGUGUGUAGUGUAGGAUAGUGUAUAGGCUGUGGUGUGCUUGACAUCGACAACAUAAUCGAGUGUCCUUCCUGUUUCUCAGUUUUGCUCCCCUCCUUUCCACCUACCAACCUUCCCCUCCCUCUUGGUGGAGAUUCAUUUUGGCUACAGCAGGAAACAGUGUGAAUGUCUGCAGAAAUAUUCAUGUGCCUCAACAAAGAAGUGGUUUGUUUCAGCACAGAGUUAACUUUGAAAGACAGAGCUUCCCCUGCUGUGCCAAAGGAUCAACAGAAGAUGUGGAAGUCAGAUUGGACAGUAGUCUGAGCUAGGCCUGGACGAUAUAGAAAAAAAGCAUAUCGAUAAAAAAUAAAUCAUAUCGAUCGAUAUCGAUAAUUAUCGAUAUAAUUGUUAUAAUUAUUUAACAUAUAUUUUAAUUGCAGCCCUGGAUGUUUUAUGCUAUUGCUUAAUGACCUACUUUAAAUAAAGAACACACAAGCACUGAAUUCAAAUUCAAACCUUUAUUCAACCACCUUUUUUUUUUUACCACAACUGAAAGUUUUUUAAAAAAGAACUAAAAAAAAAAGAAAUCAACUUAAGUGGCCUGAGUGACGUCAGUAAAUACUGACAAACAUAAAGACUAAAGUGACCAGAAAAUCUGAUAAAUAAAUAUUUAAAUAGUCUUUUGAUGAAAACAAACAAAUAUAUAAAUAAACAGAAUAGCUUUAGGUGGGAAUAGCAUACUACCAGUUUUAACUGUGUGGGAAACUGCCCACAGCCUGGUGUCUGAACACUGAAAUAUUUCUCCCGGGGUCGGGAGAUUUAUUUUUUUUAAUUACCAUGUGAUUGACUUAAUACACAAUCCAAGCACGAGAAGCAGGACUUAUCCACGCCGGUGUUGUGUCGUAGAAUGCACCCCUGCCGAAUGCACCCCCUGCUAGUAGCCAUGAUCCAAAUACUCGCGUCUUUGUAAAAUAUGAGCUCAUUUUCUUCCACUUUAAGAAGCUAAUGAGUGGACGGGAUGCAGGGGUGCAUUCUACGGCAUAACACCGGAACGUAUUUCCUCCGCACCCUUCUCACCUUUUCAACCCCUGACCCAUUUUCAUGCCUUGAAGCGCUGUGUUUGAGAAAUACUUGCGGCCGGACACUUCAUAUCGCGGGUCGAGAGUGGCUAGAAGCUGGUCGAAGCCAGGCUUUUCAACGGUAGUUAUUGGCAGUAUGUCCCUCGCUAUGGAGCAUGUUACUGCAUGGGUGAUGUCCUUAUGCCGCUCGGACGCUUUGUCGUAUUUUGGCAAGAAACGAAGUCCAGUUUGGUCUGCUUCACAUGCUUUGUGCUGGUGCUGGCAGCGGUUCCAGAGGAUUCCUCCGACGAUGACGUGGAGCCGCGGCGCGGCCGACACAGCUCGUACUCCUGCGGGUGCGAUCGGUUUAGAUGGUAAAACAAGUUGGUUGUGUUACCAGACUUCGUUUUUACUAAUUCUCUGCAAAUUUUGCAAACGACCGCUGUUCGCUUUUUGUCAGACUUCUAAAAACCAAAACAUUGCCAUGCUGGUGAACUACUGAAACCUUUUUUCGGGACAAUGUCCUCCGCUUCUCCUUGCUGUAUCAUUUUUUCUAAUACACGUGCUGUCUGUUGUGGUUUGAUAGGGGCUGGGCUUGGUGCCGUAGCGUACCUGGGUCUGCGUUUGUGAUUGGUUGGGAGGGAGUAAUGACUGUAGUAAAAGCUACAUGAUAGGCUAUGAUGAAAAAGAAAGGGAAACUGUGUUUUUCUAUCGAACUUUUUAUCGACCCGUUUUUUUUCUAUCGCACCACACGUCUAUCGAUCGAUAUAUAUUGUUAUCGAAUUAUCGUCCAGCACUAGUCUGAGCUGCUCUGGGUAUUUUAGCUCUCUGGGCAGAGGCCCUCCUCAUAUGUUUGGGUGACCAGCACCAGUCGUUGAAAGUACCUUCAGUUGAAAUGAAGACCUUGUGUUUUAAAUGUAGGUUUUAUGAUGACACUGGAAAGCUUUUGGACUGAGGACAAAACAAAAACUUACCUUAACAUUCACUCUUAGCUGAGGCUCAGUGGUAGAGUCAGUCGUCUCCCAGUCAGAAGGUUUGGGGUUCGAUCCCUGUCUAAAUGUCGUAGUGUCCUUAGGCAAGGCACUUGACCCUACCUGUCCCCUCUGGCUGUGCCCAGUGUUGCUUGAAUGGGAUAAGUCUAAAACAGAUGAGCUCUAUAGCAGCCUCUGCCACAAUCAGUGUGUGAAUGGGUGAAUGUGACAUGUAAUGUUGAAGAGCUUUGAGUGGACAGAGGGAUGGAAACACAGCCCACUUAUUCCAAUAUUGGCCUUUAGGAUCUUUCACACUGUGACUCAAAGACCUCUUUCAGAGACACAGAGACGAUAGAGGACUUUUUACUACAGCGUCAUUAGAGAAGUGAAAACAGUGCACAACACUGUUUGACAGGGUGUGAAGAGCUCCAGGCUUUGGCCUCAUUUGACAUUCAAGCUGGAGUUUCAAUUAUGACUAUGCUGUGUAAUGAUACACGAUUGCUGAGAAUCUACAAUGUGUUGGGCCUUCAACCAGUAUGGUAGAGUAAUCAAAGAGCAUGUAGGCCAGAAUAAGGCUCAGCAUUUUGGGUUGAAAAAUAAUUGCAACCCAGUGCACAACCUGCAGUUUGCAUAAUUACUUCUUAGGUAUGGAUCAAACCUCUGAUGCCCAAAUGUGAGGGGAAAAAAGCAUCUCAGGGAAAAGUCCAAAUCUAGAAAAUCAAAGUAGAAAAAUUGAAAUGGAAUUUGAGAAAAGGAUUGAAAUCUCAAAAUAAAGUAGAAAUUCAGCUUAAUGAAAAAGUUAAAGAAAAAAACAUAAGUCCACAUUUGAUUCCAGGCAUUGUGGACAGUUUCUAAAUGAACAGAUUAAAUGUUCACUUUUUCUGACUCUUAAUACCACCUUGUUUAUGGAAAUUUCCGCUUUAAUCUUCAAGUGCUUAUGAAGAAAAAGUUCCUCUUUCAUCUCUUCACUUGUUUCUGGCCCUGUUACUCUCUGAUUCAUCACUUAUCCUUCAACCAGUGUGGUGGAGUUAGAGGUUAGAGGCAGAGGAUGAUGUUUGGAAAUUUGGAUUUCUGUUCCCAUCAUGUGCUGUAAGAAAAAAAAUGUUGAAAUAAGACAAAAUGCUGAAAUAAAUGUAUAUAAAGAUUUAAUGAAUUAAGUCAAAAUGUCAAGAAAAGUUGUCAGUUUAAUGACCGAAGUCCAAAUGCCCAGACAACAAUUGAGAUUAAGUUUAGAGAAUAAAAUUGAUGGUUGCUUGGGUGACACCAUGUUUCCUCAGAAAACUGGUUGUGGCUCCAAACACUCUUUCACACAGGAGUCAACAGUCAAUCUCUCCUGCACUUUUUAUCAGUUUCCUUUCAAAUAAAAAGCCAAUAAGUUAUCAUUUAUCAGGCAUUUAGAAACACAACAUGUGACCUCCUCAUCUGUGCGGUCUGCAAUCCAACGUUAUUUUUUAACAAAAGUCAUCGAAUGCAGAGCAGUGCUGGUCCAUUUUGAAUUGUUUAGUCAUCAUCUUGCCACAACAACAUAUAAAAAUACAAUACAUGGUAGAGACAUGUAUGGAGAUGACCGUGAACUUGAGUCUGUGUGUGCCCAUGGCUGUGUUUGAGGUAAAAACUGAUGUGAUCAGACACAAAGCUGGCUCACUUUUAUCACCAGGAAGCAAAGAGUGUCUACACCUCAGAUAAGCAAAAACCUGGUCAAAAGUCAAGAACCAGUUGUGCAGUACUUUCCUGAUAUUUAGAGGGCGCUUUAGUACACAGGACUUCAGGGUUGACAGUGGGCUUUCCUCUGACUCCCACCCAUAGUUUAGUAUCAGUGUUUUAGCUGCCACUGACCAUGGUGCUCACACGUCAUAUCUAUACUGAAACAGUGUGUGUGUUAUAUCUAUGCAGAAACCACAAAUGAAAGCUGUGUAAUCCCGCAGUAAAUAAACAUAAGCAGCCUGUCUCUGAUGUAAAGCACACAGGAUGUUGGUUCAUCGUCUGAUCCGGUCUGCUCAGCAUGCCCAGAGUCCUAAUUUGAACUAAUUAAUGAAGUCAUGCCGCCGAAUCUUUGUGUGUGUAGAGGCAUUGAUUCAGUGGAUUUAAUGUCAAUCCAUGCAUUGACAGAACUCAUACAUUGACCUGUGAGUUUUGUCUGUGUUUGUCGAGGCACAGUAGAGAGAGGGAAGUUAGACAUGCCGAGGUAAGCCUGAACUAUUUAAGCAGAGAGGCUGAAAUCCACUUUGGAGAUGGCAUGUGCCCAUCUGCAGCACACAUGGAUCUUAAAGGAAAUGAGAGCAACGCACCCAUUUGUCUGGUUCAUGUAGUGCUUAUAACAAACCUAUGAAUAAUGAAAGGACUGAAUACAACCUCUCUGUGCCCUGCACCCCACUUUAUACCCAGAUCCUUCAGACAGGUCCCUGAAGCUGCUGCAGGACCGGACUCUGUAUGUGUGGUCUCAGCAUAACUUUCUCCUUAUAAUGGUAGUUACUGUCCAGCUCCACGUUGUUUUAAAUCAUUAGGUAGAGGAAGAGGGAGCAAAGAGGCAGAGGACUUUGGACAACAUGUGCCAAACCACAUCCUCAGUACAACACACACUAUUCAUCAGUUAAGCAUGGCGCACGUUUAAAAAGCCACUGAUUGAAGCUUUAAACAGAGAUGUUUUAAAACCACAGAAUCACAAUUCAGGCAGUAUCACAUGCACGCACGCACACGCACAGAUGCACCUGUCAUAGCGCACAUUAGAGUUAGAGAGGUGUCUCCUGUGGACUUUGGGUAAAAACCCUGCUCUCCACUCCAUAGUAUUGGUGGACACAGCAUCUGCCCUACAUAUUGUAAAAUCAAUAUCUGUUCCAAGCCCAGAUUUGUCAGUGUCGUAGUUAUGCUGUGCCAGCUCCACAGCUUCUACCUAACCCAAGUAGAAGGAACAAGUUAUUUAAUCUGCCCUAAAUGCUGAGGCGAACCAGCUUUGAUUUGAAGUGACACAUUGCUUUGACAUGUGACUCUUGCUGGGGGAGGUUUUAAUGCUGCACAAAGUAUCAAGUGCCCAAAUAUUUAGUCCUUGCGUCCAGCCCAGCAGGGUAUGGUUCUAUCUCUGGGGAAGAGCUUGGCUCAGGGAGGAUUAUGGGAUAGUGCAUCAGGAGGAGGGGAGGUUGAUUUUAAGAUGAUGCCAUUUGAAAGCCAGCGUUCAUUACAUCCAUAAUCCAACUGUUUGGUAAAAGGCUGGAAACAGCACUCACACACAUUGUUGUUGCUGUUGUGAUUGAUGUUGUUGUUGUUGUUGGUGUGUGUGUGUGUGUGUGUGUGUGUGUGUGUGUGUGUGUGUGUGUGUGUGUGUGUGUGUGUGUGUGUGUGUGUGUGUGUGUCAGAUCAAUCAGGACAGGGCGACAGCUGUCCUAUGGGGAUUAGCUGUGUGUGGCUAUAGAGUGUGUAUCCUGUGGUCCUGACUUUAGUCUGCUCUACAUACACAGACAAACACAGCAACGGGCUGAUUCUUGGCCUCCAGACUUUACACAUAAUGACAUGCUUUCACUCAGAUGUUUGUCCUGUAAGUUGUGAGUCAUAACAUAUCAUUUUAGCAAAGCCGUAUAAAGCCAAACAUAGAAAAAGCCUCUCAUGAAACAUAAAGACAUAAUGUUAGUAGAACUGGACAGUGAUGAGGCUAAAAGCAUAUGCUGGUGAUAGAAAUGGCAGGAAAUACGUGGCUGAGUGUGUAUAGUUGUGUUUAUAAAUAUAUUUAUAUUCAUGACAUACUCUGUAAAACAUGAUUGUUAGUCAGGUGCAGUUUUUUUCUGAUCCAGAUUGGCUGGUCUAAAGGUCUUUAUAUUUUGACCUCGUAACCCCCUUCACUGCCCAUUUUCUGAAGCUUGCUUUCUUUGGAUGCACUGAAUAUAAACUGUGGAUCACAUUAAUUUUAAUGGCUACACUUGCAGUGCAUGGGAAAGAGCUGUGCGAGUAACGGUAGAAUAAGUCACCAAGGGUUUGUGUCCUCUGUUUUUGAACCCAGCACAAGUUUGUGAAUCUGAAACUUUUUUACACACUGCAAAAUAAGAACAUCUACAUGUACUGACAUUAAACAGCUAACAGCUGGUGCUGAAUACUGAAAGUUAUCUUAAUAAACAUCCCUUAAUUAUUUUGAGCUUUGAUGAAGUAGUUAUACAUGGUUAACAGCUAUUCGUUUCUCCUGUUUGAAUGAUGCUAGUGUAUUGGACAGAGUCUAAGGGGGCUUUCACACCUAUGUCAUUUGGAUCAGACUUUAGGACUUUUCUGUUUAGUUUGAAUCAAAAUGAUAGGUGUGAAACCUGCCCAGGAUCUUGGUCUGGACCAAACAGCCAGACCUUGGUCCGACCAAAAGAGGUGGUCCUGGUCUGGAUCAAACUGAACCACGGUCUGGUUCAAGUACGUUGUGAAAGCAUUAUUUUGAAAGGUUCGGACCUUUGUACCAGAGACAGGCGCGAGGAGUAGAAGUGUCUGUUAUUAUGUUGGAUUGAGAUUGUCCAUUCAACAUGGAGAUUUUAUAAUAUUGUAGAUAAAGUUAUUCCUCACUAUAAUAAUAAUGCAUCAGAUUUCAUAUAGCACUUUAUCAGAGCCCCUCAAAGUGCUUUACAUUGGAUACAUCAUUCAUUCACUCACACAGUCACACUUCGGUGGUGGUAAACUUCCUUAGUAGUCACAGCUGUCCUGGGGCAGACUGACGGAAACGUGGCUGCCACCACACAACACUCUCAAUCAUACACCAGUGGAGGACACACACUGGGAGCAAGGUGGGUUAAGUGUCUUGCAAGGACACAACGGACAGACUUGGGAUAGGGGGGAAUCGAACCGCCAACCCUCCAGUUAUUGGACGAUCGCUCUACCUCCUGAGCUACUGCCGCCCCUACUAUUGACAGCUUAUCUUUUCAAGAGUUUUACUACACAUACUUUUCUCCUGAGCCGUUGUUGCAAUGACUCGCAGGAUUGCAUACUUUCUUCAACUUUCUUGGCGAUGUCGAUAAAGUUGUCCUCUAAUGAUGAAAUUCAUGAGACUUCCUCAGACCAGCCUCAUGUACAGCUCUUCAAGUUGUCGCUGUUAUAGAAAAUCAAAAAUAGUACGAUGGUGGGAAUGACGAUUUCAUGCUUUUCAAAGUGUUGACGUCAGACGCCCGCAGGCCAAAUGACAAGUCAAUGUAAACCACAAAGACACGCAAAGCACGUAGUUGAUGACAAUUUUAUGUAGGUUUGUCAUGUAGUCUGUUAGUCCGUUUGCAAUAAUGACAGUGUGAAGCUGAACCAAAUGUAUAUAUUUUCUGCCCCUUUGCAGUAGUAAUGGCAGUGGUAGUGGUGGUGGUAGUCGUACUUUAAGUGAAUAAUAAUGAGCCAUACAGCAGAGUUGUCUCAGCAUGAGGACAGAGAAAGUGGUUUUGUUGCUUGCUUGUUCAGACUUUUGCAUCCAUCAAAACAGAGAAAAGAACUGAAAGCAGGAAAAUGUCGACAAUCCAAGAAAUAUGGCAAAUUGGUGUGAUCACCUGCAAAACCAUACUGUACAGAUAUUUAACUACAAGGAAUUGAAAAUAUGUGAUUAAAAAUCUCCCAUUGAUGAUAGAAUAAUGCAAAAAUAUUUAUUAGUCAGUUGGGUGUUUCUUUUCAGAUGAAGCAUUGAUCAGCUGGCCUCAAAUGAUGUGACAGAAAAUAAUGAGCUCUGCAGGUCCCCUUAGCUUUACUGAGUUUUUAAUGUACUUUGUGCUGGUUGUUAUUUUUCCUGAAAGCUCUGCUGUCAUCAACUCCAUUUCCAACGCCAGCGGGCAGCUGUUUCCCAUGGAUAAACCCUGAUAUUACCUCUGUGAUAGUCUGCAGUCUCUUUGUUAGCGCUGAGGAGGUAGAAGGACAUGAAGUGCAUCUGACUGCCUACUGAAAGAGGACUUUUCCUUUUUAAUAAGCAUAAUGAUAGUUUAAUUUUGACCAAGGGUUUGACCUGCUUUGCUCUGACCUUCAAUGUACCUCAUCUGACAUGAUCUCUCUCUAACUCUAAAAGGAAGCUGUGACUAAGAAAUGAUCCUGUCAACAACAGAAUAAGACUACAGACGGGCAUUUCCACUGAGGACAUUUUCACCAGUGGGGUAAUAGUUGGGGUAUAGCUCUUGUAUUGUAUUGUAUUGUCUAUUCUUGCACUCGGGUGUGAAUGUGAAUAAUGUGCCAUUUCGUUCUAACCAUAAUGAUGAUGAGGUGAUAACUAUUAUGAUAAUGAUGAUAAUGGCAACAUGAUGAUGAUAAUGGGACUGUUGUGUUCACAGAUUUUCACAGUUGUUAAAGAUAUAAUCAGUAAAGCUGCACUGAGCUACAGCCUUCUUCAUUUGUGACGAGUGUCACCUUUGGACUCUUAUGAACCACAACGGAAAGGUUGGAAGGUUUCAAAUCUGCUGCUCCUGUGCUUUUUUACACUACUAAUUAUCUACCAUCGUUGACAUUACAUACAGUAAGGCUAUGUUGUUCACAAAAAGUCCUGCUCAAACCCCCCAGUUUAUUUUAUUUUAUUAUUAUUAUUUUUUUGUCAAUCCUGUUUGUUUUUCAGGACCUUUAUUCUUCAUGACAUUUUUCUGUCUUUUCCCUGCAUUUUGAGUCAUGCAGCAAGACAAGUUAACAUUUGGUGGAAAUUAAUGGUUUACUGUUAUUCCUUUUUUAAGAGCUGAUGCCAAUAAUUAGAGAGAAGGUCGUUCAGUGGCUGAUAUAUAAUAUCAGUGUCAUGGUGUUUUUCUUAUUUGCAGUUUUUACAUUUCAGAAAAAAAAGAUGACCAUCUUAAAAGGGUUGGGAAUCACCAGUGGCCUCACAAUAUGAUAUUAUCGCAAUACUUGGGCCACAAUACGAUAUUAUUGCGAUUUUUAACAUUGUGCAAUACAGUGAGUAUUGCAAUACGAUAUGAUUUUGAUUUAUAAUUUUUUUUUCAACUGUGAAUCUAAUUUAGCAUUUGUCUUUCCUUUAUGUUUGCUUAUUUACACAGUAUUUUAUUUUUAUGUAGCACAUCUUGCAAACCACAUAUGUCAGGUCCAUCUCAUUUGUGCCCUGCUUGCAUUCCUAAUGUCUUUCCCCAGGUGCUGCUAUAUUUGUUGUACUAACUUUCUCCUGCUCUAUGAUGUUAGCUCUGCCAACCUCACUGGACAAACAGUUGAUUUGAUUUUUCCAUUUUCGUAGAUUUUACUUAAUAUUAGCAAUUAAUUUGAAAAAUUGAUACUUGGUAAAUGAGACGAUACAAUAUAUCACCAGACAAAAUAUUGUGAUACUAUGCUGCAUUGAUUUUUUCUCCCACUCCUACACAUUAUCCAGUGACAUGUCAAAGGUAGACCUUUAGUGUAUUUACAAAAUACAACAUACAUUAGCUUGUACUAUAAAUUCCACAACAUGACUGGUAUUAAUUUUAGAAGCAGCAUUAAACAGCAUAAUUCUGCAAAUUUAUGUUAAAUACGCUUCAGUAACAAGUUUAAGUUUGGUGUGCUGCUUUUAGAAGGUACAAACCUGACAUGGUCAAGGGGACAGCAGCCACACUGUCAUGGCUGUCUGCAGUUUCUGCAGACUUUCUAUAUAGUUUUUCAUCAAUGUUGUGAGCACAGACAUCAUCUAAUGCUGAUUAUUUCUAAACUCUAAUGAUAGUUAUUUCUAAUCUCCAUUGACCAGCCUAGUUAAUUGGCCCAACCAGAUAAGCGGUCUGUCACUGUUAGAAAAAAACAAACAAACAAAAAAAAGCACAACAACAUCAAAUCAAUAUAAAUCUUAUUUCUGAAUAUGGCUGUAGAGGAGAAGAUUUGAUGAAUAUUAAUCCUCACCUCAGACCCAUGAGCCUAACUUGAUGGUCACUUGGAAAAAUAGUGUCUCAGUCAUACAGUGUGUCAUGAACAGACUAUCUGAUGAAACUCAGCCCCUCAGGUCCUCUCACAGUGCUUAUAACUAUGAUAAAUCCUGAGGUCUCAGCCCCGUAAGGCAGUGUGAUUUAUUUCUUAGAGAAAAUAGACUUUUUAUUUACUCCUUUAGGGGGAGGAUCAGUGCAAAAGAAUGGCUAUCAUAUUGCUUGCAUUAAAUAAUCUGAUAGAAUUCCUGAUACAACAGCUUUAGUUUCUACCUGAAAGAUUUCCCUGAAGCCUUUUCCUCAGGGAUACUUUAUGUGCAUGCUGUGAUGUGGUGGUAGCCCAGAGGACAACAGAAUGGAGGUCAAGAUGUUUGUAAGUGCUUGUGACUACUCUAAAUGCUUUUCCCUGAGCUGUGCAGAAGGUUUACUUCACAUCAAACUCCUUUUAGUCCACGAAUUCUGUGCUUGUUAUCCAGGGCCAUGUCAGGAGGAAGUUAUGGAGGGAAGCAGAGGAGCAGGAGGAGGGCACAGACCUGUGAAUGGCUUCAUUAACACAGAAGAGAUGGGUUCAUUAACACCCAGCAGCACUGCCUAAAAGGAGAGCCCCACUGGUAUACUAGGAAGAAACAAGGCGUGCUACGUGUGUGUGUGUGUGUGUGUGUGUGUGUGUGUGUGUGUGUGUGUGUGUGUGUGUGUGUGUGUGUGUGUGUGUGUGUGUGUGUGUGUGUGUGUGUGUGUGUGUGAGUGUGUGUUUUCACAGAUGCAGGAGGUGAUAAUUGGUAGUAGUCUCAUGUUUGCUCAGGCACAGAUCUAAAAGUGGAGAUCUUCACUGUCUCAUUGUUUUUUGGAUCCCAGACCCCCCCCCCUAAGUCUUUGUCUCUCCUCUUUUCUUUUCUCUGUUUUUUGCCUUUUUACUCUUUGCCUCCAUUCAUUUUUGUCUUGGAAUACAAAAUCUUUUGCUGGUGUGCAGCAUGUGGCGGGUUGACUGGAUCAGACUUAAUGUAACCAUGGAGCUGCGAUAAUGAUUUUAAUUCUUAAUCAGAUUAUCUAAUAAGGACGAUGUUAAAAAAUUAAAAUUGUCAAAUCGAUUUUCCUCUCUAUCAUGUAUCGCGCCUCUAGGCCACCGUAGGCUCCCCCUUCCUGCGGGAGCACUUCCCAGUUGCCACACACACCAGUGAAAACAAACAUGGUGCUUGCAAAAGGUGAUAAUUUUGUGGCUAAAUAAGGCAAGAGCAAGUCAGUCAUGUGGAAUUAGUACGGCCUCAGAAACUUUUUGAAAAUGGGUUGGAGAGUGCGUAAAUCUGUAAACAACUACUGUUUCAUCUCCGUGUGGAUGCCUAUCUGUAUCUUUCUUGAAACGAUUAUGUUACACACAGCAUAACUCUUAUAUGGCACCUGCACGUGUGUCUGGCCAUUCAACCUUUAUACGCAUGCUCUGUAAUCUUCUUCUGUCUCUUGUGCAUUUCCUCUGCAGCGUGACAGUGCCACUUACUGGCUUGGCAUGUGCACCACAUUGUUUUCAGUGGUUUCAUUUUGAGAGAUGAUUAAAAAACGUAUUAUUAAAGUGGAGUUUGGUGAAGUUGUCAGUGAAAAAAAAUCGAAAUCAAAAAUCAAAUUUUCAGGGAAAAAAAAUCUGGAUUUUAUUUUUAGCCAGAAUUGUGCAGCCCUAAUUUGCAGGUAGAAUUCACUCUUGAUUUGACUAUAUCUGGUAAAAUCCUCCAAUAUUAAACAUUAUUAGAAAAAAAGGGUGUCGAAAUGUUGGUGUUGGCAUGCUGUGUGGAUUCUUUUCUGUCAGGGCUGAAACCCUACUGAGGUUUGAUUUACAGCUGUAAAGGCAUAAUAUUUAUGGUAUGUCAUCCACACCAGCGUCACAGCUCUGCAGAUAUUUUUUAAUGACGAGAUGUAUUUUCUGCAAAGUGAGAAAACUCUGAGUCUUAAGAAAACAGGCAGCAGUGUGAAGUGUGUUUGUUCAGUACACAGGUCCACAACUGUGAGAAAAUGACUGUGUUUAAGACUCUGUGUUCCUUGUCCUUCCUGUGUUUGUUCCAAACCAAUGAACUAUUGAUUAAAGACUGGUGACCGGGCAGGUGGAUCAGCCUCAACAUGGCUGCUCUGUGCUCCUCUAAGCCACUCGGAUAAUCUAUCAGUGUAUUUGCAUGUCUGAUGUGUGUGUGAAGUGUGAUUAGAGGCAGAUCAAUGCCUGGGUUGAUCUCAGAGUCGUAACAAACAACAUUAGGAAGAAGUUGAUGUGAAAGCUGAUUGUUGUAGGUUAACUGCACAGAGGACCUCGUCUGACCAGAGGCUUUCAAUUUUUACAGAUUCACCAGGGAGAAAACUGCAAACAUGCUCACGGCUGUGUCACUGACUUGUGCUGGGAUCUGCAUUGAAAACCUCUGAGGUCAAAAACAUCUACGGUCCAGAAAGCAGUGGUAGCCAGUCAAAUGAUGUGUAAAACAGUAUGUCUCAGAUAUAAGUCACCUGCAGAGUAAUUCAGCAGCCUCUGUGGUGCUGCUCUAAAUGGAGGGUUCCUGGAAUGGCCUUAUUAAAAUGGAAUUGGAAGCAUACUUUGUGACCACAGGUCCAGUGCCCAGUAUGAUUCCUCCUGGGGCUACUUUGUGGUUUCAUGCUGGCACUAUUACAAUUAGAUGAAGCAGAAUAAUGAAGUUAGUCUCAUUUAUCAGUGAGAGUCCAGCAGGACAAUCAGCAGUUGUCACAGAUCUGUGCUACAGAUAUUGAUCGUCUGUCCAACACUACAGGAAUAAUAGAUGGGAGCCCAGGUAAGGAUGAGGCUUUCCUCAAACCUUUUCACUGUGGAAUCUGCAGGCUCCCAAGUGAUUCCUGAUUAUAAUGUGUGUGUGUGUGUGUGUGUGUGUGUGUGUGUGUGUGUGUGUGUGUGUGUGUGUGUGUGUGUGUGUGUGUGUGUGUGUGUGUGUGUGUGUCCUAAAUAGAAACUAAAUUGCAGAGCAGAUUUAUAUGCAUUCAUGAAGCAGAUUUAUAUCUGUGAGCAAGUCAGCAUUUCGUCAUUGUGUUAAUUUAUGCUGAUGCACAACAACAAGAUGCAGCAAGAUACAAUAAACUAUGAUACAAAACACUGUACCAAGGAAAAACAACAUGAUGCCAUAGAAUAUAUAGAGUAGCACUUAACAAAAUAUAUGGUAGAUACAGUAUAAUAAAGUGUAGAUGCAUGGCAGUGGGUCUAAUCACUUAAGAGGCGGUGGGGCAAGGCUUCGCCAUAGAGCCUCUCGAACUCCCAGCAUCUCACUGCUGUAUUGUUUAUGUGGCUUUUUAUCUUUAGUUUUAAUCAAGCUCACUGAGCAGAUGGAUGUCUUGGUCAGUGGAUUUUUAUUCAGGCUGCCACAUGUUGACAAGUAAUAAAACAGAGUUUGUAGUGUUUCCAUUGAGUUGAAACAGUUUGGUUUAAGACUGUAUUGUGCUGUACUCAAUGACACAUUUUGUCUUAUCCAUCAUAUUUGGUGGUAUUUACCAUACCACAGGGCACUUGCUUUCUUCUGCAUUAAACCUGCACGGGGUGAGUAAGUCAUGUGUUCAGAGAGACGAUCAUUACUGUGUAUUAACCACAGUGCUGGUUAGGAUUGGUGACUAAUACACGACGGUUUUCUCCUCAUAAAACUGUCUCUUCACUGUAAGGACCCAGGACUGCUAAUAUUUGCGCUUACCAAUGGCCAUAUGCAAGGAACCGAUUUGGCUUCUAUGAAUGUUGUUUCUUAUUUUAAAGUCACAGUAACAGGAUGAGUUAAACACUUUAUGAACCAUAUAUAACCUAACAUAACCUAUUAUUCAAAUUAAUCAUAAAAUGCCAGUAUUAUACUGUAUAGUAAAGUCAUAAAUGGCAGGUAUUUGCUAAAAGACUUAUUUCAAGGUUUUAGGGAUGGGAAUCACUAGUGGCCCCAGGACACGAUAUCAUCAUGUUACUUGGACCAGGAUACGAUAUGAUUGCGUUUUUAACAUUUUGCAAUACAGUGAGUAUUGGGAUACAAUACAUUGCGAUCUAUACAAUUUUUUCAACCGUUUAGCUAAUUUAGCAUUUGUCUUUCCUUUAUGUUUGUCUUAUUUACACAGUAUUUAAUUUUUAAGUGGCACUUCUUGCAAAUAUUAUGUGUCAUAUAUUAUGUAAUCUCAUUUGUUCCCUGCUUGUAUUCCUAAUGUCUUUCCCCUGGUGCUGCUAUAUUUGUUGUACUAACUUUCUCCUGCUCUAUGACGUCACCUCUGCCAAACUCACUGGACAAACAAUUGAUUUAUUUUUCCAAUUUCAUAGACUUUACUUCAUAUUAGCAAUUCAUUUGAAAAUAAACAAUACUUGGUGGAUGAGAUGAUACGAUAUAUCACCAGACAAAAUAUCCCAAUACUAUGCUGUAUUGAUUUUUUCUCCCACCCCUACAAGGUUUAGGGACAUGAAUUCUAAUGAAAAAAUCCUCCCAGUUUUAAUGCCUAGGGAAAUGAGAAUGUGAAAUGUGAACAUCUUCCAUUAAAAAGGGAAAAACGUAUGCCCACCCUGUUUCUUUAAAUUAAACAUAUUGCAGUUAUUAUACGGCCCCUGAUGUGAUUAAUAAUGUAUGCUUAGCAGCAGUGGAAAACAACCCAGUUUCUUUGCAGUCCACUAGACAGGCCAUUUCACAGCUGUGUGUGAGGUGUAUUUAAGAGGAGAUUUUCCCUUCAACACAUAUCCAAGUGCAUUAAGCCCACCAGCUCUGCAGCCAGGAGACAUGGCGGGUCAGUAAAUGGAUAGACCUGUGAACAGCAGGUGAUGAUAGUGGUCCAGCAGUGGCCUCUCAGAUGCUGUGAGCCCUUAUUGCCUGUGAUUCAUCUAUCAGCCCAGUGCUGUCUUCACAUGGUAAUACCCUUUCAGAGUGCAAGGGAAGACAACAACACAGCUCUGACUCUUUCUGUCAGACUAACAGCUCAGCAUUCACUCAGCCUGCAUGUGUGUUUAUUAGCAACAUAUUGCUCUUUCAGGGCCAUAGCUGAUUGAUUUUGCAUGCUUCACAGUGUAGGGAGGGGGCUGAGGUGACUGAUAAAGCCCUGCCCACAGAGUGAGAGGAGAAGACUGGCUCUUUAAACAAGGGCAGAUGCUAGAAGAAAGAAGGGCUGUUGCCAAGGGAAACUAGGGUGGUGCUGGGAAACCAUGGCAUUCUGCUAGUGAGGGAGUAUUGGUUUUGACAAAAAGGUUUUAAAUUUGAAGUGGGGGAACUCUGCAUCCCAUUGUUCAUCACUGAGGUCAUUUCUGUCUGAAUGCUUGAAAUGUAGUGACUGAUGUUGGUGCAGAUCCAGCUGAGGAUAGGGAAAUAAUCAAACAAAACAGAUUAGACGCCUAUAAACCCAUGCUGCAUUGUUCAGAUUUAUCAUACUUAGCAAAGAGCAAUAUAUUACAGAGACAGCCAGCACAGUGUGUACAAGUUGUCCAUUUCUAAAGUCUUGCAGUAAAUAAGUUGAACGACACCAGCAGGCUUGAUUGAAUUACAUUUCUGAAAUUAUACUCUGCAUUUAUCUUCUGUCUGCAUGGGCUGGCUUAAAAGCAAAAAGAGGGAAGUUGGCCUCUGGCUUUGCUCCUAGACACAGUUUAUCUAGCAACACCCAGCUGUCACUACAAGACACACACUCCCGAACACACGUGCACACAUGCACACACACACACACGCACGCUCACACACAAAGUGCCGGAAGCUUCAAAGUUCAGCAGUAUUUGUGAGAAUUUAGUAAAGAGAAAAUUGUUUUGGAAGAUUCAUUCUUUGGGGGUUUAAUCCUUUUUAGCUCUUUUUGUUGUCUCUUAAUCUUUGUUCGUGUUUGUGUGUGCAAAUGUGUGUUUGUGUGUCUACUGGUUCACAAAGGCCUUCAUACUUGAGUGUUUACUUAUGUUAAUUUUUGACUCCUUUAUCUGAAAGUAUGUGAAGACUACAAAGCAGUGCCACAGCUUGGCCUUCGAAUCAUGUCAUAUGAUUAUUGGUUUGAUGGUCUUACUGUUCUCUGUUAGAGUUUUACCCAGAAGGCUUUGAGAUAAAGUGUAUAUACAGACUGUGUGUGUGUUUGCUGAUCAACCUUUAAAGCUCACACAUCAGCAGUUUGAAUGAUUCCUGUGUUUUCUUGAUCAGUAAUCCUAGUGCACUUCCUAAAUCUGUCAGAUUAGACAGGUUAAAUCCCCGGAGGUCAAAGUCUUUCUGCAGACUACUUAAAUUAUCGAACUCACCCUCAGCACCCAGCAGAGACUAUCACAGCCUUCCUACACGUGUCACUCUCUGUAGGGACAGCACAACAGUAUCAUCACUAGACCUGACAUGACAUAACUUCUGAUAUGAUCCGGUGCCACAGAAGUAAAUACUGAGUGGAUAUGAUCAGGCGUAUCCAUAAUCCAGGUAACAUGUUGAACAGCUGAGUUUUGCUCUGCAAAGAUCUUUUUGAAAACAUAAGGGAGGGUUUACUCCGCAGCAGAACUCAGGAUGAUAGUCCUAUUUGUUCUGUUAACAGUAUUUGCACAGAAUAAUCUCAUGUGGUCCUCAAGAUGAAGUAUUUGAACAAAUCAAACACUGUUUAUUCUCAUCAUCUUCAGCUGUUGGUUUUGUUCACAGCUUUGCAAAUGUUAGUAUGCCAACGCAAUAAAAUGAGAUGGUGAACAUGCAAAACAUGACACCUGUGCAGCAUCAGUGUGAUGUAGACAACAUUCAAAGGAACUAAGUGAACAUAUCUAAAACCAGAAUCCCCAUGCACAGCCUAAAUUGUAAAAUGCAGGUAGGUAGCAGGUCCAAAGCAACCAUAAAUUAACAUCACUGAAACUUUAUUGAAGCCAACAUCAUGCCAUGUUUGUUCCCAAUUAAGUUUAAGGAAAGUCAAGUACAGAGUGCGGCAGAUCUUUUUAUCUAUGAUAAGUAUUUAGGCCUCAGUAAAUUUAUCAAGGGACAAGACAAACCUUGCAUCUGACCUUUUUUUGAUUUGAUUACAUGUGCUACAUGAGCUUAACUGUGCUGCAUGAAAAUACACAGAUUCAAGACUUCUCAUAUGUUGAUUACUGUUAAUCAUGUCAUGCACAGAAACUGUUCAGUUUUUGUGUGCUAAGUUUACCUCGUAUGAAAACUUUCACACCACUGAGUGACUCGGGUCCUUCUGAUGUCUUUCUAAUCAAAUAUAUGAGCAGUGGAGUCGUCACUGAUCCGCGCUGUAGGAGGAUUUUUAAAGAUGUGAAAUGAAUCACUCUCACCAGCCCGCAGGCUCCUCUGACUCCUCAGACUGGCCCAUUAGUCUGGGUGUCAGAGGAGAUUUUUUGGUGCCCCAUUGUGGCCUCAAUCUGAUUUUUCAGGGGUUUUAUUCUGACAUGACAAACAAUUUGAGGAAAACAAUGCUGUUAUCCCUUCAUGAGGCAUUAAAAACUGAAGGGUGUUGACAGUUUAAGUCCAUCAAAUUUUCAAUGGUUGUACUUUUUAAAAAUCUGUGUGCUGACCUCCAAAUCUCCUGUUUAAGGAUAUAACUGGGGCUUAUACCAGGAAGAUGUGUGUGUUUGUGUGCAUGAAGUUUGUAUGUGUUGUGUUUAUAAUGUCUAAUAAGUUUUUAGUUUCGCUUUUUUUUUUACCACGUUUAUUGAUGUCAUACCAUUCGGACAUCGAUCAGGCUGUGGCUGUGUGGCACGUUCACAAUGACAAAGGCUUUUUUGGGAAAUGCACCUCUGCGCUCUUCCAGUCUCUAAAUGAACAUUUUACAUACUAAUGAAAAAAGACAUUUCAUCCCUAUCAAUUCUUUCCCUAUCAGAAUUUAUUAUGGACCAGUGGUAAUGCUUGGAGGCCCAUCAUUCAUGAUGAGCAUUUAACACGUCUUUGUAAAAAUAUACUCAUUAAUGCAUUUAAAGACGCUCUCCAAUAAAAAUCAUGUUUUUCUAGUUGUCUACAUGUUCAUAUGGCAUUUUUCUGAUGCUACAGGGCAUAUCAUGAGAAAAGUAAGUACGAAAUUCUAUUUCUGAGUAUUUCUGUAUUGAAAUAGUUGUGAAUCUCUGGCAGACCCAAACAGAAGGCUCAGACACACUGGCCCUCAUUUAUCAAGCUGGCGUACGGCAGAAAACUUGCGUACACCUUGCGUACGACAAUUUGGACGUGAAGAUUGACAUUUAUCAAUCUGUACGUGAGCGUAUGCUAUGACCAAAUCUCACGACAGGUCUGACAUUGUGUAUGCAAGUUUGAGUCAGUGUGGAUCUGCGGUGCAGCAAAUAUCUGUCUCAAAAUAAUUGAUAUACAAACCUCCAACCUGUCACCAAGCACAAUCAGCCAGAUUUUCACUAAAGAUUAAUAAAAAAAAUAAAAUUUAAUAAAAUAAAUUUAUUAUGUCCUUGGUGAAUAGGUCUAUUUGAUAACUCUGCCCAGAAACACUGCCACAGAGCAGGAGCACCGUUUUAACAUUGCGUGCACACGCACCACUGUGGAGCGCUGCGUUUGACUCCUAAAAGGCAGGUGUCUCUGUCUCUGUCUUGGCCCAGCACCCGGGAUGUUGUUGUACACUCCUGAAAGGGUGUGGGACAUUAUUUGGGCCAGUACAGUUUAGCACAAUGUUGCACUGGCGAAUGGAGUGCCGUUGUCUGUGCCGGUGCAACGUGAGGACCUGAUGCCCAGAGAACAAUAACAAGGAGAGACUCCACAAAGGUGCUGUACAGAGGAGACAGGACCUUAUCUGUGGAUUCUGACAUAUUAAGGUUAAGUUCAGAAAGUGCUCUUGCUAUUUGAUCAGUGAUAAGAAAUCAAAUAGAAAUCCAUAAAAAUGUGCCUCAUGGGCAGCAACACACCGUUUGGUGAGGUUAAUAAUUAUUUUUGUUCAGCCUCUGUCAGACUCUCCAGUCUGCUCUACAUUACAAAGACGCAACAAAUUAAAACUAAAUACUUUUAAUAAUAGGAGCCACCUACCCUAUGUCAUGGCGAUAAACAAAUAUGAGGCAUGUAUGAGAUAUGAUCAUUAUGAGCAAUUUGAUGACUAAUGAUUUAGUCAAACUUCAGCCACUGUCCACUAUUCCGUGGCAGCGCUGUUCACCACCACCAUAAUCCUGCUCCAGACAGGAGAUUUCUGGACUGCUUAAAUUCCAGUUUUGAUGCUUCCAAAGAGAAAAUCUGUGUUAGUUUCCACCACAGAUGUGAGGAUAUCCACUUUCAGCUCAGAAAAGUUUAGAAUCUUUGUAACAAUUCUCCUCUUUCACGUUUGAUCACAGUGGGAGGGGCUUCUGAACCACAAAUAUUUAAGGGCGUGACAUGUUGAUGACGAUCGAUUUCAGCCGCCACAUUUAUCAAGACCCGAUCAUACGUACACUGGGAUUGGUCAGCUAUGAACCCUUUCAUAAAUCUCACGUGUGUCCUGUCAUACGAUGAAUCCUGCGCUCAGAUCUGCGCAAGAUUGAUAAAUGAGGGCCAGUGAGAUUUCGUAGCAAAUCCAAGCUCCGCCCCCGGAGCACCGCCAUGCAGACCAGACUGAAAAGUAGACAGGACAAUCACAGAACAAGUGUAUACAUUAGUAUAUUGCAAUGCUUGUAAGAAAGCUAAUUAUGAUAUUAACUUUUAUCAUGCCCCCAGAAACAUUCGUGUCUAAGAGCUUUCUAGCUCCUAUGUUACCUGCUACUUCUACUACACGAGCAAUGUUAGGCAACUAGCUAGUGUGAAGAGGAGUGUGAAGAGGAGUGUGCAGAGCAGCGCUGUCACCGCCCACGCUCCAGAGGUGAAUUGCUAAUGAGCUACUGGAACUCUGCAGAAGAAAAGCCCUUGAAAAUGACACAGGUAAAGGGAUUUUGGCUAAAAAUGUCAUCAUCACAUUUUAAAGACCAGUGAGGACACUUUAAGUAGUAAAAAAAAAAACGAUCAGAGUGGGUGAGACUUAAUUAGCAAUCCACUAAACACAAACAGGAACUGUAAAGCUUGUCACCAGCUGCAGAUAUUGAGCGUGCAUGAAAAUCUUUUUUUUAAAUCGCAGAACAAAAGUCUCAAGCCAUAAACAGACAGAUUUAAUCAAACCUGUUUAUCUACUGAGAAUAUUCAGAAAGACUCCUUUAGCAAAUCCGGUAGCUCGAUGAAUCCAUGUUGUCGUCUUCAGACAACAGAGGAAAUGAUAUCAGAGGAGAGACAAAAAGUUUUAGAGGGAACAAAAAACCUCUCAGAAACAGUUACCAGACUGAUCUCAGAUGUAUACCUGAUAUAAAAUAGUGAAUUCUCUGAACUGGCAUCAUAUCAAUCAGUGUUUGAGGUUUUUGACCUUGGCUGUGUUCAUCUUCUGUCAUGUUGGUGAGCUGUGCUGUCUCCUUGGAGCCAGCAGCACUUGAAAGCUCCAGUUCCCUCAGCAUCUCAGGUGGGGGUGGGCUGGGGUGGUGGGGUGUUAGAUCAGACGGUUCAAACAUCAUGUAGCAGCACUGGUGUUUUUGAACAUGGCCAUAGAUUAUGUAUGAGCGUUUACUCCAGGCUGGUGGAGAACUUCAGAGAGGGGAGGAUAUUACAGCUGGAGGAGGGUUUCUGUAUAAACAUCAGGAUUUUGGAGACAAAUAUGCUCAACAUGUUUGGCGUCAGAAUGACUUAAGGUGCUUUCUCACCAAAAGCUCCCAGAAUGUAUAGUUUUAGGUACCUCUCUGUGAGGAACUUAAUGGUUCCUAUGACUCAUUGGUGUCUAUGUUUCUACCUGAAGUUCAGGGUAAAUAAUGCAAAUCAGGCCUAUGACAUCCAGGGUGGUGUUUGGAGCUGAAGUUACUCUUCAAGCUCUUUCCUCAAGUCUGUUGAAUUUUCACAAAUCACAGUGAAAGCAGAUAAAGCGUAUUUGAACAUUUAACAACAUCAGUUAGUGGAAUAAUCAGCUACCAGAUUAUCCUUCUCUCUGCUCAGCUGGUGUAAACCCAGCAGAUAGCAUCAGGUUAGGUAGGUCUCUCUCUCUCUCUCUCUCUCUCUCUCUCUCUCUCUCUCUUUCUCUCUCUCUCUCUUUCUCUCUCUCUCUGUGCUGCCAGUAUUUUGUAUGUAAAUGAAGGACCUUUCAGUUUAAGACACUGGUCUUUUUUGUCAGCAGCGCCUUCGGGUCAGAUUGUACUUAUUGUGCAGUAAAUGUAUGGAUCACAAGGACAUGGCUGAUGAAGAAGGUACUGAUCACACCUGAGUGGCCAAACUCCUGUCGUCUAUCCCCCCAGAAUAGUAAAAAAAAAAAAGGGACCCAGCAAUCCCAGGAAAAAAAAAAAGACGUUAUGUCAGUUUAAAAAGCCUCAGUUCUUUGCUAUGUUAUUAUACAAACCAAAAAAGUCAGUUCAUGUGAAUGAUUGCCUCAUGUUUAUCUUUUUCUCCAUGCAGCCAUCAGGUUACACUGAACUUACUAUAGAUGAACUUGUUAGCCUCAGUCUUUGAGCUCAUAGUGAAGAUGGUGAUAAACGGACUUUUAAAAGGGCAGAAAAAAACAGGAAAAAGUCAACAUGCUGUAAGUGAUAAAUCAAAGGUCUCAUUGGACAGCUCUAAUUGAAUCUGCUUCCUGGAAGGAAGAUUAAGGGGUACAGAAUAAAAGGUGUGGUUUAUUAAUAGGUAACUGAAAGUUAAUUUUUCUUUUAAUUUCUUGUCCGUAGGUCAGCUAAUGACCUCUGUUUUAAUUUACUGAAUAUUCAGCAUGUUUGGGUUUUAGACCGAUAAAGUGGGACCAUAAUAGAUGUACCUCAGGCCCAGAGAAGUUUGGUAAAGCAUUUAUACUUUGAUUUUUAUGGUUUCCUGCAACUGACAAAAACUGUCUCUGUAGUUUUGGCACCACACAAACGUGGAGGUUUUUUGUAAUGAUCAGAGGAUGUUCUUUGGUAAAUCCCAGAUGUAGCCUUUGGUAGCAGACCCUGUCUCUCCUCUGGCUGAGGUGGAGGAGGCCUUUCUGAACACAUUGACUUGUUGUUAAUAUGCUGACUGUGAUUAGCUGACAUUUGCUGUUGACGGCUUUGUUCUGCAUGAGUGUGCCGUGUCUGCUCAAAUCACACUGUACACAACCUUGGGAUGAUUUCCAGUAAAAUGCGGCCAGGGGUUUGCGUCCCUCUCUCAGGCUUUACAAAGAGCUAUUUCUUCACCGAAGGAAGGCUUUACUUGUCCAACAAAUAAAGAGGAGAAAAUUGCAGGUGGAGAAAAUCCUGCUGUUCCUGCUGAAAUCUGGUCUGAUUUCUGCCUGUUUAUGGUUUUACUCCUGCAAAUCAUCCCUCAGCUUUGGGAUUUCCAGGCAGGCUAAACUCUCUGUGGCCAGGUCCAUUGAUCUCUCCUCUAAUGCUCAUCUAAAAGCAAGACAGGUUUAACAGGACUUUUCUUCACCCUGUUACUCAAGCAUCCAUUUUAUUUCCCUCUACCCCUAACCCAUUUUUCAGCUCUUAAAUUCCCCCACAGCUGCUGUUAAGAAACAGAAACUGCUUCGGAGUUUUGUAUUCUGUAUUUCUUUGUGCCUUGAUGUUUUUUUUUGUUUUUUUUUUGUUUUGGGUUUUUUUUUUGGUGGAUUUAGAAAAAAAUCUGUAUAUUUUGGCAUGAUUUGGUGCUCUUUUCACUCUGACAUCGUUGGUGUUUCAGGGCAUUUUGGUGGUUUGAUGGUUUUUGGUGAAAGGACUGGUGAGAAAGCUGUCAGAGACACCACGAGCAAACCUGAUUUUGAUGUGAGAUGUCAAUCCUCUCAUUAGCUCCCUUAACUUACAGAACCUGACAUGUUUUUUUUGUCAAUGUUUAGAAAUGUCUUCAAAAGUAAAAUAUGGAUGAACUGAGUGUUAAAUAUCCUCUGAAUGUCUGCUGAGACAGCCAACCUUAUUAAAACAAAGCACACUCCCACAUACAACACAUACACAGGUGAGUGACAGAAUGUUCCACCUGCUCUGACAUCCGUCUCCAUCCUUCUCUCGCUCUCUCUGUCUCUUUCAGUGAGCUUUAUGGACUGCGGUGGAGGGAAAGUGUGGUUGGAGGUUGGAGAUUCUUCUGACUUUAGGGUGAGUCAGGAUGGUGUGGUCUACACCCUGCGGCGCCUCAACCUGAUAGGAAAAGCCAUGGUGCUGGUCUAUGCUCGGGACCUGCAAUCGAAACAAAACUGGAAGACCAGAGUGCACCUCCAUGUCCAUUCAAAAGGACAGAGUCCAGGACCUCCAAAGGUAACGGGAGAAAAUGUGAACACAGUAUUUCUGACAUGUGGUGGGCUCUAACUUUACUUUAGAAACCUUUUGUGUAGACCUGCUGAGAAAACUCCUUUCUACCAUACCACAAAAAUCUCCCCUGUCUACAGUGACUGUGAGGGCUGAAUGAUGUAUUGUGAUGAUGUUGUGAUUGUGAUAGUAGAUGGUAAAUGGACUGUUUCUCCUGACCACUCAAAAGCUCUUUUACAUCACACCACAUCCACUCACUGAUGACAGAGGCUGCUAUUGAGUCCAUCGGUUUUUAGAGUCCACCCGUCAAGUAGGGCUGGGCGAUAAAACGAUAACAAUAUCUAUCAAAAAUUAAUUUCCCUCAAUGUCAAUAUAAAAUAUGGUCAAUAUGCUUUUCGAUAGUCAGCAUUCUGACGUGUUUUGGUCCAAUAUACAAAUAGCCAAUGAAAAGGGGAGUUUCUUCGGGUCCGCUUCGGGCUGAACAAUCAUGUGCUGAAUCAGAACCAAGUAGCAAAUAACUGCAUAGUAGCAGGCUGCAGCUACACAGAACCAUAGCACUUUAACACGUGAAGCCGACAGCACUGUCAGUGAGAAAAAAAGAAAAUGAGUGCUACCCCCAGCAGAAAUGUAGAUGAAGGCUCAACAGAUGAUGACAUCAUCAACAACACUGGCACGAAAACAUCGUUGGUGUGGAGGUAUUUUGUUUUUUUGAGGUUGGACAUGAAACUGAGUAAUGUGCACUGCAAAUUAUGUCGAGUACAUGUUCUAGCAAAAUCAGGGAAUACCUCAAAUCUUUUUUUUACCGCCUGAAGCAGUGCCACGCGACAGAGCACACACAGAGCAAAAGUUUAAGUGCUAAGCAGCCCACGGUCUCUGUGCAGCCGAUAAGAAUAAGAACAAGAAUAAGAAAAACAUAAUUAAACUCCGAAAGGAAAUUCAAUAAAAUUUAAAUUCAAUUCAAUAAGCCUAACCACUCAGUCCGCUUUCUCUUGCGCAACGUCUUACGACAAAACGUUGAAGAGACACAAAGACCUCACAGAUGCAGGAGCUUAUUGUAUUGCAAAAGACAUUCUACCAAUAUGCACUGUUAAAUUUCAUUUAAGAGUAACAGGGAAUAUUUAAGAUUGAGAAGUAAUUCUUUUAUGUCAUGAUAUAUAUUGAUAUCGACUGAUAUGAAAAAAUAUAUCAUGAUAAAUUUUUUUCCCAUAUCACCCAGCCCUACAGUCAAGUGUCUUGCUGUAGGACACCUCAGCAUGUACGCAGCCCUGGGUUCAAACCCCUGACCUUUUGGUUGGGAGACCACUUACUCUCCAACUGAGCCCAAAACCCCACAGGGUUAACACUGGCCUGAGUCUCAGGCUGAGAGCACUAAUGUUUGUGAACUUUCUCUGAGGCAGAAUUACAUUUUUAGACAAACAGAAUCAUUGAGCAGUUUGGAAAUGACAGAUUUUAUUGCUGUUUUAUUUGUUUCAUUUCUCUGAGCUACCACAGGCAGACAGAGACUCAGCUCUAACAGCCUAGCAAGCUUCAGAGGUUGGCCAAGCUCUCGUUGCAGAGACAAAGGAAGUCAAACAGCCAUCUGUCAGAUUGUUUUCAUGUACAGCAGCGAUAAUAAGAUAUUUAGACAGGACACUGGCCUUGAUUGGCUGUUCUUCUAAACACGUCCUGGAAUUAGCCGACUGCCAUAUGCUUUCGCUGCUCUCAGCCUCACAAGCUGUAAAAAGGAGAAUCACACCGAGUGAAAGAAGCUGUCGACAUUUAUUCAUUAUGUUUAAAUUAACACAUACAAAGCAGCCAUGGUAUUUAAUAUCCAUAGGAGCCCUGUCAGAUUGGUGAGCUUUAACUGAGAGGUUCGGGAUGAUAUUGGAGAAAAGUGAGGAGUAAGACAGGCAGGCAUUACACUGACAACCCUCCAAGCUAUAAAUGUCAGUAAAACUCAGACAAUAGCCUGAUUCUGCCACCUGUUGACUGCAUGCCCUCUGAGCUGUCCUGUGUGCUGAGUCAUGCUCUCUGCUUGUCUGGAGUCAUUGUGUGGAUUCAAUGGCAGAAGUGUUACUGAAAAUCAUUUUAAAACCUCAGUGCUGAUCUCAACUCAGGCUCCUACCAAAGGAAAACUCAGACCUAUCUGUUGACUACCUCUGGGAGGGUUUUGUUAAUGACUGUGAUCUUAUUUAUUGUGACAUUAGGACUGGGAGAUUUAGCAAAAUAAAUGAUCAUGAUAUAUUUUCUCAUAUCGUCUGAUUGCGAUUAUUAUCACAAUAUUUUCUGUAUUUUUUUAAACUGUCGGUUUUAAGGCAUUUGUACAUAAAACUAAAGAAACUAUAGAUGAGUUGAACAUUUUAUUAACAUACAAAGUCAAUAACAAAGCAUGUUGAAUAAGAUAAACUUAGAAAAAUAUAAAAACCAUUUUAACUCAACAAUACAACAAAUGUAGAAAAAUACUAAAUAAAACAGUGAAAUAGUUUACAGGCUUGAGUGUUUCUGCAGGUAUGCAAGACCCAAAAUAAAUAAAUAUACCCCUCAGGGAUAAUGAAGACGCCUUAAAUUGUAAACAUUAGAUGAUGUAAAUGUAGAUGAUACCAUUGAUUGCUGCUUUGGCCUGGUGGCUGCACCGCUAGUUGUGGCUAAACUGCUAAUGCUACUAGUGUCGUCAGCAGUGACAGGCUGUGCAGACUCCGCUUGCAUUUUUGUGCUUUCUGCAUAAUCACUCGGGAAGUACCUCUUCAAAUGAUUAAACAGAUCUGUUGUGUUGCCGGUUUUUUGAGGACACAUACCUUGCUUAUCAGCUUAAUUGCUCGACAUCACCUUGGGGAUACCCAAACUACCACCACACAACCGACGUUAAAUAACUUUUCUCCUCAACAAUGGCAUCUUCAGAGGAGGACUCAAAGUCAUGGCUGACAUCAAUUUUGCUUCCCUCAGCUCCAGGUUUAGCUCCAGGUCAUUCUGUUUACUUCUCCUGUCUACUUCUCCAGCAACUCACAAAAGUGAGCAGGAAAAGUAUGGCUCUGAUUGGCUGUUGUCAGACACAUUUCCACCAGGUUAGAUUCAGUAAAUAUGCUCAUAGCUGAUCACCGUAAUUGAACUGAAAUUUAUCACAAUCAUAUAACCGCCCAGUCCUAUGUGACACUCCGAGUUUUGUGUCUUGCUGUUGUCUUUGUGGGGCAACAAGAGCAACUGGACUGCCAAAUUUUAACAUGAAGUAUAGCUUAACACACAUAAUUGUAUCACUGUUUAUAUUGGUUCAACUGUCUUUACUAAAAUAUCUAUUUAAGUGAGGAUUCAGCAGUCAGAGAUGGUGGUAAGGGGAUCAAUAGACUGUCAGGCAAAAUGAACAAAUGAACUUACAGUGCAGCUGUGUUGUGACUGUGAGGAGGUGUAGAAACACAGAAACAACAAGGAAACAGGUUUACAGACAUGUCAGAUAUUCUCGUUAUAAGAGAAGAACCAAGACUUCACCUCAUCAUGGCCUGUCUUCUUCGUGGCUAUACAGUUUAUCAUUAUAAAACAGACAGUCACUGUCGUAGUUCACUGAAUACCAGUUAAUUCCUCGUCAUUACAAAAUUACUGCUGAUGAAAAGCAAAUCCACAUUGUGAAAGACCAUUUGAGAAAGACCACUGUGUUUUGUUAAAAAAAAAAAGACACAGAAUUGAGCUGGACAUGAGUAUUAUUGGUGUUGUUGAAAUUGGCCUUUAACAUAUUUUUUUAUCAACAGAAAAUGAUCAUUUUGAUCAAGGAGACACUUAAAAGCCUGUCACUUUAAGUCUGACAUUCAUUCAUGUCCUGAACAUGCCAUUCAGAUAAACAUCCUGUUUGUCAUGUGAAACUGUGUUUGCUGAGUCAUGUCAUACUUCAUUACCCUGGAAAAGUCCACUGCAGAUAUCCAAAGAACAGUUUUAUGUGGAGUCCUUUUUGCAAUAGCUGUGUUAUCUUUUUUAUUUUCAUUUCUUAACAAAUGAAAAGCAACUGAAUUCGAAACUUUUUAAGUCCUUCAAAAAAAGCAGAAGUAACCCAUCGGGACUUUAAGGUGAACAGGGUAGUUGUGAUGGUUAAAGUAAAUGAGAAGCUCUUCUUUUCCUUAUCAUCCUCUGUUUACCCUGCAGUGUAGCUGCUCCAUGACCAGUCAUGCAGAUUUGUGGUUGCAUAGGACAGACACACACACACACACACACACACACACUCACACAAGGUGACAGGUGGUGGUCAUUUAUCAGACUGCCUAUAAUGAGAGCAUUAAUCCAAGCCACUAGAAUGAGGUCAGAAAUACCCUGAGUCACCAAGCCUUCCCAGCAGGCUGGCUCUGCAGUUCAGCCUUUCUUUGUGCUUUUGUGUGUGUGUGUGUGUGUGUGUGUGUGUGUGUGUGUGUGUGUGUGUGUGUGUGUGUGUGUGUGUGUGUGUGUGUGUGUGUGUGUGUGUGUGUGUGUGUGUGUCUUUAUAUUGCCCAGUACACACUGCUUGUUUACUGUCUCUUCAGGUAAAGCCCAGUGAUGCAACACUGACUCAGCGGGUACAGGAGAUCUUGUUUCCAUGGCACAGCGUGGUUGUCAGGGGUGAUGGUACUCUGAGGCGAGUGAAGAGAGACUGGGUCAUUCCGCCUAUCAACGUCCCUGAGAACUCACGGGGACAGUUCCCUGAGGACCUCGUCAGAGUAAGACACACAAACACACACAUGUACACGCACACACCACACAAACACAAACAACAGCAGACCUGUCUUGGAGAAGCUGUUUGGACAUGUUAUUGACUGUCCCCUCAGAUUACAGCAGAUUCUAUUCAGGUUCAGUCUCAUUGCAAAAACAGUGUAGAGACAUUAGAAUUCAAUUAGGCACCCAACCAGAAGUGCAAAUUACAGCCAUGCGCAAGAUUUAUUAAAGCUAAGAGUAUAUGAAAAUGCUAAGUUACAUCGGAAUGGUAAUAAUUAAUAUAAUAUAACCAUAAUAUAACACUAAUAAAGGCCUCAUCAUCAGUCUCCACCUCAUAGGGUAGAAUUGAACACAGGAAUUCAGAGAGGAUUUCAAAAAAUCAACAGCUUCACUAUAUUAGGUAUCAUGAUAUAAUAUAAGAAUAUCACUCGUUCUCUUCAUCAUAGGGGUGUUGGUCUUUAUAUCUGAAGAAAAUAUGUGUUAAUCAAACUCAACACUUUGAAAUAAAAUGUGAACUGAUGUCCUUUUGGGAGGACAGUUGGAUAAUCUUGUAAUACGCUUGUUUUAAUGAUUGAGACAAUAGCACUGAAUGGGUAUACUAUGUUUUUUGUAGGAAGUGACCAGCAGGGCUCUGAAGUACACUAGUUUCAUGAAUAAGUUGUUACCCUGACUGAUCGAAGUCUGUUUAAGACUUAUCUACUGUUAACAGGUGUGUAAAAUUAAGCUCAUAACAGCUCAUAAAAGCUGGGUCACAGAGUGGUGGACGAGACAAACACGCAGAUGAGGCCAAAUGAGUGCUGAAAUACACCACAUGUGUAAAAAUCUCUUAUCAUCGUUCGCAUUAGUCAUAAAAGAGUUUCAAAUGGCCUCUGGAAGCAACAUCAGCACACAAUCUGUGCAAUGAGAGCUUCAUAAAAUGGAGCAGCUGCACACAAGCCCCACAUCACCAUGUGCAAUACCAAGCAUCAGCUGGAGAUGUUUAAAGCAGGCUGCAACUGGACUUCUGAACUGUGAAUUCAUGCUCUCCAGGGUGAAAAAUGACCCUGUAACUUUCAGUCCAAUACACCAAUCCGGCUUUGGUGGUUUCACAGGAAGGCACAUUUUAAAACGCUAAGUGCCAUAACUUAGGUAUGCUGGAGGGGGCGGGAUAAUGGUGUGGGACUUCUUUCCAUAGUUUGGGAUUUGCAUGGACUUUGAAUUUCAGGGAAGCUUUUUCUUUCAUUGUACAAGAUAAAGGACAGUUUUCCAAAUGAACUUUUCUUGCUUUGUGCAUCAGCUCUAGAAAAUGUCAUCCUUGCUUGGAUGAGAGGUGUUAUUAUGAACAGGGUUGGUGAAGUUUAUUGUGGAGAAACUUGGCUAGUCUGCUGUUGGCCUUGAUUAACAUCCACCGAUGUGAGAGUGUUAAUAUGCACAUCAUCAGAACUUGACACACCAAAAGAGUUUUUAUUUUUAUUUUUUUACUUUAAAAUGUGAAAGGAAUUAAAAUUCAAACGAAUUCCAGCAGUCUGGAUCUAAAAUCCUGUCAGAGCUGCAAAAGGGGGCUUAAUGAUAUUAUGAUGCUCAUGGCUUGGAUAUCCGAAAGCUCUUAAGCCGUAAGCCCAGGUGUCUGCUUACAUUUAGAUACAUAGUGCAGUGUUUCUGUUGUUCAGAUGGAAGACGGCAGAGAGCUGAUGUCUGGUUAGAAGGGGGUCAAGUUCAGAUGAAAGUCUAAGAUGAGUCAGAGUCAGCCACUCAAAGCACUUCUUGAUGGUGGAGCUGGUUCGCUUCAGUGUAGGGUUCUGGCCCCUGAGCAAAUGGAUGGAGUGUGACGCCGUUGUCGUCACUGUUAUAUCACACUUUUGCUUACUUAGGCUCGGUCUCUUGCCUUAUAGAGGUAACUCAGGACACGUCAUGGGAAUACAUCCUUAAAGUUGGAGUGGGUUAGCUUAGAGAGCACAGCACAUUGUUUGUUAAUGACAGGAUGUAAUUCACUCAUCACAAGCUAAGCAGGUGCAACAAGUGGGAUAAAUAUAAUGUAGUGUCAACAGCAGAAAAACACACAAAAUUAAACUGUCAGGGAAAAUAGAAAGGCCCAUAUGCAAGGCUUCAUAAGGUACUCUAUAGUGGCAGAGACAGGUCAUCAAGAUUUAUUCAUAGAGAUAUACUCUCUCUCUGACAGUGCAAAAUAACACUUUCAUCCUCAAACCAAAAACCUACAGGAUCCAUGUGGAGCACGUUCUGUUAGCGUUGCAUCUCUGCUCCGUCUGGCAUAAUCUCAUAAGUGGGCAUGUCAUCACCCACUGGAAGCGUGUUUGCAGUGCAGCAGCAGUGUUGUGCAGCCCUGGUCAGCUGGGGUCAGUAUACAGAAAACAACAUGCUAACAACAGGUUGUUUUGCCUUUCUGUGGUCGAUUUCCUGCUUAUUUAGAUUCUAUUCCAUGACUAUUGAGCUUCUACUGUAUGUGAACAAGCAACAUAAUUUUUAAGUUUGGAUUUUUGCAGGUUUACUUGUAUUUAAUGAAGUAAACUAUGUCCCUUUAUACUGUGCUGUUAGCUUCAGCAGCUAAAAGUCGUGUUGGGGUCCACAUGGAUCAGGGAUUGACCUUGGGGUUGUUCUGUAAUACAGAUAAAUCCAUAACCAGGAAGUAUUUCUCAUCUACACAAACUGAUAAACAGUAAGGAAUCCACAUAUGGUGUUUUAUUUUGGGAUUUACUGGAUUCACUACAUCCUGCUUGUGUUUGACCUUCCUGUCUGAUACUAUCUGCUCUGUGUAGAUUGAUGUAUGUUGGAAAUGUAUAGCAGUGAAAAUAAACUCUGUACUUAUCUUUAGCUGAGCAGUGCGUCGAGACGUGACCUGAGAUGGAGCUGAGACACUUCCUGUGUGCGAUGCUGCAUUGAUUAGAAUGGCAAAAUGUUUGCUCUGUAAAAUGUGACACUGACUGAAUAUGUUCAAAGCACACACAGGUUUCAGGCGACAGAAAAUAUGAUAAAAUUCACAAACUCACAAAAAAAUCCAAGAAUAUAUAGAGGCACACCACAAGAAGCCACAACAGUAGUGAAAAGACUCACAGGCAGUUAGAAUAAUGUUGGUCCACAUGCAUUCACUUUACAAGUGGAAGAACUGACUCAAUACAACACAAUAUUAUAACCACUGGGAGCAUAUCAACUAAAAGCAGCCUCAACUUUGCGUUUCAUCCUUGCAUCACCACUAAAAGCCCAAACACCAGGGCCUAAGAGGUCCACUGAGCCUGUCAGGGAUGUGCUGUUGAAAGAGGGGAUACAGGGUUAAGAUAGAGUGGAAUCCUCCGAAUAAAUGGAGGCUGUGAAAGACAGAAGACACAUAACAUGAUGAAAUGUACUCUCACCUCUCAAACUCCAGGGGCAGCAUUCACUCCAAGUUCUGUGCAGAAAAGUGAUGAGGGCGCACUGCUAUUCAGAGUUUGAGGUGAAAGCAUGAACUGUGUCUUGUUCCCUGAAGAAAAGCUUCUUACUUUGGAAAAACCUAAAGAAAAUGUUCCUGGAGUGAAGAGGCUGACAAAGCCUGAUAGUAUGAUUGCCCUGUGAUCCACCAAAGUCUCUCUGCAACGUUUUAGUGACCAACAGAACAACAUUCAGCCUCAUGAUUGGCAGCGUCAAGAGGGACUAUUGUUUUAUGCUGUUGGAGAAUUGGCAUAGGCGACAUAGGUGGUUUGAGUAAUUUUGCCUAGGGCACCAAAAAGGCUGUAUUGAAUAUACUAAUACAGCCCCUAGAGUCAUUCCAGGGUUGGUUUUACUAAGUGGUCUAUAAAUCUUCAUAUUGCGGGACUUCAGGUUCUACUUUUAUGAUGUCUCCUCCAUCCAGACCUUGUCCUCACAUUUAUAUAGUACCUGCUAGUAAGUUUGAUCUGCAUCUGCUGAGCCUGUAUCCCUCCACUUUGGCUGAUUUGGUGCUCUUGUAAAAAGGUGUUGUGGGAUUUCUCUGUGGGGGAAAUGUCAAAACCUUUCAGCAGCUUAAAUUUAGAGACAGGCUUUACAAGGUUUAUCAAUUUUUCCCUCACAGGGUUAAUAGCAUGUAGUUCAGUGCUUUCAUUAUUAUUACAUUUGUAAUUUUAUCAGCUCAGGCUUCAGCAGGACGAGGCUGGUCCACUGGAUAAAGAGAAACCAGUAGCUGAUUUUGAAGUGAUGUCAAACAACAUUAUAAAGAGGUCUUGAUCAGGGAGACUACUAAGACAAAUCAACCCUUGGUGAUAGUGAUGGUGGUGGUGGUGAGGUCCUCUGAAAUACCCUGACAUCCACAGACCCAUGAGAGUAGAGUUUGGUUUAUUUUGUGCUUUGAAUUUGAUCAUUUUGAAAGUCACUAACCACCUGAACUGUUGUUGAUUUUCCCUGAUCUCCUUUUCCCUCGUCUGUCUGUGCUCUAGAUCCGCUCAGACCGAGAUAAGAAUCGAAUGCUGCGCUACAGUGUGACAGGCCCUGGGGCUGACCAGCCUCCUACUGGCAUUUUCAUCAUCAACCCAAUCUCUGGCCAGCUCUCCGUCACCAAGCCUCUGGAUAGAGAGCACAUCUCCAACUUCCAUGUAAGUCUCACUCAACUGGAUACUAAAAUAAACAGUAAAGAAAACUAAUGAAACUUACUUUUCAUUUGGGUUUCAUUGAAAUUCUGUGAGUUAAUGUUUAUAAAUACAAACAAGUCUUCAAUUUUAAUAAACCUUUAUGUAGGACUCAGCGCAGCUUUAGUAGUCCUCUGUGAAGAGGACUGGAAAACAUGCUCAAAGGAGUGAACCAUCAAACUACAAGGUUAUUGGGUAUUGAGUAUAUUGGGUUAUUUCUUCAUGUUUUCUACAAGUAACACUGUGCUGAGCUGCACACAAAAAAUGGUGGUCACAGUUUAGAGAAGAAUGACCAAGAGGUCAAGAACAAGGCUUGUGGAGUUUUAUGCAACUUUGGCACUGAGAUGAAGUUCAACAUUUUAGAAAAUAUAGUUCAUUGCUUUCUUACAAAGAGUGAGGUGAAAGAUUACGUUAGCUUGAGUCAGGCGAACACUAGCUUAGCUUAAGAGGCUGAAAAGGUUCGAACAGACCUUUCUCCACCCAGAGUUCAAACUUUACCUCUUCUGAAGAACUAAUAAAGGGAUUCUGUCCUUUUAAUUCAAUCCCAUCCCUCUGUUCCUGUGGAGUUUCAUUGGAGGACUGUUCAAACUGCAUGACAUGCAGCUGAACACUUUGCCGUACGCUCUAACCCUCUCUUUCCUGAGAAGUCUAAAAGUACUUUUCUUUUGCUUCUCUUCCUGCUUCAGUUGAUCGGUAAACUGGCUCAGGGCUGCCUCACCAUCUCUCAGGUUUUCAUUUCCAUCUCUGCUGUCACUCUGCUGGAUAUCUCACAGAGAUGAAGAGAGGAAAUUUAAAGAAGAAUCUCGAUGUUUGCUCGCUGUAUCUAAUACAGUCACACACACCUCGGAGAGCAGACUCUAACCUUUUGAUCUGUAGGAAUGCACACACACCAGUCACACAGGGGAGUGGAAAUCUGGAGUCGCAGCAGGGUAAUUUGCAUUUAAGCUGUCUGAUGAAUAUUCAUUGGAUAGGACGUAGUUGUCAGAGCUAGGAGCCGGCAUGUUUAUUCAUGAGGGAGUCUUUGGCUCUUUGAGAGCCUCAUACAGAUGCUUCAUACUUUGUAAGGAAUGGUUUAUUAAGGUUUCAAGGCCAAUCAAUAGAUAUAUUCAGCAUUUCUGACUAUUUUAUGUUAAAUAAAUACACGCCUUAGGCUGGCUGUUUCAACUGGGAACAUCAAAGAGGGCCAGAAAUGCUUGUAUGUUUUCCAGCAGUGUAGUAUUAGUCUUGUAUGCUAUUGAUAGUACAAAAACUUAAAUAAAAACUUUAGUAUCUAUUCUCAAGUUUUAAUGUGUUACAUUUAAAGGCAGCUGGUUAAAACUAAAAAAUUCACUUGUUUCCAAACUCAAUCCUGCAGAGUAAGGCUCUUCUGCUGAUGUAUUCUUAUUCAGGUAAAAAAAUCAGGAAGCACAUCAAUAAUAAUCGGUCAUAAAACAUAAAAGUCCAUAAACUACAAAUAUUUGUCAGAUCAUCCAGGUUUUUUUACCAUAAUCAAUCAAUGCAGUUUUAUUUAUAUAGCGUCAAAUCACAACAAUCCUUUUCCCAAGCCGCUUUUCAGCAGAGCAGGUCUUGACCAAGCUUCUUGUUUGAUGUAUUACAAAGACCCAACCUUGAGAUGGGAAAGAUUUAACCCAGCUCAACCCAACAUGAGCUAAGGUACAAUGGAGAGGAAACACGUCCCUUUAACAGGCAGAAACCUCGAGCAGGAGUCAUGUUAGACAGCUACCUGCAGCCACUGAGUGAGAGAGAUUGUUGUUAUUGUUGUAUUGAAAUGCUUUGGCAAUUGAAAUUGAAAUGGGGGGGGGGGGGGUAGAGUCUGGUCUUGCCCAAAGUUUCUGCCUCUUAAAAGGAAGUUUUAAGAGGCAGUUUGUGUUUAGCUUUAAGUACAACCUCACAGAGCUUCUCCUGAGGUCGUAGACAUCUUAUUUAAGUCUCAGUAGUAUUUCUUUUAAGAAACCGCUCCAUCUCUCAUUUUAUAGCAUUUACUGAACUGUUUCCUGCUCCACUGCUGACCAGAAGAACAGCUGAUGGAGAGUGUGUGUCUGUGUGUCUGUCUGUCUGUCUAAAUAUAGUUGCGUGCCCAUGCUGUGGACCUAAAUGGGAACCAGGUAGAGAACCCAAUCGACAUCGUCAUCAAUGUCAUUGACCAGAAUGACAACAGACCAGAGUUCACACACACCAUCUUCAAUGGAUCGGUACCAGAGGGAUCAAAACCUGGUAAAAACAUACAUGUGCAGAUACACAUGCCAGUAGAUUGUUAAUGUUACAUCUUCUCAGGUGCAUCUGUGUGAACUCGUUCUGUGUCUCCCUGCAGGAUCCUUUGUGAUGACAGUGACAGCAGUUGACAAGGAUGAUCCAAAAACUGCCAACGGGAUGCUGCGAUACAAGAUCCUUUCCCAGAAUCCCCAGAGUCCCUCCUCCAACAUGUUCACCAUUAACAACAGGACUGGUGACAUCAUCACAGUGGCAGCAGGCCUUGAUCGUGAGGUGUGUUUGUCUUUGUGCGUGUGGGUGUGUUUGUGCACAGGGAUGGACACUUGCAAGGCUCAUCUCCAAACCCAUAUGGAGCAGCUGCUCUCCAGCCUGUGAGGGUCUGUCCAGCCUGCAGUGAUUCCUGCAGGAGAAAGACAGCUUGCAGCUUUUUUUCUGGUGAUAUUCUUACAUCAAUAGAUGCUACAGAAUUGUCUGUCUUUUAUACAGCCUUGCUAUUUUUGUCCUUGAGUACAGAUAUAACAUUUAUCAAGACCUUUUAAUCAAGUUUGCCAUCGUCAGUGUUUUUCUGAACUCAUGUUCAUCACAUUUUUACAUGACAGUUGUCACGUCAUAAGGAUUAAACAGUUCUUACAGAUGUUCAAAUGGUAAUACUUAUUUAAUACAACUGCAGUGAUUGGUCAGGAAGAAACUCUAGACUAGGGUUUCACUUACCACCUUUUUCUGGAGCCAUCGGUCCAGUCUGUGUUUACCCCAUAGACUGUAUAUAGAAUGGACAGAGUCUGCCUCCUCGCUGGGUGAAGCCACUCCACGAACAGCACCCUCUGUUGAUGGGCUGCAGUAUAGGUCAUAAAUCCCGCCUCUGCCAGCAAAGCUUAUGGGACUGUGGACCAACUUUAGAAAUUUAUUGCACAGAACAUAAUUUUUUCUCCCCCCUGCUUGUGAUGUUGUUGAAGUUAUUAGGGGGUUCAUGUUGGCUAUGAUUGAAACCUGAUACAGCCUAUGGGCGUUCAGGGAUUGCGUAGCUCUCCCAGGGGAUACGCUGUUUGAGCUGAGCAUCAUCACAGCGACUCUCUGCGACUGCACGGCCGAAUGCGCGCAUCGCUACUGCGCAGCGCUGGUUUCAGGAAAUGAAGAAAAAUCCCAGAAUUACCGAGAGCUAUUUGGCUUCAAAUCCGUAAACAGGCGGAAGGCGGAACCAAGUUGUCCAUAAUAUAUAUUCAGUCUAUGGUUUACCCUUACACCUAACAACAUCUUUAGGGGCUUUGAAAGUCACACACUAAAGUUCUUAGUUGGACAGAAUUGUCAGAGUUUUGCUCCUGUGAUAUUGGUGGUUUGGUGUGAGGGGGUCGUUAAACUCCAUCUGAACCAUUUGAGGACAUCCUUUUCUCAUCUUGGUGUUAAGAUUAAACACACACAUGCAAUAUCAUCUCAGGCCUUACUCUUGACUUGUGAAGUUUAGUGACAUGAUCAUUUUCAAAACAACCAAUGGGUGCACACUUCCAAACAGGAAGUUACAAACUUGUAUAAGAAACAUGAUAACAAGGUCUGUGGAAACAAAGGAGGGAGUGUUGUAGUUAUGGGGGGAGCAAGAAUGCUUCAGACAUGUACUCUAACAUAGAGGAGAAGGACACAAGUGGGCAGGAAAUGCUGCAGCCCUCAAAAACCCUGUUGACCUGAUUGGGGCUGACAUAACUGUUGGCCCCAAUCAGGGCUGAUAUUAGCCAACAACUUUUCCAACUGUCGGCCUAAAAUGACCAGCAUCAGCCAUGUAGGGCUUCUUUUGGAUAUAACAGAGGAGUCCUUUUGUCAAAUCUCAUAGAAUUGAACCCAGGCUGUCCGCCUCAGGACUGUUGUCUCUAUAUGAGGUCUCAACUCGACUUGCUUGCAAAGAAGAAUUGGAUAACUAUGACCUGGAUGAAUGAGAACCGACAAACACCUAUGGCUUUUAAAGUCUCACUCCGAUCAUGUUUUGUAAAAUAUUUUUAAGUGUUCUCAGUGGUCUCCAAACUGUGAUAAUGAAGUUUUUAGCCAAAAUCUUGUUUCCUGUGUAAUUUUCAAGGGCUUUUCUUCUGCAGAGCUCCAGUUGCUCAUUAGCAAUUCACCUCUGAGUUGAGGGCAGAGACAGCGCUGCUCUGCACACUCCUCUUCACACUAGCUAGUAACCCAACACUGCCAGUGUAGUAGAAGAAACAGGUAACAUAGGCUAUUCAGCUCUCGGACACCAAUGCCUUUAGGGGCAUGAUGAAAGUUAAUAUCAUAAUUAGCUUUCUUACAGGCAUUUCAAUCCGCUAAUUCAUUUGUUCCAUGACCAUCCUCUCUAUUUCUCUGAGCCUGGUCCGCAUAGCGAGGCUCCGGGGGCGGAGCUUGGAUUGGUAACGUACCAAAUCUCACUGUAUCUGAUCCUGCCGUUUGGAUCUGCCAGAGAUUCACCGUGAUUUGAAUGCAAAAAUACUCAGAAAUGCAAUUUUGCACUUCUUUUUUUCAUGAUAUGUCCUGUAGUAUCAGAAAAAUGUGAUAUGAACAUGUAGACAACAAGAAAGUGGGUCUUCAAAGAAGUUCAGCUAUAACUGCUUUUCAUUGCUUAAAUCACUUUGUAUUCUGUGUGCUUCCAGAAAGUCACCCAGUACACCCUGAUCAUCCAGGCUACAGACAUGGAGGGAAACCCCACCUACGGUCUGUCCAAUACAGCCACCACCGUUAUCAGAAUCACUGAUGUCAACGACAAUCCCCCCGAAUUCACCACGGACACAGUAGGUCUACAGCACACUGCACAGAGAUAACAGAGAGUGAUUGAAAACGUGAACUACAGAGAUUGCCUGCUCCAGUUUUAGAGGAGUGAAAAACCAGAGAAACAGACACUGGCCCUUAUUUAUUAAGCUUGCGUACGGCAGAAAACUUGCGUACACCUUGCGUACGACAAUUUUGACGUGAGGAUCGACAUUUAUCAAUCUGCACAUAAGCGUAUGCUACGACCAAAUCUCACGACAGGUCUGACAUCGUGUACGCAAGUUUGAGUCAGUGUGGAUCUGCGGUGCAGCAAAUAUCUGUCUCAAAAUCAUUGAUAUAUAAACCUCAAACCUGUCAUUUAGCACAAUCAGACAGAUUUCAUUAAAGAUUAAGAUGUAAAUAAAAUAAAAUAAAUUUGUUAUGUCCUCAGUGAAUAGGCCUAUUUAAUAACUCUGCCCAGAAACCCUGCCACAGAGCAGGAGCGCCGUUUUAACACUGCGCCCACAUGCACACACGCCACUGUGGAGCACUGCGUCUGACUCCUAAAAGGCAGGUGUCUCUGUCUUGGCCCAGCAGCGGGGACGUUGUUGUACACUCCUGAAAAGGUGUGGGACAUCAUUUGGGCCAGUACAGUUUUGCACAAUGUUGCACUGGCGAAUGGAGUGCCAUUGUCUGUGCCGGUGCAAUGUGAGGACCCGAUGCCCGGAGAACAAUAACAAGGAGAGACUCACAAAGGUGCUGUAAAGAGGAGACAGGACCUUAUCCAUGGAUUCUGACAUGUAAAGUAUAAGUUCAGAAAGUGCUCUUGCUAUUUAUUCAGUGAUAAAAAUCCAAUAGAAAUCCAUAAAAAUGUGCCUCAGGGGCAGCAACACACCGUUUGGUGAUGUUAAUAAUUAUUUUUGUUCAGCCUCUGUCAGACUCUCCAGUCUGCUCUACAUUACAAAGACGCAACAAAUUAAAACUAAAUACUUUUAAUAAUAGGAGCCACCUACCCUGUCAUGGCAAUAAACAAAUAUGAGGCAUGUAUGAGAUAUUAUCAUUAUGAGCAAUUUGAUGACUAAUGAUUUAUUCAAACUUCAGCCACUGUCCACUAUUCCGCUGCAGCGCUGUUCACCGCCUCAAUAAUCCUGCUCCAGACAGGAGUUUUCUGGACUGCUUAAAUUCCAGUUUUGAUGCUUCCAAAGAGAAAAUCCACGCGAAUUUGCACCACAGAUGAGAGGAUAUCCACUUUCAGCUCGGAAAAGUUUCGCAUCUUUCUAAUAUUUCUCCUCUUUCAUAUUUGACCUCAGUGGGCGAGGCUUAUGAACCACAAAUAUUUAAGGGCGUAAACAUGUUAAUGACGAUCGAUUUCAGCCGCCGCAUUUAUUAAGACCCGAUCAUAUGUACGCUGGGAUUGGUCAGAUACGAACCCUUUCAUAAAUCUCACGUGUGUCCUAUCGUAGGAUGAAUCCUGCACUCAGAUCUGCGCAAGAUUGAUAAAUGAGGGCCAAUGUCUGCUAUCCUUAGUAAAGUGAAAGAAGUUUAACAGGAAGGAGAAGAUGGAUGGAGAAGCACUUGUUUUUGUUUCAGAUAGAGCCAUUUGUUUACUCUUUGGUCAUUGUUAACAGGAAUAAAGCGAGGUCUGUCUGAUUUGCUGCAGCUACAUGUCUCUGUUCUUUCUGUUCGUGUCUUUCAGUUCUUUGGGGAGGUAUAUGAGAACAGGGUGAACGUGAUUGUCACUAACCUAACUGUGACCGAUAAGGACCAGCCUCACAGUGCCGCCUGGAGCGCUGUGUACCGCAUCAUUGCUGGAGAUCCCACCGGACGCUUCUCCAUCCCCACUGACCCCACCACCAAUGAGGGCCUGCUCACUGUGGUCAAGGUGAGAUCUGAGCUUCACAAACAAAUCCCAUCAACUUCAUUUAUACAACACAUAAAAAACAGGAAGAGCAGCGAAGGGACUGAACCGGAAACACACAGUAAGAAUCAGUGAGAGCUUAACCGUGUGUGGUCUGAUAUGUGAUGAAGCUGUCAGUGUGGUGGUCUAAGUUCAAAUUGUGUUAUAAGCUGGCUGAAGGUGUUUACACACAGUGGAGACACAGCUGGGGGCACAAAGUCGUCACAGGCUGGUUUUAUGGAGCAGUACACAACAGACACCACUACAGAAACAGAGAUAGAGAAGAAUUUAGCCGGACACCAGAGGUGGGUGCUACCCCACCUGCUGGUUAAAAGACAUCUAAUUCUGGGAACUCAAAGCCAUCAAGAUUGUUUCCCAGGCUGUGGUGUCUGUGGUCCCCAUGGUCAGCUGCUGCCAGCAACAACCACUCACUGUCUGAAACCAUCUCCAAGGUUUCAGACCUGGUAGUGCCUCCUCCCUCCCUCACACACUAGAAACAGCAAAAACAUUUUGAUCAUAAAUGCAGUUUUUAGGUGCAGAGGGAUGUCUGACAAAGCUGGCAGAGCUUUGUCGCUCUUAUUUGGUCUUGACUGAGCAUUUUCUUGUAAACUUCGAUUCACUGAAUGAUCAGGUGAAUAGAAGGAGCAGGAUAGUUUUCAACAUUAAAAUGGUGGUGAAGAACUUCAGGGUGCUGGGUCUUUAUGGACUUCUUUUUUACUAAACAUUGUUCCACGGGGGCAGCCUUGUUACAGUAGAAAGAGCAAAAGGGGAUUAUAGGGAAUUAGUUUUUUAUCGUCAAAAACGGAGCAAAGCCUGAGAGCGAGUUUAGAUGGUCAACUCCAGCUGCACUGAUUUCUUACUUGACAUGUCAUACUCACAAUUACAUGACAAACAGGAUCCUACAUAGGGGAUCAUUUUGAGCUACAAGAUGUUUGGCCAUGCACUCACAGCCCCACCUCCAGCCCAGAACCCACCUGCAGACCCUGACUAGGAGUUCUUAGAGUUCUUAUCAUCUCAUCACUCCUCAGUUUCCGCACAUAAAGUAAAGCGUGAGGACUGUAGAUGCCAAACAAUGAUCUCUGGCUGUGUCUGCAGUACAUGGUUCAAAGCUGAAAGGUGUUUGGUUGGCUGGUAGCCGUGACGUGAUUGGAUGAAAUGGAUGUUCAGUAAAAUAAGGAGUUGCAUCAUGUGGCUUUGACAGAGAACUUUCCAGAACGCCAAUGUGCUGAGUCUAGAUUCAGCUGAAGAAACCCUCUGCAGAACCACUUCAGAGGAGCCUCACAGAGAGACAGAAUUAAGUCACAGCUGCACUAGUUUGAAUGCAGCUCAAGACCUUGAGCGAGGCAUUGGAUGGAUUAAGUACAGGGGUUCACAACAUUUAACCUUCUCAAGAGGCACAAAAAUGGCUGCCUGUAACACAUUUAAGGCCAACCGUUCUUAAGUAUGUGGAUUUUCAGUGUAUCCUGUCAUUUACAUCGUUUCCCUCUUUUCUCUGAUCCAGCCAAUAGAUUUUGAGCAGACACGCUCCUUCACGCUGACGGUGGAGGCGGAGAAUGAGGUCCCACUGGCUCGUGGCAUCCACCUACCUCGUCAGUCUACAGCAACUGUCUCUGUACGAAUCCUGGACCUCAACGAGAGCCCUGAGUUCAGCCCCAACCCAAAGUCCAUCAAACUGGAGGAAGGUCUGCCUGCAGGGUCUCUCCUAACCACGUUCACUGCACAGGACCCUGACCGCUUCAUGAGACAGACUGUUCGGUAAGACUGCCCCUGCUCCAACUUUAAGGCUGUAGUUUCCUGAUGGUGACGGCGUCUGUUGGCUGGAAAAUGUUAUUGCUAAAGAAAUAAAGGAAAAGAUAAAAACAGAAAUAUUGAAAUAAAUAGAUUAACUAUGAAAUAAUGAGCAGGGUAAUACAGUGAACUAGUUCAAUGCAACCUUGGACUUGGUUACAGCGUCGACUCAAACAAUGCACAUCAUCGUAGAGCUGAAAUAAAUAGAUCCAAAGCAGUGUUACCAUGAGGCUCUUCUCUCUGACCAUGCAUGCACAAACCAAGGAUAAUAGUGUUGACAACAAUGCCUCUCUAACAGUUGUACAACCCAGCAAUCCACACAGCACACUUAAACACUCACACACUCUAACUCCACACACAGCCCAGCAUAUGCACACUAGUACGCUGCUGUACACAUUUUCAAGCACAGCAGGUUUAGAACAAUCAAGUUAAGAUGGUCUUGGGAUCAAAAAUGGUCCCUUACCUGAAAUAAGUAAGGACUCCAGAGAUCAAGUUGCUUCUUUUGUCUCUCUGAAUGAGAUGGUCUUUAUUUCCGUGAGUCCGCCUACAAACCCAUAAAGCUAUGGAGAAAAGCUCCUUUUCUGUCAUCAGGGCUGGUUCCCCAGACCUUAAGUGGGCUCUAUGUUUGUAGAACUUUUUCUUUAGCCUCUUUGCAUCAGCACUGGAAACUCUGCCAUUAAUCUCUUCAUCUGCUGGCCAAUUUUUUUGAACAGUUCACCUUUCCAGUCUUUGUGUCUCAAUAAACAUCAGGGUCUUUCCAGUCUCCCACUUCUUUAAUGUCCAACUAGCCGUCAGGUUGCUUAUGGAGCCCCCAGAUCUCCCCCUCAACCUCUGUCUUUGAGAGUAGAGCCCUGAUCCCUGAAAAGGUUCUGGUGUGGAUGGGGGAGAGAGGAGCCUCCAGCUUGCCUGUGGAUGAGCUAACAGCUGCCAUAUCCACAUCAGCUCCAGUUGUCCCCGCCCUGCAGUCAUCAUCUGAAUUCAGCUUGUUGAACUCAAAGUAAUAAAGAAGGAUAAAGAACGUUACCCUCAGCAUUCAAAGCAGAUGAUGCCAGAUGUUAGCUCUGCUCCUGCUUUUGACUCUACCAGUCUCACCUUCGCUAAGUAUCAUAUCAAACACGUUUCACUUCAGCUAAUGUUUCUGCAUAUUGGAAGUUUUUCCCCCCUUCAACGAAAUUAAAGCUUUGCAAGUGUUGCAGGUAGCCCCAGUAUCAUCUUUUCAUGUGAAAUACAGCCAAACUCUGGUGUGCUUUUGCUUCGACACCAUGCUGAAAAGUUCUGAACCAAAACACACUUCUCGUGUACUACGUCUUCACGCAGAGGCAUAAGAGUAACCGAUAAGCAGAAUUAUUAAGGAGGCAGACAAACAAUUUUUAUGAAUCUAAUCACUGGGAACUGGUUCUAAAAAAGAUCCAGUUAUUGAUUCUCAUCCCUACCAGCCAACAAUGUGUUUCAUUGGAGAAUACUUUAUGUGAACACAGGGGUGGUUAAGGCUGCACGAUAUUGGAAAAAAAUAAUAUUGCGAUUUUUUCAACCCUGCGAUAUAUAUUGCGAUAUUAAAAAUACAGUAUUUUCACCAGAUGACCUGAAUAGCACUUAAUGUUAUGCUGCACUGCUGAAAUCUUGAGGACAGUUAAUCUGCUCUGAUCUUACCUCUUUUUGUGAAUGUUAGUAGAACGGCUUCUGUCUGUCUCAGAGAUAUUUUUAGCUUUUAUUGUGCUGGGACGUUAUUGUGGCGACAGAUGAACACAGAACACGUGUUUUGGUCGACAUCAUCCUUCUUUUAACCGAAAUAAUUCCAGAUAACUGACUUUCCUUUUCUUUUUGGCAACAAAUCUUCAUUUUCGGUGGUUUUCGCUUGUUCGUUGUUCAUUUUGCGAUCGUUGUUGUUGUUGUUACCGGUGUUGUGCCGAGAAACGCAUGUCCUCCGAGAAUUGCAUGCACCUCGCAAAACGCGCACUGCUUAUAGUAGAGUGGUCCACGGAAAUGUACAAUUUAAAACCCAUACAGUUCUUAUUUGUUGGGCUUAAUAGUCAUGAGUAAAGUUCCGAAAGUAAUUCUCAGCGGACACACGUCUCCCUCCAUGUGCAGAACAUGUGCAGGGGUGGGUUUUCUCCUCCCUGAUUUUGAUUGACAGCUGGCAGGGUAGUCUGAUUGGCAACUGAGAAGUGAGUCUGAUUGGCAACUGAGUUAAGGACGAAGGCGAUUGGUGGAUCGCUGCACAGCACAUGCAGAGUCACAUGGAGUGUAUCUCAGUCAGUUACCCUUGAAAUUAAAUGAGUUCAUUCACCUCCAAUAUCGCAGGCUCUGCGAUGUGACUAUCGCACACACGUACAUCGCGAUGACGAUAGUCAAACGAUAUAUCGUUCAGGCCUAGGGGUGGUGCUUAUUGAGUGUUCACAAACUAGAUGCAAAUCAGUUAGAAGUUCAAAAUUAAGUCACAGACAAACACCUUGCGCUCUAUUUUCGUGCCUCGCCAGAGACGUGGCGCAGGCGCGGCGUAAGUCAGGUCCGCCGCGCCGACAAGGCGUUCCCAAGCACAAUUUGGCAUUUUGGUGAGCUGCACAGCCCGGCGUAAGUAUCCCCCCUCCCUAACUCAGCUCUUCCCAGCAGCGUAAGUCGUAGGGAGGGAGGAGAGAGGGAGUGGAGUAGGUUGAACACAGCUGAGACCUGUAUUGACGAAUAACAUCAGCUCCUCUCCUCGCCUUUAAAUCCGCCACCGCCGAGGCAUAUUGCAAUUUUCGUGAAGUAGUCAAAGAGAUCAAGAGAUGUCUGAAGACAGUAAUGCCACAUGAUGGUGACAGAAAGCAGCUCCUCAACAAGUGUCACUGUAAGCGCUGCAGAGGGUGUCCUGCACACUGUCUUAUAUGAGCACAGAUGGAUUUGGUGUGUGUAAUGUUGGAGCCACUAGUAAGACAAACACCCUUUUCCACAAAUAAAGACACUCACAUAAAGUUGCAUUUAAAUUUUUUAUUCAAACCUCACAUGACAAAGGUGGGUUGUCAUGUAUGAACCAUCUGUGCGUAAAGGACGCAUCACGCUCCGUGGCCUGGCUCUUUCUUUCAUAGAUGUUGGCAUAUAAAAUAAAUUUGGCUCACAAAACUGAAUAUUAUAAUAUUCGUAUGUGGGCCUAACUGCGGAUUGAAUAUUUACAGAAUCUUAAUGAUGUGAGAAAAUCAGAUAAACAGUUAAUUUUGAGUGAAAAUUCAUUUUAUUUUAUUUUUUUGUUCAAAAUUUCAAAGUAAAUAACUCAUCUGAUCACCAAAAUAAAUCAUCUGGUCAGCCGUGCCACCGCUGCCGCAGCAGGACGGAGAGAGGACACGGAGACACGUCAGGUGUUGUGCCAUAGAAUGCACCCCUGAAAGUACACAACAAGGCGAAAUAAUCCAAGUUUUCCUUACCGUUGGACUAAUUCUAAAGUGUGUGCCUUUAAUGAUUUCAUUCAGGCUAUUCAGAUAUGCCAAAAACAAUAGCCUUCUGAUUCUGAAUAUUUGCUGCCCUGAAAAUAUAAUGUUCUCUACUUUAACAACUUACUGUACAGUUUAUGUACCCAAGCACACCUCUGUAUGUGCAUUUUUUAAAUACCUAAAAACAGAACAAAUGUUUGCUGCUCCAUUUGACAUGUCAUGAUCCAAUGCUUGUGUUUUUUUUAAAUAUGAGGUAAUUUUUUACACUUUAAGAAGCUGAUGAGUGGAUGGGAUGCAUUCUAUGGCGGGGGGUGCAUUCUACGGCAUAACACCUAUCGAGCUGCAUGAGGAAGAAGGAGGAUAAGCGGGGAGACGAAUUAAAUAUCUUGUUAAAUUCAUCAUGUGUAACUGUUUACUGGAUAUUUAAUUUAAUGCGGUUUCAGCUGUGUUAAUUCGGUCAGGUGGAGUGUCCAAACGCGUGCCAAACUCACUCAUCAGAUAAGAUAUAGAUCAGAAUAUAUCUAUAUAGAUCUAAAUGUAUGUGCUGACUCAGAAUAUUAGUUGUUGCUGAUUAUUUAUUGCACUUUCGGCAAGCUUUCAGCGCACUUUUCAUGUCACCGGCGAGUACGAAAAUGUCACUGCGCCAGCUGAUUCUGUCGACACCUCCCCCUUACACGCAUCCACGCGCAGUAUGGCAGACCUCAGUGUGCCUCAGUCCGCGAAAAUACCAAACUGGCUGUGCGCUGGGCUCCGCCAGACAAAAAUACCACUGCGUGGGGUCCGCCACUGUCCGCCGCGAAAAUAGAGCCCCUUGUCUUUAAUGUGGCUCCACAGUGUUUCCCUCACAUACUUAGGUUGGCUGCCCUGUUAUAUAAACUAGAGUUCAUUAACCAGUUUUAGCAGUUCGUCAUUUUGUCUACUUGUCCCAAGUAGCCUUUUCUAAACAUGCUUAUUAAACAGAGACAUCCACUGGUGUGUCCUUCAGUUAAUAUGCAGUAGUCUAAGUUCAAUAUGGUCUGUUUUCAGAGUGAGUCUGAUUGGCUGUUAUUUCAAGGUUUUUUAUAUUCUGUCAUCAACAACAAGCCUAAUCAGUGUGCAAUUUACCUGCUGUUGUGAAAUCAGGAUUGGGGGCUUAAAAAAUAAAUGUGCUUCAUGUUGGACUCCAUAUUUAACUUUGCUGAUGAGGAAAGUCAAUGGAUCAGACACAAAGAGAAAUCUUCCCUGGAUCCCAAAGCCCUCCACUGCAGUUUUCCCUGUCCUCGGCCGAACCGGAGGUACUUACAGACAUGCUAAGCAGUGCUCCAAAGCUCUUAACACUGUUUGGAGGACAGAGGAUUGAGGACAGAAAUCAGAGGAGCGAUGAGAGAGGAUACACAAGAGCAGCCUUCGAAGAUGUCUUUCACUGGCUUUCAUGCCCCUACCUUCAAUAUUACUCACUGAAUAGAAGCUGCAGCAGCCCAGACUUCACAGAAACUUUACAUCCCUAGAGUUUAAACAAAGAGAGAUGACAUCUCUUUAAACAGUCCCUUUAAACAGAUGAUAUAUAUACAUAUAUAUGUCUCUUAACAGCUAUGUGAGGAGCAGAGCUGAAAAAAAGUGUCUGGCAUGACAGUGAAGAACAAAUUCUUGAGCAGAGCUGCCAUAAAAACAAUAAACGUGGUUUCACACCAGUUUUCUGGGAAAUCUGUUUUUUUUUCUGAUUCACCAUCUAACUGAAGUCAUGUAGUUUAAUACUAUUAGAGUAAUAGAUAUUCAAAAAAUAGAUAUUUUCUCCCCAUAACCAGUGAUUUCUCAUGUUGAAUCUUUAUGAUGAAGAGAGUUAAAGUCUGGCCCUCCAAGUUUUUUCUGUCAGUGAAAAACAACAUUUACCAUCAUCCUAAAGUUUGACAUCAGGCUGAUCAUUAAUGUAUGUCAGACUUCAACAGCAUAGAUUCCAAUUGUCCUGAAUUUUUGAGCCUGUACAUAGAUUACCUCAGACAUCACACAUGUAGGCUCUGUGAGAGGUGAGAGUUGAGUUGAAUCCAGACACAAACAGCUGUUAAAGCUGACCCACAGCUGAACCAGGACUGAGGAAAGGACAGCUUAUGUCUCUCAGGGAGGGACUGAGAUGCAGACAGGGAAGUCCUAAGUUCUUUAAUUGUUAAUAAGGGAUGAAUCAGAGGCAGCCUGGGGAAAAAUCUCACACAAGGGGUCUUCAAGUCAAAAGUCAAAACCGAUAAGCCUAAGGUUUGAGUUUCAUUACAAAUAUCAACCCAGUGACAUAUGCUGUUAGGGCUUUAAUACUUCCCUUCAGUGAUCAUGUUGAAAAUUUCAGCAGCUCAGCAGGAUGAAAAUUUGCCAUCACUUCAGCAUCAUGCUGUUCUGAGUGGCUGCCCUAUUUUGAGAUAAAGGCUGAUAAGACUCUUUUUUUCAUAUUUUUCUAAAGACGUCUUUCUUGAGGAAAUGCGUUUUUUCUCUGCAGAUCCUGCAGCUCUGAGCGAACAGCUUCACAAUAACCAGACUGGAGCACAGAAAGCCUGCAGGACUGCAGCGUCUUGUCCCCAUCCUUCUUUCUUUUACAUCCCACUAUUUGUUUCUAAAUGUGGUGCUGAAGUCUUUGUAGCCUAGCAACAGCCAAUGGUGGACGCAGACUGUGUUCACAGAAACACGCAAGCGCACAAACACACACACACACACACAAACACACACACACACACACACACACACACACACUGAUAAAGGAAGUGUAUUGUGCACUAUAGAGUGGGCCACGGAGAGCAUUUUAGUGUUUUAAUUUCCCUUUUUUGUUUCUUUUUUUGUCUGCUGUUACUGCUGCUUUGCUUCCACAUUUGUUCAUGACUGUGCUUUCAACUUUUUGUCCCACCAAUUACACAAACACAGAAUGUACAGUAUUUCCUAUUUAUGGGUUGCAGUUCUGCUUGCCUUUAUUGAAAGCUGUGCUAUUUCCCUCUUUAUUCACAUAAUUUGUCAAACCUGAUCUCCAUUUUAAACAUGACUUUUGCUGUGGUGUUGUUUUGCAGCAAAGCAGAUGUAGAAUGAACACCAGCACAUCUUUUACAUUUGACAAGACUGACAGGGAUUUCCCAAGAUGCAUUAUGUUUAUGGGUAGACUCUAUGUUAACCAAACAUGUGCAGUCAGGAUAAUUGAAUGAGUCUUGGUGGCUUCAUGAGAGUGCUGCAGCCUGCAUGUAUCAGCUCAGCAGUGACUGCUUGGCCUGCAGCCAUAUAAGCAGAUAAAGGAGCCUCUCGGUGCUAGAUUCUUAUGCUGUCUCUCUCUCUUACUGAAUUCAGGUACUCCAAGAUGUAUGACCCUGCCAACUGGCUGGAGAUUGACCCGGUUAAUGGUCGGAUCUCUACUAUUGCCAUCCUUGACCGAGAGUCUCCCUACGUCAAGAACAACCUUUACAACGUUACCUUCAUGGCCUCUGAUAAUGGUGAGACAAGAGGGCAGCACUGGUGUCCUGCAGUAACCCCAUCCACCCACAUACAGAGGUGGAUUGUGCUCACUGUGCCUCUGUGCUCUUUUGCUAAUCACUGUGGUGCUUUUUCCUACCAAUAAUACUGCUCCUGAAGAUCCAUGAGAAGGAGUAGAACUCAUGCUAUGUAUGUUUGAUAUGUUGUAGUUAUGUUUGAAUUAUGUAAUCUGUCCUUCAUGUUUACAGCCAUGUCACACUGCUUUACCCGUUUUCUCUGUAGAUUUGGACUUUUCUAAAAAUUAAAUUACAGCCUGUGUCAAGUUUUGAGAAGUGACCAUAAAGUAAUCAUCCGUGGUCUUAAAUAGUAAGCUUUCACAUCAAUACUUGUGUUAUACACCGGCCCGACGGACACUUUUCUGACAGAAAAUAAGUGGUGCAUGUCUUGACUUUUGGACAAAAUUAAGUUCCGAUUUCACUGGUUGAAGAGAGGAGACUCAGGGGACAGCAGAGUAUCCUGCCCACUUUUUAUUACAUUCCAGGACUUUAGUAAUCAAAUGUCCUGAUCAGGAGGACCUGUGAGAUAACAGUGAUUAUCAGGGAACAGUAACCCCAUUGAAUUGUAAUGGAGAUGUUUUUACUUCAUUUGUAGUUUGAAGAUUACAGAAAUCUUCCUCUUGCUCUGAUCAUAACUUAUCCAUAUUUUAAUGGACAAUCUUUCAAGAGGUAUAUUAUUCAGCAGCAGCAGCAGCAGUCACUGCUGCGCUCUACCCUGCACCCUUCCUAUACAGAGACCCUUCUGUGCUCCCAGCUUCCUGCGAGCUGACUGUCUUGGCAUGUUCUCUGCCCUGGUCUGCAAGGAACUCACAGAUACAGAUCAGCAGUCAGACACAAGGACACACAUAAACAUGCUUGUCCAAGCGCGCCUAUGUCUGCAGAUUCUGUUUGAAAUUGUCACCAUAAGCACACUGUGUGCUUAUGGUAACCGCAGAUUAACAAAUAUAGUGGAGAUGUCAUAGUAAGCAUGUAUGUAUUAGUACACGUAACUGUAGAGAUAUACAUGAUCUGCUGUAGUAGUUGGCCAGCUUGCAUCUACUAUAUCGUUAGAUAUGUCUCCCAUAUCAUGCAUCCAAAAACCCAACAGAUGUGGGGGGUAGAUUGGUGAUCAGAAACUGAACCUUCUUUUCUGUCCUAAAAAUAUUCAGUACUUUAGUUUUGAAAGCUGACAGUGAAAGAUUAUGAACAGAAGAUGUUCCUCUCUCCCUCUCUGUACUCUCUUUAAGCCUGUUGAUUCGUCAAUCCUUAAAAUCAGGUCAAAAUAUGUAUCAUUUCAUUUCUUAGAGGCUCAGUCAUUUUCUAAAACAGCUGGCCACAGAACAAAGUAAAUUUAUUUGUUCAUUUGAUUGGGACUAAAUUUAGGGGCGGAUUAAUACACACUGCAGGCUCAAUACAAUAUUUGGGGCAACAGGAUAGAGAAUGCUAGAUUAAAGGACAGUUCAAACCACAGAGUGUGUGUGUGUGUGUGUGUGUGUGUGUGUGUGUGUGUGUGUGUGUGUGUGUGUGUGUGUGUGUGUGUGUGUGUGUGUGUGUGUGUGUGUGUGUGUGUGUUCAUGGUUGAGAAGAAUCUGAAGAAUCUGUUUGUGGCCCAUCUGUUGUUUUUUUUUCUUUUACAGUCACCUGAAGGUUCAGAGGUUCAUGGAGUUAAACUCUUUGGCCUGCUAAGUAGAAAGACAAGAAUAAAAGGGAGAGCAGAAAUGGAAAAAUAUCUAAAGAAAUCUAUCUUCAGAUUAUAAUGUGGUUACAGAGGAAGACAGUCCAGUAUUAGUUUGAAUCACUUUCUGAUCAACAAAGAAUCCAGCGACAUAGAACGAUAAACUCUCUGUUUGCUCUUGUCUGAAGGUAUCCCACCUGCCAGUGGUACAGGCACCCUUCAGAUGUACUUACUGGACAUUAACGACAAUGCACCUCACGUGUUCCCCCCUGAAGUGGAAAUGUGUGAGAAGCCAGAUCCUAAUGCCAUCAACAUCACAGCCAGUGAUCCUGACCUGACCCCCAAUGCCGGACCCUUUGCCUUUGAGCUGGCCAAUCGUCCUUCAGAUGUACGCCGAAACUGGACUCUGAGCCGCAUCAAUGGUCAGUAUGGGGUUAAUCCACAGCUUUCAUGUUUCUCUGCUCCUGUUUUUUUAUCCUGGUGGGUGGAAAGUUUUCCCCCAAAGGCGAAAUUCGGAUGAUUUAUUAAGUCACCCAGACAAAAAGAAAAUGACUACUGUGACUCCAGCUCCAGUGUAUAAACAGGGAUUUUUUAUCUUUGCUUGGAUCAUUUUUUUUUUAUAUCUGGAGUCUGUAUUUUAUAAAAUUCACCGUGUGGAAUUUGUCAUUAAUGCAGCUCCAUCCUGCAACUUAAGGCCUUGUUCUGACCCCCCCCCCCCCCCCCCAAAGACUCUGACUUCGGUUUUCUGCAAAAUAUACUAAAAAGGAAGUUGGUGUUAAGUAUUGUCUUUGUAUAGUACUGCUCUACGGUUUGAAGUAGUCCCAGUGGUGUUUGUCUUCUAAAUUAUUGUAGAGCGCCUCCCAGAGCUCAAAGCCUUGUUCAGUGAACAUAAAAAAAGAAUCUUUACCAGCUUCAUAAUGUGACAGCAGCUGGUCACUGCAAAGACAGGAUGUGAACUCUUUCAAAGUCUCACCUGUGUGUUGCCUGCUCAGGUCAACUUUCAUCACUGGUUAUGGCUGCAAUCUUAAUUUUCAUUAUACAACUCCAGCUUAAUGUCACAUUAACAAUCUUAAUCCCAGCUGUUUUGGCGACAGAUAUCACUCCUACUGUGUGUUUUUUGUCACUGUCCUGUGGUGAAGUGUGAAUAAAGGUUUUCUUUGUGUUGCUGACAAUAUGAUUAUAUUAUAUCAUUUUUUUUAUAUGAUAUUAUAUUAUGUUAUAACACCAUGAAAUAAUAUGAAAUAAUACAAUAUAAGUCAUCAUAUUAUAUUAUAUUACAUAACAUAACAUUAUAUUAUAUAAUAUCAUAUUAUAUCAUGUUAUUUUAUGUAUUUUAUAUUUUGUUAUGUUAUGGUAUGUGAUGUUGUGUUAUGAUGUUGUGUUAUGUUAUAUUGUUUUGUUAUAUUAUAUAUUAUAUUAUAUUAUAUUAUAUUAUAUUACACAAGGAUAAAACUAAUUCAAUGCCUUUCUCACCAUAAGCACCUCAUUUUGAAAAGCAUGCCCAUUAGCAGACUCUGGGAGCACCAGGACUCCUCCAGUGUUGUUGACUGAGAGUCACAAAGCAGAGUGAAGCAUGUAAAUGAUGAAUUUCAACACUUUCCUCUUUCUCUGUUCCUCCAUUUCUUAACCCUUUAUUUCCAUCGUAUCACACCACAGGCGAGUUUGCCCAGCUGAGACUGAGGAUCGGCUCCCUGGCCAGUGGUAUCUACGAGGUUCCCAUCAUGAUCACAGACUCUGGCAAUCUGCCCAUGUCGAACACAUCAUACCUGAAGGUCAAGGUCUGCCAGUGUGAUCACCAUGGAGACUGUGUGGACAUGGAGCGAAUCAUUGCUGCUGGACUUGGCACUGGAGCCAUCAUUGCCAUCCUCAUCUGCAUCAUCAUAUUACUAGGUGAGCCUCCCACACAGAUACAAAGAUACUUAAAUCAUUGCUGCAGCUCCAGAGACCAACAUAACACACAAACUUCAAUGUAAUAAACUGGAUUUGUAUUUUACCAGCAAAAAUAGUUAUCUAAAAACAUUAUGACUGCAAGACUUUUACAACACAAAUGGAAAGAUUUUCAAUUUAUUAUGCAAGUCAUUUACAACAUUUCCCACCAAGUAGACUUUGAAGCUACUUUGCUGAAUUAUUAUUAAAAGUGUUUCAAAUCAGAAACAUACAAGGCAUCUUUUUUUCUGAAGAAUGUAGACAGAUUAACCACAGCCCCAGAAAAGGAACCCAGAAACUCUUACCAGCCCAUUGCCGAGGUCUGGAAUCCAGGUAGAAAUGGAAGCUGCGUGAAGGCCUCAGAUAACCAGGGUUUGUCAAGGUCCAAGGUAGAUCCAACACUUGGGUCUAGAGGGAAGCCUCCAAGAGACACUGAAAACUAAUCUGGUGCUUCCUGGACGUGACUGUUUGUACUUUUGUGAUCCUCUGCUGUUAAAUGUCACAAUUUCUACAUUUUCCAAGGAGACAACAGUCAUAUUUCGCCUCUGCCCUUCCUACUUCUGUAUUUCUGUCAUGGUGAUCUCCAGUGCCAUGAGAAAAGGGUGUUAUUUUAUCCACCUUUUUAAAUUUCAAAACUGUACUUGUGUGUGCAGUGAGCAGGUACAUCAGUCACUAGAAAUGAAUUGUUCUUGGUAAAGCAGAGGUCUGCCAUGGCAAAGAUCCCAGGCUCUAGUCCCAAGUGUGAGUGUCAAGCUAACUGCAGUUUUUCACAAAUUAUGUGCUUGUAAACAAGUAGCACUCCAUGUGCUUGGACACUGUGAAUGGUCCUUUUGAGUUGUGUGUGCAUGAAUGUUACAAAGCAAAUAACUGAAGAAGCUCAGCUUUUGCAGAGUGCUCAAAUGGAGCAAGAACUUAUGAUAAUAAGCAAGUUCAAGUACUUGGGAGACAAGGGAGGAGUUUUGGAUCCAAUCAUUACUCUUGAUUAGACAGAAUAAAACAGCAUUUGCCCACAGGGCUUAUUUAAAGCACAUCUUCCUUCUCUCUCAGUUCUCUAAAGCUGCAGAGCUCUAGAGGACGGCGUUAAACAAGUUAAACAUGUGCUAAAAGGAUUGGAACUGUCAAUCUGAUUUACUAAAGAGGGGAAUAACGGGUCAUUUUAACAUGGCUAGUUGGAAGUGUCAGUUGUUGUGACAGCGCUGAAUGGGUCAAGAAGUGCUCAGGGUAUAAAAGCUGAAUUACAGUAAAAUUUCAUUUUAGGUGUGAAAAGGGAGCUGAGAUAGAUGUAAAAGAAAGAGCUUUAGGUGAACUGUAAGCUGUUGUUGUUUACAGAAUAAUUCUUAUUCUUGUCUCAAGAUGUUGCAAAGUCUUUACAGAAACAACACGGAUGAACUUCUGGGCCUCUAAAAAGAUUCAGAUAGCUCCACCCACAUACACACCAACACAAACACACAAAGGCACUGGAUCACAGUGGUUACAAGAGUAAGCUGAGCCUAAGAAUUUGAACAUUUUUAAAGAUCCAUAAACCAUUCUGAAGUUAUCAUCUGUCAUGAAUUUUAAGCAUCAUAAGAAGCUGUGUAAAAACUAAGGCAUUUUAGUUUUUAGAGAAGAGGCAGAAGAAUUAAUAAGCUACCGUAAAAUUCCUGCAGAAGCUUUUUUCAGUAAUGUUUGAGCUUAUCAAGUCAGCUGGUAGGUCCCAAGGGCCAUGUGAAGUAACACUAUCCUGUCAGUUUUUGAACCAUGAACAUCGAUUGAUCUACAAAACCAAGAAUUCUGCUACAAUGGCUGAACAUGCAAAAAGCUCUCAAGUAUGGCUACAUGAUAGGGAUGAAGCAAAAUGCAGUUGAUAGUGCAAAACAUUUUCUUGCAAGGGGGGAAACGCAACAAACACAUAAGCUCUGUGCAUCAAACCCAGCCAAAAUGCAGAGCCUUUGACUGUCUGUGGCCAAAAGCAACUCCAUCAACUGUGGCUGCUGCUGCAGGGCUACAGUCCUCCUCUCCACCCAAUACAGCCAGACUUCGGAGCAGGCCCUGUUAGUUGAGAUCAUAAUCUAGUGUUAGAUAAGGUGUUGAAAUCAGCCAGUUAGCUAAUAGAAUAGUUAGCUAACCAGUUCUUCAUCAAAGAACGUUGCCUUUCUAUGAAGAACUCAAUAACUAUGACCUGGAAUAAAGAUGCAUGCGUCACCAUUGAAAAGGGAAGUAUUACUACCAAGAAGCAUCAUUACAACGAAGCAAUAAUCUACCAAACUCUGUUUUCUUUAAUUUAAGAGCUAAAUUAAGACCAUGGUAUGAGUAAACACUUAAACCAUUAAGAAGUCUCGAUGACAGUAUCAGUGUUAAUAAAAAGUAAUAAUCCCCGUCUGUACUCUUGAACCCUGUUAAAAGAUCGAAAACUGAAUCAAAGACUUUGUAUUUGGCACAUUGACCACUUUAUUGAAUAAUGUCUGUUCUUGAGCAGGGCCUCAGCAGUGGUUCUGUUUUUUUCAUAGACCAGAUGUUUUGUUUGUUGUCUCAUUGAAAUGCCAGCAGCCUUCCCUGUUGGUUUUACAGAGAACUCUUACUAACGGUGACAAGCCAUUUUUCAAAUGGCCCCUCUAGGGUUUAAAUUGUCUUCACUUAGAAUUCCUCUCAGCCUCUUAAGUGGUUCUGGCUCUCUCAGGUACAGCAGCACAGGUUCACAAACAUAGACACACCAAAGCUCCUCUGUCUCAUAAAUCCACCCAGAUUAGUGUGAUCAAAGAAGAGAGAUUCACAUCAGGUUCAACACACUUCAGUCUUAAAAAAGAGUCACUUUCCAGGUGAGUCCCAUAUGAAAGGAUUUAAGGUGAGAUUUAAACUGAGAAUCUGAGGGAACAACAAGGACUCUGAUACUGUGACAUCAUUAAAGAUACAGACAAUGUCUCUUUAAAAUAUGCCUGAAAGUCAAUCAUUCUCCUGAUUCAGAGGCAGUAUAGAUUACACCAAACCAGCACCUUUACUGUGAUACUGGACUAGAUGUUUCAUCAGUGUGCUGGUUUCAUUUGUUUGACUAAAUUCUAUGUACAUCUGAGAAUAGUAAAAAACACGGAAAAAUCAAGAAGAUGAAUGUACUGAGUUGUUUUUAUCACUUUAAUAAUUGUAUUUAGUCCCUCUGGUAAAUCUGUGAAAUCAUGAGGACUUAGCAACAUCUAAUCUAGGUCCACAGGGCAGUUGGCAGUGGCUAAGUUUUGUUGUUUUGCUUUGUGAAUAAAUCUUAACCAAGCUUGAUAGAAAGAUACCCUGAUGAUUGCUGUUAAUCAUUUAGACCCCCCUGGGCUCCCACUGCCCACCCAUACAUAACUGCAGUACUGUCAGGUCUUGUUUUCCACAUGUUCUCUUUCACUUAAAGGCAACGUGAGGACUGUCCUCUCAAGUCUGAAGGAUAUUGUUAAAGAAGCUGUUGGACAUUUGACCAGGGAAAAGUGUAUUUGAUCUGAUAUUUAUGAUCAUAAGGCGUGUGAAGCCACUGUCCUCCAUUCAGCCAUGCAUUGAAUUUCACAACCAUUGACAUCCAGUAUCCAAAGUGGUGUUCAAAUUCCAGCUUCAGUAUUAAAGGUUGGUCAGGUCCUGAUGUCUGGAAGUGAACCCCGCAAAAGGACUUUGGAUAAUGUUGAUUCCAUCAUGUUGGAUCAGACCACUUUUGACAAACUGUGUAGCAUUAAUUACUGUUAAAGCCCUAAUGUUAUAGCUCAUUUGAAGGGGUUACAACUCUUCACCUCCAGAAAACACCUCAAACAGUAGAACAAUAGAAGAACUGUUUAUUGCUUGAUAAUCAGCUAUCAAGCAGAUAACCGAAUUCUUAGGCAAAGAACAGCUAGGCUACAAUAACAGGACAUUACAGUAUGGUAGAACUACAAAUCUCUGUGGGAAGGGCAGCAGUCCCCACACUAAAAGCCUCUGAGUGCAGCGGCUGGCAUUUAAGUGUCACAAAGACCUGGACCCAGAGGAGAAGAAAGGACCAACAAACAGGGAAACAUACAGCCAGAACACCCCCAAGCCUAACACAAUGAAUAAAUAAUAGGCCAUACAAUUAUACAAUAGACAUCAAUCAUGUUUAACAAUAACUUAAACUCUGUAAAUCACACUGAUUCAUUCAUCAGAUUUAGGCUGGGGCCUCUUCCGUCUGCUCGGGGUCCAGGUCCACGCACACCUGGACCUGGCCCUUUAAAAAAAGAGGAGAGGCUAAAAGAAAAGGAGCUGCUGCCUCUCAGUCAGGGAUCUGGUUGUGUCAUUGCGCUCUUAUGAGUUGAGUCGUUGGCUGAUUCUUGCGUUUACGGUAGUAAAUCCUUUGUGUGUUCAGGUGUUGCAGUGUUAUUAUAUUAGGUCAGAGGGUCACCUGAAGUUGGGGAUUAUCACUAAAUUUGAACAAAUGCUGGAGGAUUUAGAUACUGCUGCUUUAGAUGGCUGCUUACAUCUGAAUGUUUGUACUGAACUGAUGAGCUGCAAAGAAGGAUAAGCUUCGUCUAUUAGAUUGGUAAUGAUUUCAGGUAAAAUAGUCCAUAAGAGUAGUUUCCCCUCAGGAUGUCAUUCUCCACUGACCAAGCAAUCUAAUGUAGCUCCAGGUAAGUAAGUUAGCAUUGGCCAUAGGAUAACAGUCAAUGAUCAUGAAUUUAGACAAUGAUCUGUACAAUUGUGUUUUUUAACCCUAUAACCUCUGGCAGCCUCUCAUAAUCGUGUAUUGUCACUUUGGUUGAAGUCUUCUUGUGUCCCACCUCUCCUGCAGUGCUGGUGCUGAUGUUUGUGAUGUGGAUGAAGAGGAGGGAUAAGGAGCGUCAGGCCAAGCAGCUUCUCAUAGACCCAGAAGAUGAUGUCCGAGACAACAUCCUCAAAUAUGAUGAAGAAGGAGGUGGAGAAGAGGAUCAGGUACACAUGCAUACACACAGUGUGGAGGGUUAUUAAAGGACAAAGACAUACUCAUUAUUACUCAUUCUUCCUUGGUUUGUCUCUCCUUGAUGGGCUAUGUCUAAAAGGACAAGCUGACUGCAGCCUGUUAUUUACGCACACUUAACCUUGACCAUACUGAUGGUUGUGACUCAAGUUUUCCUGCAGCUGAAUUUACAUUUACCUCGAGUAAAUAUAUACACAUGGUUUCUAAAGUUCAUGCUAACAGUCGCCUCCUCCUUCAGCUCAGGAACAAACACACACUCUCACUCCUAUCAACUUAGACAAACAUGUAUUCUUCAAAACAGCCUGAAAUACACAAAAUGUUGCCACACUGACACACCCUGGGCUUCUCUACAGUUUUCAAUCAUCUGUCCUCCAGCUAAGAUUAAGUGUACUACAAAGAGGACCUCGAAACAGGAUUAAUUGCUUUCUGUUGGAGAACAAUUUCCUGUGUCUCCCCACACAGCUCCUCUAUUGGUGCCAAGCACAUAAGCUGCUCGACACUUCUGCCGGGAAAAUGUUUAACCCUCAGUUACCCAGCAGAAUUUUGAAGAACUGCCGGCCAUUGUUGUGGCUUUCACUAUGUAAAUGCAAGUUUGGCUGCAGUCAUACAAAAAUAAAAAUAUGUACAGGAAUGUUCACACAGCCCUGUCCAGAUGGGGAUUCAUCUGCAGUAGUGCAACAACCUGUGAAUGCUCCCUCUCUGCUGUUCUUCCAGCCCAGUCUUUGACUGAGUUUGAGCUGCUCUGGCUGUGCUUCAAACACAAAGAUACAACUUGACCUGGUUUGGGGGUUUUGGGCUCACCAGAAUUGUUUACAUACCAAAGUAAGUCCGUAUUCCCAAGGCUGACCAGACCAGCCUGUGGAUAUGAUUCCUGCUGUGUCUUCAUACUUACUGAAGACUCUCAAUGAUACUUAAAUUACAUUUCAGACCUCUGCCUGUUGAAAGUUGCUGUUCUUCCAUACUAGAUAACCUUGGAUUAAAUCUUAAAUGAUGUAAAUUUCAACAGUGUGAAAAUUUCCUCACUAAGUCAUCAUGAUGCUUAAAAACUUUGAAGCCAGUCAAUCAUGUAGCUUUACUCGAACUCGAAAUUCACACACUAAUGGACUGCCCUGUACUGUAGGUAAACUUGCAUCCAUGGUGUCGGUUAGGCCUUUUCCAUACCCAGAUGAAAACAAUAUAUUGCUGUUUGGUUUUGAAAAAGUUUUUCAUAAAGACUUUCAAGAAAUAUCCACAUUAAUAUGAAACCACUGAAAACCCCUGAAAAUUAUGUAGUGUAUAUGCCAAGCUAGUAAGUGCCGCUGUAACACUGCCCCAGAAAUUUGCCAAAAGACAGGAGGAGAGUAUAGAGCAUCUGCAUAAAAGUUUACAGUAAAACAGUCUGUGAAGACACCAGAAAAGGCUGUUUUUGCUGGUGGUAAAGGAGCAUCAAGUUUUGUUGUAAAUGUCAUAACAAGCUUGGCAGCUUCUGCAGCAUUAACACAACCCUGUAAUCAGCCAUUGUUGUUUUUGACAGACCCGCACAUGCGUCUUAAGAGAGUUAUGCUGUGUGUGACGUAAUCGAUUCAAAAGAGGUGUGGAUGGGCAUUCACACAGAGACAAAACAGUAGUCUCUCUACAGUUCACCAAGGACAUACAGCUUCUCCUCAGGGUAUUCACACUGUGGUAUUCUCUUGGUUGUUGAGUGGACACCCUCUUCCCUCAGUGUUUUGCCAUUGACUCACCUGGAAGCCUAAAUGGGGGGUAUCUCUGACCACUUCUUUCUCCAGCAGCUCUGGAGAGGUCCUUGGUUGUUUGCUGAAGGGCCUUGCCUCACAUCCCCAGCUCCCAGAGAAGCCUCACUGUUGAUGUGGCUACCAAGCCUCUGCAGCUCACUGCACUGGUCAGAUCUUCGUUUUACAGCCUGAUGUAAGCUGAUGUAGUCUUGCUGUACUGCAUCCUCCCAUGGCACUGUGAGCUGGACUAUGCAGUGAGGCUGACCACAGAACACGAUCUGGGUCUAGGCUGGGGCUGUGGCCUCCAACAGGGAGCAGAACCUCUGGUUUAACUCCACCACCACCUUCCAGUCACAUGCCCUUCCGAGCUGUCCAGCAUUGACCUGCAGGGUUUAGCUGACAGACACUGUCAGUGGGCAGUGAGGUGAAGCAGGAGGAAGGGUGUUUCAUCUUCCUGCUACCCAGCGAUGAGCUGAGACUCUGGAGCCCCUGGUUGUGUCAGCAGGUAUACCAAUCUUGAAUGAGGUUGGUCUUACAGCCAACAGCUAAGAUGUGUUUCAGUGUUGCAUGUGUAGGGCAGAGAGAGUGUGUGGGGUCUCAUCUAUACCACUGGCAGAUGUUUUAGGAGGUAGAACAUCUUGAUGGUGACACCUUGUUUUGAGAUCUUUUCCCUGUCUACUCCCUGCCAACUCAUUCACUGCUCUUGCCCUACCUGUACCAGGGCUUUUGCACACCUGGUUACCCCCCUCUGCUGGUGUAUUUCUAAAUGGAGACCAGCCAUUGUUUGUGAGGACUGGGUCUUGUGCUUUUGUUGGCAUUAUCAGGUUAUGCUGUAGUUAAGUGUAGAGUUCAGUUAACAGCAGUCAUGCAGGAUCAUGUCAUGUCACACUCUCAUACACACACUGCACAAAAACAUACAUGCUUGCAACACCUCAAGUCACUGCUGAUUAGGGAUGGGCAAUAAAUUAUCAUUCAUGAUUUAUCGUCAGAAAAAUUCCCCACAAUAAAUAUUUGCCAUCUCACGAUAAAUGCGAUAAAUGCAGGUUGAUGAUAUAAGCGCGACAAAUGGACUCACAGCCAUAGCCUACACAGAGCAGAAUAGCAAACAAACAUGGCCAGAGGUAAAGAAGAGGACGUUUCUGAGCGGCUCGUUACUGAACGAGGCUCCACAUGAGGGAUUUCCUUCAAGAUUAGGGUUUGGAUGAGUACAAUCAGGUAUGCCUGACAUCAGACAGUGGAUCUGCUGCUGCUGUUCACUCUGUGCAAUAAGAGUUUUCAACAAAUGUUGAAAAUAUUUUCACAUUUCUGAGUUGUUUAAUGUCACUACUUUUCUCCAUAACCAUAAAUUUGUAGUUAAGUAUCUCAUUAGACUAUGCCAACCGGUAAGUGCAAUCCAAGAACAAUGAUUUUGGGGUUCUCAAGACAGAAUGAGUCGAAAACAGAUUGGAAUUAUAAUAUUUUUUUAUCGGGACUUUAAUCGUUAUUGGCAGAAUGGCAAAACUUAUCGUGAUACAUUUUUUAGCCCAUAUCGCCCAUUCCUACUGCUGAUGUUUAGCAAACUGAAGUCAGUGUUUUAUACCCUGGGCGGGGUUGUAGUCUAGUCACUAGACCUCUAGCCAGAGUCAGGUCUGUCAACCCCAGUGUUCAAGUUGGACUUACCAAAUAUAAGUCCAUUUCUGAUACAGACACACACCAAAGUCCUGAUAUUCACAUAUAGAGCUGUGCAAACAAGUUGACCCAUGACAGCAUGUUCUGGUGGUGAGAAAUUAUGUUGAAUAUAAACGUCAGUGUGGAAAUGAGAGUACACAUGAUCAAGUCUUUAAAAAAAAAGUGAGGAGAUCCUCUCCAGGAGGACAUGUGUUUUUUUUAUGCUUGUUAGUGUAGAAAUACAAGAAGUACUGCGUGUUUCCUUUCUCCCUGCUCAGCAGCUCUUUUGCUGGUCAGUCAUUAUCUUGAACAAAGCCCAAGGUCAGUCCUCAGCAUGCUGUUAUUGUCCUGAAAAGGCUGCUUUAGUCGAUUUCCCUGGAGACCAGAAAGCAAGGAAUGGUUUGUGGAUGGGUGCUGCAGUGACUCAGACAAUACCAUUCAACAUGAACAGACUGGAAGCCGUGACACACACUUCCCCUCUGCAUGCUGACAGAGCUCAGGUGCUAGAGGAGGUGACAGAGACGUGGUUUUUCUAAGUGGGUACUAAUUGGGUGACAUCAUAGACUGUAUAUAAGAAUGGACAGAGUCUGCCUCCUCGCUGGGUGAAGCCACUCUGAGAACAGCACCCUCUGUUGAUGGGCUGCAGUACAGGUCAUAAAUCCCGCCUCCGCCAGCAAAGCUUAUGGGACUGUGGACAAACUUUAGAAAUUUAUUACACAGAACGUAAUUUUUUCUCCCCCCUGCUUGUGAUGUUGACAUAUAGUUACAGUAAGACUGGUUUGUGCCCAAGUCCUUUUUUUCUGUACAGCUCAGUUUUUAGAAGUUAUUAGGGGGUUCAUGUUUUCUAUGAUUGACACCUGGUACAGCCUAUGGGCAUUCAGGGAUUGCGUAGCUCCUCCGGGGGAAUACGCUGUUUGAGCCGAGCGUCAUCACAGGGACUCUCGGCGACUGCACGGCCGAAUGCGCACAACGCUACUGCACAGCUCUGGUUUCAAGGAAGUGGAGAAAAACCCGGAAUUACCAAGAGCUUUUUGGCUUCAAAUCCGUAUACAGGCGGAAGGCGGAACCACGGUGUCCAUCUUAUAUACAGUCUAUGGAUGACAUUAGGACAUGAUGUUAGAGAAAUGGUAGAUGUUGAAUCAGAGGCGCCACUGAAAUCCUCACAGCAUCAACUGUGAACAGCUGGAGCAUAAAAGGAGCUGAGGCUUUUCACUGUUUAAGGAGGAAGGUUCUGGUCCUAGCAGGGCUGUUACUAUCAUGAGUCAGAUAUUGAGGAGCACCUCUGCUCAUUUAGUAUUUAUCCUCAGGGGCAUGUCAUGAACCAAGGCUUUAGAGAAAACAUGAUUCAUUUAAGGGUUUGUGUGUGAAGAUUCUUGUUUCCCAUUUCGCUUGAAUCCCAAAGACUCUCUGUCCAAAACUUUUGAGUGCUUUGAGGUUGAAUCAAUCUGGUGUUCUGUUAGUUAGGGGGAGUUCAAAGUUUUAUUUGGACAUUCUUGACUUCUUCAGGGGAAAAGAGUUCACCAAAGAAUCAAAGCAGAUCUGUUUACAGUUUCUGAUGAGGGUUCGGAUUUCUUUACAGUAUUUCAGGACUGCUUUCAUAUCAGCCUCAGAAAUAUUCAUCUGUAAUUUUUCUUCAGGAGAAAAGAAUUGAUCAGUUACUCUUCCAUGGCCAUUAAACUCUAUUAUAUACAACACAUCUGACCUGUUAUCCUGAUUAAAAACUCGUGUUUUUAAUGUUCAGCCGUUCAUGUUUUAACGGGGGGAAAAAAACUAAACACCUUAUGAAGAUAUUUUAAACAUUAAUAUCCUGAAAAUAAAAUAAGUUUUAUUGUGUUUUUUUGUUAAAGUUAUUAAGCAUCUGUAAAAGAUUUAAACAUGUUUUAAAGGGGACCUGCCAUCAAAAAUGUAAUUUUGUGUGUUUUUUGUGUCAGAUAAGGUCCAUAUUAUGUUCGUCUUAUGUUGUAAAUGUGAAAACAAAUCGUUACGUUGUUUGCAUUCUGUAAAGGUUUAAAAAAAAAAUGGGGUAAACCAGGCCAAUUUAAAAAGCAGGUCCUUCUGAUGUCACGCUGACCUUGCUCAUUAUUAUUCAGGAGCGCGUCCUCUGUGAGCCGCGCCCACUCUCUCGUUCUCGUACACAGUCACAGUCAUCAUCACUCUCCAGCCAGAGCGAGACCCAGCUACCACUGUAUCGGCAAUGGGUCUCUUCCAAACGACCGGUGUUUCCUUGGGUUCACUGCCGGGAAAAUGAACUUAAAGCUGGGCAGAAUGAAUGAGAAAACACAGCUGGAGCUCUUCAACUUCCACCUCCUCUUCGGACUCGGGGUCUAAAAUAUAUGGUUUAAUACCUGCCAUUUUUAGCCUUUAGCAUAAGGUGACCAGACGUCCCCGAUUUCCGGGGACAGUCCCCGAAAUGGAUGACCUGUCCUCGGGAAAAGCUGUCCCCGAAAAUGUCCCUGAUUUAAGCGUUUCUGAAUGAGAGCAAAAAUGUUGCAUGUGGGCUCGAACAACGGUUAUUACAAUAGCCGAAUAGGUAGGAAGCACAAGUAAGCAGUCCUGAACAACAGUUCUUACGGGGGUUAUUACAAGGGGCAUGCGCUGCUACUAAAUAGUACCGAGAUUUUGUCUGUGAUCACGCAGCCCCUGCAUCCUCCCCGCCGCCGCCACACGGAAUAUCCCCGGAUAUCAUUACAGACAUCUGGGCACCUUACUUUAGCACACAUUAGAAAAAUGGAUAAACCGAAAUCCGAACCUCCACUGCUGAGCCAAUCAGAGCACAGCAGGCUUCACAGCAGUGAUCCAAUCAGAGCAAAGCUCAUUAGCAUAAAUGUUAAUGAGCCAAAAUCAGUUGGUUUUCCUGUAAGGUUUUUUAGGCAUACUAAAACAAACCAUCAAAUAACUUUUCAGCUAAAAUUAUGUUGCAAACAUGAUAAGAGGACAUCAAGGAUUAUAAAAAAAUGAUAAAAAUUGUUGUUGAAAAGUAUGGAAAGUGUCACUGGCUGCUAGGGGAGAUUGAAGAGGAGCUAUUAUACAUUUAAUUCGGACUCUAUACUUCCCCUCCAAUUAUGGCGUUUGUCUGUAACGCUUCAUUUUAUUGGCUGUCUCUUCAAGCCCGUCCCCCUCCAUGAGCCUUUCUUCUGAUUGGCCACCUCCCUGAGGCCGAUCAAAGAAUAGAGCUUUAUGUCCGUCCCGCCCCGUGUGUUGUGGUUGUUAGAGCAAUAUUACCUCGCUACACUGUGGGUGUCACCUCAUGUUGUUGGCCAUUCAGAUGAACCAGUAAAGAGAGACUAUUAUGAUGACCUCAUUAGUGUAGUGAGUCUCAUAGAGGAUCAGUGAGAUCUUGUGAUCUCCCAAUGAGUCCGUCUAAGCAAUUUUUUCUAAGAUUACGACAACAUAUAUUUACCUCAGGAUUUGAAAAUCUGCAUAAUUUAGUAUGGAAACCAAACUUUGUAACUUAACAGUUUCUGUUAUAAAUGAGACCCUAAUCUUCCCCCUCUAAGAAGCCAUACCAGUACAUGAAUGCUGAGAUAUAUAUAUCCAUAAAAAAUAGUAGUAAUUAUUCCAUGAAAAGUUUUAAACCUGAAAUGUUUUCUUUUAUUGGUGCCUGUGUGAAAAAUCUGCCUGUAUCUGUGUCUUAGAUAGUUCUGUUAGUUUAUGACUGAAGUCUGCACAAGUUCUGUUUCUGUUAGACCUGCAACAUUACAGCUCUGUUUUCACUAAUGUUAUUUCAUGCAAGUUUUUUUUUUUUGGUGUCAGUCUUACCUGAGAGUAUCUGCAACAGCCCACAGUGAAAGUCCUUGUACAAAAUGCAAUAAGCUAUUUAUAUUUAUUUAUCCAUUAGCAGCAUUCACAUUCCUUUACUCUAAUACUGCUUUUCAGGGCAGUGAUGAAGGAAGGAUAUUGAGCUGUCUGAACUCCAUGUGUAUUAAGGACAGCACAGGCUUAAAAGAUAGAACUCACUUUACUUGACUCCCUUAAAUACCAGCAUGUUGAUGUGUGGUUUGAUGUGUGCCUAGGACUACGAUCUGAGUCAGCUGCAGCAGCCUGAUGCCCUGGAGCCAGAGUGUAUCAAGGUGGGGAUCAGACGAUUGGAUGAGAGACCCCUCCAUCAUGACCACCAGUACCCCCUCCGCUCUGCUGCCCCCCACCCAGGAGACAUCGGAGACUUCAUCCAUGAGGUACUACAACACAUAAUCUGUUGGAGUAGACAGAUACAGCUGGGAUCAGUAAAUCUCAUGGACUAAACCUUAAUGGUAAUAUCCUCAUGUAAAGUGUCAGGACUCUUGUCAGACUGGACCAGCAAGUGUGACCACAGUAGAGGGAGGGGGGUCUCACCCUCCCAAACUGACAUCCAAUCUGUUUGCCAAGAUUAUAUUCUGGUGUUGGGAACAUGCACUUGUCAGCACACAGGAAGUGAUGAAUCACAACUUGAGUGAAAUACAAACUGUCUGUUUGACAGCAGUAAGCAAACACUGUGUCCAGAAAGAGCUGGAUUUGCCAGCCUUAGAUCUUAUGCUUCUCUCAUCCCUGUUUUAUCCUUUCGUAUAAACCAUCAAAGGCUGGCCAGGAUGUGUGCCGUUUACCUCAUCACCUUACAGGAUUUAGGAAACUGAAGAUGAAACACAUUUUUUCAAACAGCUCUGAUUAGUUGCUAUUCUGAGCCGCUGCAGUAGACACUUCUCCACUGCAACAUUUGAAGACUUUGAUUACUUCUCAUUAAAACAGAAGGUGAUGUCUGUGUCACAGGAAUCACAAUAGUGAUAUGUUUCAGUGAUGGAUCAGAGACAUUUGAUCAUGUUUGGUGGGAAUCUGCACACUAACAGCAUUAAUAUCUGAAGUAAGCAGCCAAAGAAACAGUGUCUCUGUAUUUCAUCAUUAGACUUGCUAAUGGUCUGGAUUAGCUAGCCUCAGACAUAGCCUCAGCCUGGCUACCUAAUUGGAGGUAAACCCGUUGAGUUUAGUUAAUCCCGCAGUGUAUGCAGUAGUCCUGAGCGCCCUGAGGCACAGUCUGGAAGAUUACUACUGACUAACACAAGAUGAAUCAUUUGAUAUUAAACCAUUGAGUGCCUUUACUCACAUCAGACUUCCUGACAUACAGCAGAUACCGGUGAGCAUGUUCAGUUUAUAGCUGACAUUGUCUGGGUGUUUUUCUUGCUGGAGAGAUGAAGGGUGUGUAGAACCAGGUGACUGAGACAGAAAACAGUUUACAGAAAGAUGCUGUAGAGCUUCACUGAGCAGCAGAACAGAGCUAUUUCUCACCAUUGUCAUCAGUGAUACUUCCAGUUACUCUGUACAUCCUAGGUAUUGGAAUAAGGAUUUCAACAGAACAAGUACAAAGACUGUGAGAAUUAAGUAUGCUUUUUAAAAUGUAUUAAUAAUUAGUAUUAGUAUGAUAACUCUGCCACUGGCUUCUAUUUUCACAGUUUUAACAAGUAAAGAAAAAUGUCCGUCAUCACAUCCUUAAAGAAGCAGUAAAACAGCUCUGGUACUAAGACUCUGCUUCAACAUUUCCUCCUGAAAGAAAAGUUUAAAGUCCCACUCCGGUCGUCUUUUUUUUUUUCUUUUUCUUCUAAAAAUGUUUUCAGUGAUCUUUAAGUUGUGAUUAUUAAGUUUUUAGACAAAAUCAACUUAUCUGUGUCAUUUUCAAGGGCUUUUCUUCUGCAGAGCUCCAGUAGCUCAUUAGGAAUUCAUCUUUUAGUCAUGGGUGGAGACAGAGCUGCUCUGCACACUCCUCUUCAUGCUAGCUUGUAGUCUAACAUUGCCGGUGUUGUAGAAGUAGCAGGUAACAUAGGAGCUAUUCAGCUCUGGGCUGAGCUUGGAUUUGUGAUGUACGAAAUCUCACUCUGCUUGAGCUCGCCGUUUGGGUCUGCUAGAGAUUCACAGCGAUUUGAAUCAGAAAAAAUGCCAUAUGAACAUGUAGACAACAAGAAAACAUGAUUUUCAAUGGAGUGAAUCUUUAAAGGAGUCCUGGAUUCACUGGGAGCAUUUUAAUCUGAAGCAGACAAAAUCUGAUGCUGUCUUAAAAUGCAGCUUUUGACCAAUCCCUUUCUUUUUCUUCUUUCUUUAAAAUAUUAUGUAAAUUGUACUUUUUUACAUUAUUAUCUGUUAGAUAAGAAUAAGGAGAACUUCAUUUAUUCCGGAAGGGAAAUUCAAACUGCAGCUUCACAGCUUUUUCUUUUUCCCAUAGUUUCAGUGUUUACUGUAUCAAAGCUCUUCUUUGUUAUAGUAACAUGUGGGAGUAAAACUCUUUCAGAUUUUGUUUUAAAAAGUCUAAAAGACAAAAAAAGUUGUGUACUGCUUUGAGUAAAUUAACCUUCAGGUCUGGUUUGUGAGAUUUGGGGCAGCACCACUCCUUCAGAUGGGUCAAAAGGCCGCCAACAAAGCUUCUGCCAGGCUCCAGUCUUCUGCUCUCUGACCUCCUCUGAAGAUUUCUUCUUUAUCUUUGCGAUGGAGAGAAUUGAACUAACUUUUAUACCAGUAGACAGUCUGUCCUCAAAGGACUAAAUGAGGAUGUGUUUAAUCUUAGAAAUGAAAGGUAACAGAAGUGGUUGUGCAGAAAUUGAAAACAAAAAUCAAAGCCUGCCUACGUGCAGCCCUCAACACAGUUGGCCAGUUACAGUGUGGUGUGGAUGAAACUGCCAGAGUGUGUUUGGAGAAUUUAAUUCUCCAAUAAAGUCUACAGAGACUGGACUCAAUAUUUCACUGUUAGAAAGUCCGGUGAUAGCUCCACACACAGGCUGGGCCCCAGAGGAAAUUGAAUUGAACUCAGAGCCUGUGUGUCAGCAGUUCAAAUCAGUGCUCUGCAUUUGAAAGCUUGGUAAAAGCACUCUUUCAAAAGGAUUAACAACACAACUCUCAGACUUAAUCAGAUAGACCACACUCUAACAGGUCUGCAGAAUGUGUGGCAGCCAGGCAGCCAAGCAUCUCAGCUGUGAAGACUCAUCAUUGUUAAGCAGUUGAUACAUGUCACUGUGUGUAAACUACUUCCAUAUUGUCGUUAUUGUUUUGUGUGUGUGUGUGUGUGUGUGUGUGUGUGUGUGUGUGUGUGUGUGUGUGUGUGUGUGUGUGUGUGUGUGUGUGUGUGUGUGUGUGUGUGUGUGUUUGGUAGGGCUGAAUAAAGACAUCUGCCAUGCGGAGCUAUGAAUAAUGAGAGGGAGCUGUCAGACAUGGUGAGCUGAUCUAGACAGCUUAAUCCAAAGGACAUGACAAGCUGAUGCUUCUGGUCCUGCCUCUCCCUCGCUGUGUUAAUUCUCUCCUCCCAUCCAGUUCUAAAGAGACAGGAGUGUCUUGAGUCAGACAACAGACGUGGUCCAAAUUUUAUUUCCACAGCUUAUCAGAUUUACAGCUUUCAUUUCCAGCAUUCUGGAUAGCUGUAAAGAGGCAAAGACAAGUUUCUGUUCAGCCUGUUAGUUUAGGUAAAUGUUUUCGAUGUUAAUUUUAGAACGUAUUUAUUUCAUUUACGAUACUAUUUUUGCUCAGAAGUUCUUUGUAGAAGCUCAUAAAAACUGUGUGGGCACAAAGGGGAGGUGCUUUUAAGUUCAGGCUCUGCUGGGUAAUCUGCUGAAUCUCUUCCUGGAGAUGGAGGCAGCAUCUGUCCAGUCUGACCCAAAUCCUUCUGUGGUCUACUCUCUGCUGUAAUCCCUCCUUCCCCCCUUUCCUCAUUCCCCCCAGCACUCCCUGCUGUCCAUCUCAGCCCUGACACAGACACACAAACACAUACAUACACACAUACACACACAUACACAAACACAGCCUUUCUCCUGAACACUCUCUCCCUCCUGUUGCCUCUCUGAUUUGGUUCAUAUCUCACAUUCUUAUACAUCCUGCAGGGGAUGAGAGGGGGUAACGUGGGUUUUACCCUGCUCUACCGUGGUAUGAAAGCAUGAGCACAGGUUUGGAUAAGACCCUUAGGUUUUCUUUACAGUUACUAAAGAAAUAUUAUAGGAUUACUGUAAUCCUGCACUGGACAUCGUCAGAGUACUGAAGCUCUCUUAGCCGUAAAUUCAGCUUUCCUCUGACUCUGACUGUUGCCUGUCUUGUAGGUAAAACCUGAUACAGUUAAUUUUUAAUACUUAACUUAAAAAGUAAAAGCUCUGCAGAGCAAAUACUCCACGCAGAGCUCUCUUUGGCAGCAGCGAUAAAUACAAACUUCAGGGUUUGACCGGUGACAUGAGUCUGGUCUGAAUACCUCUCAUCAAACUCUGGUUUUGUGUGCUAAGGCUGUGUCAGUGGUUCUCAUCCCCCCUUGUCUCAGCAGCCACUGAAAAGGUUCCAUUAAGACACUAAAAGUACCCCUGGAUGAAGGAUCACAGCUGAUCUGCGAUCUCUGAUAAGCAGUAUGAAUUUUUUAACCUUGGUACACAGUUAAUUUACAGUCACUGAAUUACUGUGUAGCAUCCUCAAAGUAAAAGCAGUAUCCAGAAUGAGAAAAUGGACACAUGGGACCCAAAACAAAUCCCUGCUGCUUCAGUAUGCAGCCAGUGCUAACAAUCAUGGAAUUCAUGAUGAGGAAAAGAUGUUUUUUUUUCCAAAAUGAAGACAAAGAAAUGCCAGUCUAACACAAGGGCACAUUUCUCAGCUGUAAGUGACAGAGAUGGCAGUGUUGGGCAAGCUACUUAGAAAAUGUAGUGAGCUAAGCUACAAGUUAUUUUACAUUAAAUGAAGCUUCGCUACACUGAAGCUACCGACCAUAGAAAUGUAGCAAGCUAAGCUACCAUAAAAUGACCAAAGUAGCUAAACUACAUUAAAGCUUCUUUUUUUUUUUAACAUCAAACUUACUUCAUUCCAAGUCAGUGCUACCUAGUGAUCAAUGAAACUGCGAGACAAACAGAUCAGAUCCGUUCAAUUAUUUAUUAAACUCUUCUUCUUCACACACACACACAACUGUUGAUAUUUGCUGGCUGAGUUGUGAUGACUAGUUUAGCUGGUCAUUGUGUUAACACAAUCACCAGGAAUUACCUUCAGUGUGUCCUUAAAUUUGUGUUGGACGUGAUAUGGCCAUGGGGAUUCACAAGGUGAAAACGGCUCCCCCUCCAUUGUCUCCAGCUCCAUCCCGGCUGCAUCAGACAAUUCUCGUGGGCAUCUUUUUAUACAUAUUCAGGCAUCAGCAGGAUAGGCACAUGACAUUACUAGGAAGAGAUGCGUUUAAGGUCUAGGAAUGCCAGAGAAAAUGAAGCUUUUGUGGAAGCUACCUUGGCACUUGACCACGAAUGCAGCUUCACUACUGAAAAGCUAUUUGAUGUAGAAAACAGUAGUUAAACUAAAAAUGUAGUUAAACUAGUAACGCCACUACUUGUAAUGACUGCCCAAAACUGAGAAAUGGAAAAGGUGGAGACUUACACAAGUACAAACUGGUCACUCUGGACUGAGGCUGCACACUCGCUCCAUUUAAGCUCGCGUUGUAAAUUUCCAACAAGACACUACAGAGAAAACAGUUUGGAGACCUGAGUUUUUUGUCAUUAGUAGAUGUAUGUAUGAUGUAUAAAUGUAAGUUGGUGCCUGGAUGCAGGGAGGAUCCAUCAUAUAUGUUGCAGGUGUAAGCAGGAGUGGAUUCAUGAUGGGUCAUGAUAGUAAUGUUGAAUAGUUGUUCUAGGUAUAUGUUAUAUUUAUAAUUCAUGUUCUCUCCUGCUCAUGUUUGUAGAUUAGUCAUAUUGUUUUACCUUUUUUGUGCAGCCAGGCAACAUCAUGUCUGUUUUUCCAAACUGUUGUGUGUCUUUCUCUAACCUCUGUCCUUUCUGUUUUCUUCUUUCAAGGGCCUGAAGGCAGCAGACAACGACCCCACCGCCCCACCAUACGACUCUCUGCUGGUCUUUGACUAUGAGGGCAGUGGCUCAGACGCUGGCUCCCUCAGCUCCCUGCACUCCUCCUCAAGCUGUGGAGACCAGGACUACGACUACCUCGGCGACUGGGGGCCACGCUUUCGCAAGCUGGCGGACCUCUAUGGCGGAGGGGACGAUUAGAACCCUGACAACAGCAACCACACCCUCCCCACCCACCCUUGCUCCAAGGCUCAGGUGGUGGCUGAGGUUAAUGAAGAAGAUAUGGGAUGAACAUGGGGUAUUGAUCGGCACUUCUGUAUUACCAGGUGACAGCUUGUAAAGAGACUCGCUGCCCCUUUAUGACAGUUAAUGAUACUUGGGACCAUUCUGACUCCUGGCCUAGCAAGGUCUGACGCCCACUAGCAUUAAAGCUAAUGGAUGUUAUCAUUGGAGCAUUAGCCCCUGCGCUAACAAAUGUGAGCAGCUGAAACGGUGCGAUCAGAGGGAAAGAGCUACAACAGCCAUGCUACAGACGCUCAUUUACACUUGAAUCUCACAGUACAGGAGCACUGGGGUCAAAUGUGCCUUUUUGUACAUUCUUUUGAUUGUGUUCAGUCUUGAUUCUGUGCGUUGCUUUAAAGCUCCCACUGUUUUACAACAGCGACUGGAGGAGCACUUUGCCAUGAUGGUGUGUGUGUGUGUGCGUGCGUGCGUGUGUGUGUGUGUGCGUAUGUGUGUGUGUAUGGAUUCCAUCUCAUAACUGCGAGGAUGUAAGUAAAAGUGUGUAUGAGUCAUUUCCACAGAGACACACUGGAUGGACACUAAAGGGCAAAGCCUACUAUGAGAUGCUUUGGCUAAUUCAAACAGCAGAAACACGGCUUUACUGUGCAGCUCAUCUAACAGUCAGAACCUGAUAACAGCGGUCCUGAUCUCCGAGCUGGUUUUAACAAUCAAAGAGGAAACCUGUCAUAUGUAUUAGGCAAUGACCACCUGCAGACAUCUUUGUGAUAUCGUAUCCACUGCUUUAACAUGUCCAUGUGCAGAAACCACAGUCUGAUUUUCCUGCAUUGCUCAAGUAUUAUUGAGACCGAGAGGUUUUCAUUUCCUCUCUGCUCUCCCACACUGACUUACCUCUUUAAACUCAAGAUCAUUCAGCACUGUAUCACCUCAAACUUUGGAUUGCAAUGUCUCAAGGAAUGUCUGCUUUGAGCACUCCUAGAUAGUUGAACACAUUUAGUGCCACAAGAAAUAUGAAUGACUUUGUUUUUAGAUCUUGGGUUUGCUGUUGUUUUCAUUUUUGUUUUGUUUUUGUGUUGUUGUUUUUUUACUUUUAGUGCUCUUUAAAUGUUAUGAUUAUGUCCUUGCAGCCCCGCCUCACUAAUAGAAACCUAAAAUGGGAAGUAUUUUAGUCUAUUUGCUGAAUGACAUAAACAGUUGCCAAAGGGGGGAAAUACUGUGAUAAAAUAAUUUCUGUGCAGAUGGAAGAAAAUAUAGUCCAAAAGAGCAACAAAAAUCAAGGUUUUAAGAUUUGAAGUCAAAAUCUAAAAUCAUUCAAAGUAGUUUUGAUAGCAGAGAAAGAUCCCUAAAAAUUCACAUCAUGGAGAAAUUCAAAGAAAAACUUUCUAAGGUAGGGAAACACUGAAUUUUUAUUUUUUCAUCUGUGUCUCUGAUGAUACACAAAAUCUCUAACAAGAGCAGGAGUGUGCUGUGAAACCCCCCACUAUGUAUUCUGGUUCCCCUCAACUCUGUAUUCUGCCCCUGCUACCCCUGGUAGGCUCAUCCUGAUAAAAAGACGACUCGUUUUUCAUAGCUCGUUUUUACUGCUAACAAUAUCAAAGCUAGUCAUUGGCAGAGCUCGCCCUGCAGUCUGCCUCUUUUUCUCACAAAAGUUGAAGUCGUAAUGUAUCAGCAAAUGCCAAUCUGUGGUUCACGUCCUCAGUUAUUUGAAUUUCAACAUGCUGUUUGUUUUGGUUUGGGCUUUUAAGAUCAACAGAAACUUUACUCUUACAGUUAACAUGCUGCACCAGCUCCCCAGUUAAAUCUUUGUUGGAUCCACCCCAGAUUUAUUCCUGCAGGUAAAACAUUUCCAGAUUUCCUCACAGUAACAGGAACUUGAUAGAAGUUGGUAGCUUGGCAACCAUAAGCCUACCAACGGAACAUGGUGCUUCAAUUCAGUCAACUCAUUCUGCUGAAGGUGGUAGCCGCUGCAUGAAGAGCAUACACAUCUUUCUCUCUUGUAUGGAAGAAAUUAUCAGGACAAAAGUGGUCAUAAUUAUAACACUAAAACACUAUUAUCAGUUCCUUGUACCUCAUGAUUAUUAUAAGAGGCAAACUGCCUUAAAGAUUACAGGAUCCUCUAUUUUUUAAACUGGAGUCAGGCCUCUUGUGUGGUUGUGGGAAUUAGUCAAAGCAUUGUGGUCAAACUUGGAGCUGUACAGUAGAGCUACAUAUUUCUGCCAGUUUGGGGUCCCAGAGCUUGUGAGAAGACAUGUACAGUAAUGCUAGACUUUAGAUAGAUCCCCUCUGUUUUGUUUUGCUUUUAUCACAAUGUAACUUAUGCAGCUGAUUGCCAAUAAAGGGAGACAUCAGUCCUUGUUUUGUAGCAAAGAAACUUCUUGAUACUCUGCUGUGGUGGUGGUAACAAAAAAAGGCAAUGUUUCCUCUGUCUGCUGAUGGUUUGCCUUAGUGUUCUCUGGUACUGUCCAACUGGCUACUCACUGUAAACUGAAAUCUGUACAGAUUGUAUUUUUUCUCUCGUUGUUCUUUUGGCCGUGGUCUCUGACAAUGACAUGCUAAUAUCCUGAAUCCUUGUAUAUGUGUAAUUUGGAUUACAAAUUAAAACAUUUUUGCAUGUUUUUAUCUUUUCA